CAUUCCCAGCCUUGCCUCGGGUGUAGGGAUUGCAGGGAAAAGCAAAACUACACGGCAAAGACCCUGUGUAGUUUUGUUUUUUGGGAUAAUUGAGGCCAACCGUUCUCACGUUGGAUUUUCUGAACAGAUUUCUGGAUAAGGAGAUUGUUUUAGAAGAUAUCUCGGGCACCGCCCCUUCAAAUCUAGGCACUCUUGUGAAUACAAGGUGCCUACCAACAUGUCUACACAGGCGCCAACGUUUACACAGCCGCUUCAGAGCGUUGUGGCACUUGAGGGUAGUGCCGCAACGUUCGAAGCUCAAGUUAGUGGUAAUCCAGUUCCUGAGGUGAGCUGGUUUCGUGAUGGCCAGGUUCUUUCCGCUGCCGCUCUGCCCGGCGUUCAGAUCUCGUUCAGCGAUGGCCGCGCUGUUCUGAAGAUCUCUGCCGUGACAGCCGCACACAGUGGAAGAUUUUCAGUGAGAGCCACCAAUGGCGCUGGACAAGCCACUAGCACCGCUGAACUUCUCGUUACAGCGGAAACCGCGCCGCCAAACUUUACUCAGAGACUGCAAAGUAUGACCGUGAGACAAGGAAGCCAAGUCAGACUGGAUGUUCGUGUGACCGGAAUCCCUACACCUGUGGUGAAGUUCCUCAGGGAGGGAGCUGAGAUUCAAAGCUCAGCUGACUUUCAGAUUGUACAAGAUGGAGAUCAAUACAGUUUGUUGAUUGCUGAAGCCUUCCCAGAGGACUCUGGAACCUAUUCUGUCAGUGCCUCCAACAGCAGUGGCCGUGCCACCUCUACUGCUGAGCUGCUCGUUCAGGGUGAGGAAGUAGCAGUACCUGCUAAGAAGACAAAAACAGUUAUUUCUUCCUCUCAGAUGUCUUCCUCUCAGAUAUCUUCCUCGUCACGUCAGACAAGGGUGGAGAAAAGAAUGGAGGCUCAUUUUGAGUCAUCCUCCAGUUCAGCCAUGAUGAUUGAGGGAGGUGCUAUGGCUGAGCACCUGGCACACAAGACCCCCCCACGGGUGCCUCCAAAGCCCACCUCAAGGUCCCCACCUUCAGCGUUGACGAAAGUGUCCGCCACUCGCCACCAGUCCCCCUCCCCCGUGAGGCCUGUGAGAGGACCAGUACCUGGCCCAGUCAGUUCUGUGUCCCCUGCCGCCAGCAGGCUGUCAGUGUCCCCCAUCCGACCGGUCAAGUCCCCAAUCAUGAUUCGUAAGCAGGUGAUCCAGACCACAGAGGUGCUGCCACCAUGGAAACAGGCGGGCUACGCGUCGGAGGCCAGCUACACUGCCAUGACCUCCGGAGCCACUCACGUGCAGACCUCGGUCACACAGCGCGCCUCAUGGGAGAGCUCUGUUAGUAUGCAACAGCAGCAAGUGAGCGGGAUGUCCGUGAGCGGAAUGUCCAUGACCACCAGUGCCAUGGCCGUCAGUGGGAGUGCUAUGGCCGUCAGUGGGAGUGCUAUGGCCGUCAGUGGGAGUGCUAUGGCCGUCAGUGGGAGUGGGAUGGCCGUAAAAGAGGGCGAGGAGGGGAAAAAGGCCGGUGCUGUGGCCACUGUGCUUGCUGCCGUCGAUCAUGCACGCGUGCGCAAGCCUGUGCAUGCCGAGAGGGCUGCCACCGCUGAAGAGGAAACCGUAGAGUUCGAUGUAUCACAGCAGGCCAUGUAUGCCGCUGAGCAACAACAACUACAACAGCAACAACAACAACAACAACAACAACAAUACCGAGCAAGAGCAGAGGCCACACUAAUGGCCUCUGCUGCUGAAAAGACUGUUCAUGUCUCCCAGAUCCAAAGGAGCCUAGACACCAGCACUCAUGUGGACACUGGCCUGGCUCCUUCCCCCAUACCACACUUUACAGUUUCAAAAGUUACUGUGCCUAGAGCUGAACAUAGCCAUGAGGUCUCAAUAGCAGGCUCUGCUAUUGCCACACUCCAGAAAGAGCUAUCGACCAGCCAUGGUGCUCAAAAGAUCAUCAAGCCCGUCAAGGCCCCGACUCACAGGGUCAUGGAAAUGAGAGUGACCCCUGAGCCGACCCUUCCUCCGUUUAGAGACGAACGAUAUCAGGCGCAGUACGAAACACAUUUGCAAAGCGAGAUAGGCGCUUCCUACGCAGGUGGCAUGGAGCAGGCUUAUGGCGAAUGGGAGGCCCAGGCUAUGGAGAUUGCAGCUGUCCCAGCUGAACAAGAAGCAGUUGUGCCACCUACACUUAUUGCUGCCUUGAAAAACGUGACCGUCACAGAGGGAGAAUCUGUGACUUUAGUGUGCCAGAUUUCUGGAACCCCAGCCCCAACCAUCAUGUGGUUCAGGGAGGACUACAAAAUCGAGAGCACCAUCGAUUUCCAAAUUACAUAUGAGGGUGGAUAUGCACGUCUGGUGAUCCGCGAGGCCUUUGCUGAAGACAGUGGCCGCUUCACUUGCACUGCCACUAGCCCUGCUGGGACAACCAGCACAUCUUGCUACCUGCUUGUCAAGGUAUCUGAAGAGAUUGAAACCAGAGAGGAAGUCACCAUUGUCUCAGGAGAAGAGACACGCGAAGCUAGGGAGGAGACCAUGUCUGAAUUCAGCACAGUGUCUGAAACCAUAGAGAUGGGGGCAGGUGUGGCACCCUUCUUCGUAAAGAAGCCCUUUGUACAGAAGCUGGUCGAAGGAGGAAGUGUUUUGUUUGAGUGCCAAGUUGGAGGAACACCCAUGCCUCACAUUUACUGGAAGAAGGGUGGUGUGCCUCUCACAACUGGAUAUAGAUACAGAGUAGCCUACAAUAAGGAGACCGGCGUCUGCAAGCUGGAGAUCUCAAUGACAUUUGCUGAUGAUGCAGGAGAGUACACUAUUGUGGCAAGGAAUCAAAUGGGAGAGUCCGCUGCCUCUACUAACCUCCUCGAAGAGGAGGAAUAUGACGCCUACAUGAAGCAACAUGACGUGACCUACAAGACAGAGGUGACUGCCAUGGUGCAGGAACCCAGAGUUGGAGAUGUUCCCCCUGUGAUAGUGAGUGAAUAUGAGAGAGAACAGUAUCUCACACAGAAGACGACGACAUAUAUUUCUGGACAGGAAUUCCAAAUAUCUGCUUUUGAGCAGAGAAUAAUACAAGAGAUUGAGAUUCGCAUCCUGAAGAUAACAUACCAACAGAUAGUGACUGAUGAUGGGGAAGAGAUGGUCAUCAAUGUAGCUGAACAUGAAGCUCAGCAGCCCACCUUUAACACACCUGUCAAAAACUACAGAAUCAUGGAAGGCAUGGGGGUCACAUUCCACUGCAAAAUGGGUGGCACUCCACUGCCUAAGAUUGCCUGGUACAAAGAUGGCAACCGCAUCAGACAUGGAGGCCGUUACCAGAUGGAGUUUCUCCAGGAUGGAAGAGCCAGUCUGCGUCUGCCCGUGGUGCUGCCAGAGGAUGAGGGCGUCUACACUGCUUAUUCGUGCAACAUGAAGGGCACAGCUGUGAGCUCUGGAAAGCUUUACAUUGAGUCUGCCGCUGCUGCUCAACCACAGUACCCACAGACAGAGGCUAUGAAGAGAAUUAGGUCCACCUCUCCUCGUUCUACCAGCUACUCUCCUGGACGUUCCCCCAGCUUCUCUCCUGGGCGUUCUCCAAGUUUCUCUCCCGGUCGUUCUCCCGGUCGGUCCCCAGCCCGUAGGCUUGACGAUACUGAUACAAGUCAACUUGAGAGGCUGUACAAACCUGUGUUUGUUCAGAAGCCUUCCUCCUUCAGGUGCUCUGAGGGACAGACAGCAAGAUUUGACCUCAAAGUGGUUGGCAGACCCAUGCCAGACACAUUCUGGUUCCACAAUGGUCAACAGGUUGUUAAUGACUACACUCACAAGAUAGUGAUCAAGGAAGAUGGAACUCAGUCUAUGAUUGUGGUUCCUGCCAUGCCCGGUGACUCUGGAGAAUGGACAGUUGUGGCCCAGAACAGAGCUGGAAAAACGACUGUUUCUAUGACUCUCACAGUUGAUGCCAAAGAAAACUUGGUGCGACCCCAGUUUAUUGAGAAGCUGAAGAAUGUCAGUGUCAAGGAGGGCUCUUUGGUUGCACUGGCUGUCAAAGCCAUUGGAAACCCUCUCCCUGAUAUUGUCUGGCUGAAAAACAGCGACAUCAUCUCAUCCCACAAAUAUCCUAACAUCAAGAUUGAAGGCGUCAAAGGAGAGGCCCAGUUCAAAAUCCCCACGGCUGUUGGAUUUGACAGUGCCUGGUACACUGCUACAGCCAUUAACAAAGCCGGACGGGACACCACACGCUGCAGGGUCAACGUUGAGGUUGAGCUCAGUGAACCAGAGCCUGAGCGGAGACUUGUUAUUACCAAGGGGACCUACAAGGCCAAGGAUAUUGCUGCCCCCGAGCUGGAGCCACUGCAUCUUCGCUAUGGCCAGGACCAGUGGGAGGAGGGAGACCUCUACGAUAAAGAGAAACAACAGAAGCCUCAUUUCAAGAAGAAGCUGACAUCAGUCAGAAUGAAGCGCUUUGGACCUGUGCACUUUGAGUGCAGACUGACCCCUAUUGGCGACCCCAACAUGAUGGUGGAGUGGCUACAUGACGGUAAACCCCUGGCUGCUGCCAACAGGCUGCGCAUGGUGAAUGAAUUUGGCUAUUGCAGUCUGGACUACGAGGUGGCUUACGCAAGAGACAGUGGCGUCGUCACCUGCAGAGCCACUAACAAAUUUGGUGUCGAUCAGACGUCUGCCACGCUGAUUGUGAAAGAUGAGAAAAGCCUUGUUGAGGAAUCUCAGCUUCCCGAGGGAAGGAGAGGCAUUCCCAGGAUGGAUGAGAUAGAGCGCAUGGCCCAUGAGGGUGGCCCCGCAGGUGUGACCGGAGAUGACUAUUCAGAGAAAACGAAACCUGAAAUCGUCUUGCUUCCAGAGCCUGCGCAAGUCUUGGAGGGGCAAAAUGCCAAAUUCCGCUGCCGUGUGACUGGUUAUCCAACUCCCAAAGUCAACUGGUACCUGAAUGGACAGCUUAUCCGCAAGAGCAAGAGAUUCAGGCUUAAUUAUGAUGGUAUCUACUACCUUGAGAUUACUGACAGCAAGUCCUAUGACUCUGGAGAAAUUAGAGUCGUUGCAGAGAAUCCCGAAGGUGUAGUUGAGUACAUUGUAAAGCUGGAGAUCCAACAGAGGGAGGACUUCAGGACAAUUCUCAGACGCGCCCCUGAGAUUAAACCCACAAUUGAACCUUUCGGAGAGCAUGGCAGAGUGCCUUUUGAAGUUGUGAAGGUUGACAAGCCUAGUGAGGUCUCCCAGCAGAAAGAGGUUGUAAAACUGAGAAAAGUUGAGAGAGUUGUCCAUGACAUAUCUACAGAGGAGACAGCAGAACUGAGAAGCAAAUUCAAACGCAGGACAGAGGAGGGCUAUUAUGAGGCUAUUACUGCUGUUGAGCUCAAGAGUCGCAAGAAGGACGAGACUUAUGAGGAAAUGCUGAAGAAGAGGAAAGAUGACCUUCUUCAUCACAUCAAGGAAAUUCCUGAAUCUGAGAGGAAGAAGAUGGAAGAACAAGGCAAAGUCACCUGCCCCACCAUUAGACCAGAAAAAAUAGCUCUCUCUCCCAGCAUGGAGGCUCCAAAGAUCAUUGAGCGUAUCCAGAGCAAAACAGUUGCUGUGGGAGAUGAGGUUCGUUUCCGUUGUAGAGUUGUCGGAAAACCAGACCCAGAAUGCCAGUGGUUCAAAAAUGGUGUCAUGCUGGAGAAAUCUGACCGUAUUUACUGGUACUGGCCUGAAGACCAAGUCUGUGAAUUGGUGAUCAGAGAUGUCUCUGCAGAGGACUCCGCUAGUGUCAUGGUCAAAGCCAUCAACAUUGCUGGAGAGACCUCUAGCCAUUCAUUUUUGUUGGUGCAAGCCAAGCAAGUUAUUACCUUUACUCAAAAGCUGGAAAAUGCCUAUGCCAAAGAGAAGGACACCAUGGUUACCUUUGAAUGUGAAACAAAUGAGCCUUUUGUUAAAGUCAAAUGGCUGAAGAACAAUGCUGAGAUUUUCACUGGUGAUAAAUACAGGAUGCACUCUGACAGAAAAGUACAUUUCUUGUCUGUUCUGAUAAUCACCAUGAAAGAUGACGACGAAUAUUCUUGUGUCGUUGUUGAUGAUGACCAAGUAAAAACUUCUGCCAGACUCCAUGUGGAAGGUGCCCCUCUUGAAAUGCUGAAGAAACUAGAAAGUGUUGAAGUCCCUGAAACAUAUUCUGGAGAUUUUGAAUGUGAACUGUCUCGUGAAGAUGCUGAGGGAACAUGGUACUUUGAAAAUAAGGAGAUUACUCCCAGUUUGAAAUAUGUUGUGUCCUCUCGCCGUGGACGUCAUGGUUUGUCUGUGAAAGAUGUCAAGAAGGAAGAUCAGGGCAAAUACACUUUCAAAACUGGAAAUUUGAGCACAAGUGCUUCCCUGAAAAUGAAAUUGCGUCCUAUUACUCUGAUGCAAGGACUCUCUGACCUGACUGUCUGUGAGGGUGAUAUUGCUCAGCUUGAGGUGCGGUUUUCUCAGGAGAAUGUUGAGGGAACGUGGAUGAGAAAUGGACAACCCGUCUCGGCUUCAGACAGAGUUCACAUUGUCAUCGACAAACUGGUUCAUAAGCUGCUCAUUGAAAAUGUCAACAGGGAUGAUGCAGGAAUGUAUUCCUUUGUUGUUCCUGCUCAUGAUAUUUCCACGACUGGAAAGCUUACCGUGCAAACAAUUGGCAUCUUGUCACCACUCAAGGAUGUUACCACCACUGAAGGCACCAAGGCUGUGAUGGAGUGUAAGAUCUCUGCUGCUGAUGUCAGCUCAGUGAAAUGGUACCACAAUGACAAGCAGGUGAUGGCCUCAGACAGAGUCCAGAUGGUGGCCAAGGGAACCAAACAGCGUCUGGUGCUUAUGAGGUCCUUUGCCUCUGAUGAAGGUCAAUACAAGUUGGUUGCUGGCAGAGUUGACACAAGCUGCAAAUUGACUGUUGAGAAAAUUUCCAUUGUGAAACAUAUGGAGGACCGUGUUUGCACAGAGACCCAGAAUGUUACUUUUGAGGUGGAGCUGUCUCACCCUGGUAUUGAUGCAGUUUGGACCUUGAGGAACAAUGUGCUUAAAGCAGGUGCAAAAUACAAGAUGGAGUCCAAAGGCAAACGCUACACCCUUACAGUCAUCAAUACCAUGAAGGAUGAGGAGGGACAGUAUGCAUUUGCUGCUGGAGAGAAAACAUCCAGUGCAAAACUUACUGUAUCAGGUGGUGCUAUCAACAGACCCCUUCAGGACCAGACUGUAGCAGAAUCUCAGAGUGCCGAGUUUGAGUGUGAAGUCGCCAAUGCCAGCGCUAAGGGCAAAUGGCUGAAGGAUGGCCAACCUGUUGACUUCGGUGAAAAUAUUCACAGUGAAGACAAGGGUGCUGUGAGGCGCCUUAUUAUUGCCAUUACCAGGACUCAGGACGUUGGUGAAUACACGUACCAGGUGGCCAACUCUAAGACAACAGCCCACCUGAAAGUUGAAGCUGUGAAAGUGAAAAAGACACUUAAGAACCAAACUGUGACUGAGACUCAGGAGGCUGUGUUCAGCCUUGAGCUCACCCAUGAAAAUGUGAAGGGAUCUCAGUGGACCAAGAAUGGCGUUGAGCUUGUUCCAGGUGACAAGUAUGAAAUCACUAUGGACGGCAUGGUGCACACUCUAAAGAUCAAGAACUGCACCACACAAGAUGAAUCAGUCUAUGCAUUCAAACUGGGAAAACUCAGUGCCAAUGCCAGACUGAAUGUUGAAACAAUAAAAAUUGUGAAGAAGCCAAAGGACAUUACCUGUCUGUUGGAUGCCACUGGCUCCUUUGAACUGAGCCUAUCCCAUGACAACAUUCCAGUGAAAUGGAUGUUUAAUAAUAUUGAACUGAAGCCAAGUAACUCCUGCCAGAUAUUGUCAGAGAGGAAAGCACAUAAACUUAUCAUCCAGAAUAUUGACACCAGCAAGGCUGGGGAAUACACUGCUGUAGUUGGACAUCUGCAAUGCAGCGCCUACCUGCAUGUUGAAUCCCUGCGUGUCACAAAGCCUAUGAAGAACGUUGACGUCCCUGAGACCCAAGUGGCAACCUUUGAGUGUGAAGUGUCACACUUCAAUGUCCCAUCCACUUGGCUGAAGAAUGGUGUGGAGAUCGAGAUGAGUGAGAAGUUCAGGAUUGUGGUGCAGGGAAAGCUCCACCAGCUCAAGAUCAUGAACACCAGCAGACAGGACGCAUCAGAGUACACCUUUGUAUGUGGAAAUGACAGAGUUUCUGCAACACUGACAGUUAGCCCCAUUUUGAUCACCUCCAUGCUGAAAGAUCUCAAUGCUCAGGAGAAGGACACUAUUACCUUUGAGGUUACUGUCAAUUAUGAAGGCAUCACCUACAAAUGGUUGAAAAAUGGUGUGGAAAUUCGGUCCACAGACAGGUGUCAGACCCGAAGCAAGCAGCUCACUCACUCUCUCACAAUACGCAAUGUGCACUUUGGUGACAGUGCAGACUACAAGUUUGUUGCCGGAUCUGCUGAAACAUCUGCAAAACUCUAUGUUGAUGCUCGCGUGAUUGAGUUCACAAAGCACAUCAAAGACAUCAAGAUUACUGAGAAGAAGAAGGCUAUUUUUGAAUGUGAAUUAUCUGAACCUAAUGUACAAGUGACAUGGAUGAAAGAUGGACAGGAACUUGAAGUAUCUGAGAGGUAUAAGGUUACCACAGAGAAGUUCCUACACCGUUUGAUGAUUCAGACUGUCCGUCAGUCUGAUGUUGGAGAGUACUCUGUGGUUGCUGGUGCCAGCAUGUCAAGGGCUCAUCUCACAGUUGAAGGCCGUGAUGUCCGGAUCACAGAACCUGCUGAGAAAGAUAUCACUGUUGUUGAGAAACAGAGGUCUACAUUCGAGUUUGAAGUAAAUGAGGACGACAUUGAGGGCCGCUGGAUGAGGAAUGGAGUUGAGAUCCAGUUUUUCUCAGAGGAGCGGUUCACCUAUGUGGCUAUUAGGAAGAUCCACCGUCUGAUAAUCACUGAGACCUACAGAACUGAUGCUGGAGAGUACACCUUUAUUGCUGGCAAGAACAGGAGUGUGGUAACACUUCAUGUCAAAAUUCCUGAGCCUCCCAGGAUUGUCCGCCAGAUGGAGGCGCUUACGGUUGAGGCUGGCAAGCCUGCUCGCUUCACUGUGGAGGUGGCAGGUGUCCCUCAGCCUCAGGUGGCUUGGUACAAGAACUCCCAGGCUCUGUCAGCUGGGUUUAAAUGCAAGUUCCUUCGAGAUGGGAAUGAGUGCACACUGCUGUUGAUUGAGGUCUUCCCCGAGGAUGCUGCAGUCUAUAACUGUGUGGCCACAAAUGACUUUGGCCAGGCAUCUAGUUCUGCUAAUCUUACUGUGGAAGUCUCAGAGGUGGUGUCUCCAGAGUCAGGGGCUCCCCUCUCUCCCCCCGUUAUCAUCUCUCCAAUUCACAACGCCUCUGCCAAGGAGGGUGAAGCUGUCAGAUUCCAGUGCCGUGUCUCUGGAGAUGAUCUUAAGAUCAUGUGGUACUGCAAAGAUAAAGAGCUCAAGCAAUCAGAGUUCUUCAGGAUGUCCCAGUUUGAUGAUAAUUGCAAAUUGGAGAUUGCCAGAGUGUACCUUGAAGAUGAGGGGGAGUACACUUGUGUUGCCCGUAACUCUGCAGGAAUGGUCUCAUGCUCUGCUUUCCUGAAACUUGAUGGAGAAAUGCACACUCAGGACACUGCAUCCAAACAGUGGCAUGCCACAUCCAGUCUCUCCACAAGCAUAUCAAGUGUUAAGAAGGAACCAAUUGGUCAAAAGCCCACUUUUAUUCAGCCUAUUAUGAGCUGCUCCGUGUAUCACGGGGAAGUGGCCAGAUUCCAUGCUUGUGUGUCCGGCAUGCCGAAGCCAGAAAUCAGCUGGUUUCACAACCGGGAACCCAUAAAACCAACAAAAAAUGUUGUCUUCCAUUUCGAUGAGAUGACAAACACUGCCACACUUAUCAUAGUAGAUGCUUUCUCUGAGCAUGCCGGACUGUACACAUGCAAAGCAAUGAAUAGUGCAGGAGAGGCGGUUUGCACGGCUACCCUGACAGUAACUGCAGAAGUGCCUAUGCAAGAGGUGAUUGAAGCCAAAAUCGAGGAAGAAGUCAAAGAGUUUUCUAGCCGGACUGUGACGACUGAAGAAGAAGAAUCCUACAGAACUUCCCUCCAAUUGCCUGAAAAAUCUAAAACACUUGAACUUAAGCCAGAGCAAAAGAUGUACUCAAGCUCUAUUGAAAAGAAAAAAGAAAAGCCUAUAUUUAUUACCCAACUAGCUCCUGCUGCUGUCACAACAGGAGACACGGCUCGAUUGACUGUCCACAUUUCUGCUUUCCCUAAACCAAAAGUUCAGUGGUUUCAUAAUGGUAGAAUCAUUACAUCAUCUUCUGUAUACACAUUCAUAGAAAAUAGAGAUGAGUACACAUUGAUAAUCUCUGGGGUUAAGAAGGAAUAUGAAGGAGAAUACUCUUGUGUCGCAACUAACAAAUUUGGCAAGUCAACUUGCACAACCACCCUUCACGUAAAUGUAAGUGAUGUUACACAUGCAGAGAGGUGGGUUGAACAAAUGUUCAAAGUACCUGGCCAGCCUCCGCGUUUCACUACACAGAUCGAAUCAGUGCAGUGUGCAGAGGGGGGCGAAGCAAAGUUUCAGUUUAAAGUUAGCGGAUCGCCACACCCUGCAGUUCAGUGGUUUAAAGGUAGUUACCAAAUUCAAUCAAGUAACCGUAUCACCAUAGUGUAUAACCCUGAUGGCUCAGGAUUUAUGAGAAUGACUGGUCUUCAUCAGCAAGACAGUGGGCUCUACACAUGUAAAGCAUCCAAUUCUUCUGGAGAAGCCUCCAGCAGUGCUGAACUGAUUGUCUUCCGUGAGACUGCCUCUAUAUCCCGCCACAAAGAAAAGGUAGUCACCCAGAAGCAGAAAGGCUACAAAGUUUCGAUGACUGAACAGGCAACUGAGUCCCGUCUGUACAUGGUCAACAUCCCAGGUGAGACUAAAGAGCAAGCAGGACGUCAGAUGAUUUACACCAUUGGCACUGAGGAUAGACAGGUUGACACCAGUGAACAGGUAGACACCUUAAGAGAGGUAGAUAUUUCUGCUGCCACUGUUCAUAGAGAGCAAGUAACCCACCAGGCUGCAGUCUUGGAGUCUCAUGAGGUGCAAGAGAGAGUCUCCAUGGGUCCCCCUCGGCCACAGCCAGCAGUAGCGACUCCAGUGAAACAGCUUCACACAGCUGCCCUAACAUCUGCCGUUGAGGAAAAUCAAGGGUUCACAGAGCAGCACUCUGAACGCAUCAAAAGCCCUGAGAUUACAGAGCUACAAAUGGCAAGGGAACAGCCCUCAAAGUUGAUGUCUGCAAUAUCUGAAAACAUAACACCUUUCACUAUUGUAAAAGCUGGACCUUUAGCCAAGAGAGAAGAGGAAAAGACACAGUCAACUCGUGAACCCAAACAUCCUAUCAGUAGUCAUCAGGUUGAGACCACACUUUCAAUAAUGAAAGAGAAAUCACAGACAAUUCCAACACCUCAAGUUGAGAAAAGCUACAAAGUCAAAGAAGGUGUGAAAAUUCUAUAUUCUGCUAUAUCAACAGAGAAUCAGGAAAUCACUGAGGGCCAUUCUGCAGAAUUAUCCACCUCAGAUUCAGCUAUACAAUCUUCUAUGAAAAAAGAACAGUCAAAACCUGUUAUACUUUCAGUAAGUGAGACUAAACAGACAUUAUCAAAAGAGGAAAUAUUUACCAUAUCGAGACCAGGGGAAGAGGUGGCUCACACCACCAAAGAUAAGGCACUUAAGUCUGCUCUUACAGCAGAAGAAAAGCGUGAGCUCCAAGCAGAGCGCAUGGGUGAACUUCCUGGUUUGGACAGCGCUGUGUCAGUGCACUCAGAGAGGGAGCAAGAGCAAAUCUUGCACCUACAGCUGAUUAGCGAUCAAGGUAGUCUGCCCUCAGAGGGUCGGUUUACCUGUGAGAGACCAGCUGAGGAGAAGGCAGAUAUUAGGAAGAGUCCCACCUUGCUCCACUCAGUAUCUACAGAUGAGCAGAGAACCGUCACUUGUGAGGACUCUGCACAUUUUUCAUCUGAGAAGACUGCAUUAACUCUGCAGCCUCAGAAAGAACCACUUGGGACCUUGCACCUUCAGUCUACUCAGUUAGAGAGUGCCCUGACCAAAGAGGGAAUGAUAUCUUUUCAGAAACCAGACCAGCAGGUAGCAGCACAGAGGCAGGAGAAAGCUCGUAAAAAUGCAGUUACAACUGAGGAAAAGAGGGAAUUUACAGCAGAUUACUAUAAAACCCUUGACACAUCUGUAACAGGUGUUCAAUCUGAGCAUAAAAUAGAGCCAAAGCCUCAGAGUAUUCUUCAGGUUGUCUCCGAUCCUAUGCAACUGCCAAAGGAAACGCCUUUCUCAACUGAUGUGAAACAACAACGAGCAUUAGUCCAGAAGGAAGACCGCUGGAAUAUUGUACAUGUUACUUCUGUGUCUGACAGGCAAGAUUUAGAGGAGGGCCACACGGAUGAUUUGGGGUCAGUUGAGAAAUUCACAAGUAAGACUGAAGUGGAGCCAAAACUACCUUCGGAAUACAUCACAAUAGAGGAGAAAGCAGUGUCAACUGAGAGCAGUGUGGCUCUUGAGGCAGCAGAACAAGAUUUUGCAGUCCAAAUUCAGGAGGGUCAGUCUGUCAGACAGUCUAUUGUUAUGGAUGAGAAACACGUCUUGACUGGAGAGCAGUCUGAAGAAAUCUCUAAGUCUGAGACAACAACAGCAACUGUAGUUAAGCAGAGCAAAAGUGCCUUUAUGGUGUCAGAAUCUAGGGAGAGCCAAACCCUUCCGAAAGAGCUCACCUUUGUGAUCCAAGCACCAAAAUCAUUUACCUUGGAUGUCAGGCAUCAGUUGAAGAGUGCUUUACAGUCUGCCGUUGCACGAGAUCAACCUCUAAUACUGGCAGAUUUUGUGCAGAGUUUAGCAGUCGUAGAGGUACAAGAGGUUAAGGUACGUAGAGAGCCAAAGUAUGCAAUGUACACAUACCUAAUCACAACAACAGGUGCACCUAUUGAAAUCACAAUUGCCUUUGAGGGUGGUUAUCCCCAAACUGCAGAUCUGAAAAGUGAGCUUAAGGCUGCUUUCUACUCCAUAGUCUAUAGAGAGCAGCAGGUUCUGACAUCUGAACAGCCUGGCACGAUGGAAAUCGAUAGGCCUCAGAGAUUGCAGGUUACGAGCGCCUCUUCAAAAGAAAUGCUCUCAUCCAUUGUGCAAACAGUGCAGAUGAGUGAGAAUGUGUCGGAUUUGGCAGCAGCCAAAACACAAUCUGCCGCACUGAGAACUGAAACCAAAGCUUCCUUUCAGACAGCAGCAGCACAGGAGCAAACUAUUGUGCAGGAGUCAAAAAGAGCCAUGGUACAGAUGACCACUGAAUCAAAAAUGGAAAUAGAAAAGUCCAUAGAGAUUUCUACUCAGGAAAGCAGAUCUGUGACAGUGUCGGGCCAUGAGAGAGACGUUGGUGCUGCUUCUAUUACUACAGAUGUUCCUUUUGCACCAGUACCUGUUGAGCAGUCAGUAGAUAUCCACAUUAAAAAGGAAAAAAAUGAGGGUUUUCUGAUAGAGGAAACCAUUACAACAACCAAAACUACUGAAAAGGUUGGCAAAUACCCCCCAAUAUUUGAAACAGAAUUGGAAGAUAUUACAGCAGAGGAAAAAGGCACAGCCACUUUUACAGUGUCUGUAAAGUUUGUUAAAAAUGUAAAUUGGCUGUUCAAGGGAAAAAUUAUUAAAUCUGGCAAAGAGUUCAAGUGUUCCAAGCAACAUAACACAUACACACUAGUGAUCGACAAAGUAAUCAAGGAGAAGCAUGAAGGAGAGUAUGUCUGUGAAGCAGAGAAUGAAGGCGGCAAGACUACAACAUCCUCAAGACUCACAGUUGUCUUAAGAGUGCCACCUGUUUUCAGGCACAAAGCCCAUCCCCUGGAAGUCAACAUUGGCGUCAAUGCCAAAUUUGAGUGCGAGAUUGAGGAUGCACCAAAUGUCACUUUCAAGUGGUACAAGUCUGGCUCUGAGAUCAGACAAAGUGAGAAGUUCAGGAUCAUCAGCCGUGGCACCAUUUCCUAUUUGGAGAUUCUCAACCCAGCCAAGGUGGACACGGCUGAAUAUACCUGCAAAGCUUCUAACCAGCAUGGAAGUGACAGCUGCUCUGCUAGUCUCCAAGUGACUGAAGUCUUCCCACCAGAAUUUGUUACAAAGCCUGAUCCUAUGGCGCUGUUUGUGGGCAAACAGGCCAAAUUUCAAUGUGUAGUCAAUGGUUCUACUCCAAUGAGUGUUUUAUGGCAUAAAGACAGCAUUGCCAUUUCUGCUGAUGAGCAUUAUAAAAUAUCCUCUGAUAAGAACAAAUACACUCUUCUGAUUAGCAAACUUGAACAGAAUGAUCAGGGUAUGUAUCUGUGCAAAGCAUCCAAUAGUGUUGGGACAGAUACAUGUUGCACAGAGCUGAAGGUAAUUGACAAACCCAGCUUUGUAAAGACUUUUAAAGCCAUAUCAGUAGCAGUGGGUAACACACUGCGUCUUGAGUGUCAGGUGAAUGAAGACACAGGAGUCAGUAUUACCUGGAUGAAAGAUGGCAAAAAGAUUCACAACACCAUGGAGUGUAAACUCUCUUUUGAAGACAAAACAGCCAGUCUUGAAAUCCCAAAAGCCAAACUUAAAGAUACUGGCAAAUAUGCCUGCACUGCAGCAAAUGAUGCAGGAAGCAGUGAAUGUUCAUCUGUGGUAACUGUGCAAGAACCUCCAACAUUUCUUAAGAGGCUUGAACCAAAAAUUCUGUGGAAACGAGGUGCAUCUGCACGCUUGCAGUGCACCAUCAAAGGGUCACCUGAGCUCCAUGUUACAUGGUUUCUUGACGACAAACAGCUCAGCACUUCAGACAAGCAUAAAAUCACUUUUGCGGAUGGCAAAGCUACACUGGAGAUUAAUGAUCUUGUGGAGUCAGACAGUGGAAAUUACACUUGUGAAGUGUUGAAUGAGGCUGGCUGUGAGAGCUGUAGCUCUCAUGUGACAGUCAAAGAACCUCCUUGCUUCAAAAAAGAGUUAAAAAUGUUAGACGUGGUCAAGGGAACCACUGUCCAAUUUGAAUGUGAAGUUACUGGCACGGCACCAUUUGAAAUCACCUGGUUAAAGAACAAGAAACCAGUCAGCACUGACAAGAAGCACAGUGUCAUUUCAAAAGAUUCUUGUGCUUCUUUGGAGAUCCGUUCUUUUGAAAGUGCAGAUGUGGGUGAUUAUCAGUGCUGUAUAGCAAACGAUGUAGGUAAAAUCAUCACAAAAACAGUUGCUAAGUUAAAAGAGCCACCAUCAUUUGUAAAGAAAGUUGAAAACACAACAGCAGUUUUAGGCAGUGCUGUUAAACUGCAGGGCACUGUAAAGGGCUCUGCCCCUAUUUCUGUGAAAUGGCUAAAGGACUCUGAUUUGCUAACAGAGAUUGAUCCCAAUGUCAAAAUCACAUUUGAAAACAACAUUGCUGUAUUGGUCAUUAACAGUGUAGCCACAACUCACAGUGGCAAAUAUACCUGCCAGGCAGAAAAUGAGGCUGGCCAACAGAAAUCUGAAGCUACAUUAUCUGUUCAAGAACCAGCUAGAAUUAUUGACAGACCACCAUCUAUCAGUGUCACUGUUGGAGAAUCUGCCACUCUGGAGUCUACUAUCUCAGGGAGCCCAGAUCUUAAAGUGAAGUGGUUUAAAGAUGGAAAAGAAAUUACAUCAGGCCGGAAAUACAAAAUUACUCUAAAAGACAAUGUAGCCACAUUAAAAAUUCUCUCAGCUGAAAGAGGUGACAGCUGUGAAUACAAAAUGGAGGUGGCUAAUCGUGUUGGAAAAGAUGAAUGCUCCUUUGCUCUAACUGUGCUAGAUCGCAUCAUACCACCUUCCUUCACAAAAAUGCUCAAAAAGAUUGAUGGAAAUGUUGGAGGUGAUGUUAUUAUGGAAUGCAAAGUGUCUGGGUCUCAGCCCAUGACUGUAUCUUGGUUCAAAGAAGGAAAAGAGAUCACAUCAGGGAUGAAAUACCAGAUUGAAUUUAAAGAAAAUACAGCAUCAUUAAAAAUAUUACGUUUAGAGACAGUUGAUGCAGGGGCAUAUUUAUGCCGGGCAAAUAAUUCUGCCGGAAAAGCUGAAACAAGUGGGACCAUGCAAGUGAAAGAACCCCCAGUCUUCACAAUCAAACCAGAAUCUCAGGAUGUCAUCCCAGGAUCUACAGUUGUUUUUAAGUCUGUUUACUCUGGAACGGCUCCAUUCAAUGUGAAAUGGUUCAGAGAAGAAAAGGAGAUUCUAACAGGAGGCACAUGCUUCAUCAAGAAAGAGACCUCCUCAAGCACACUGGAGCUUCACUCUGUGAAGCCCUCUGACUCCGCAAAAUACACUUGCCAAGUGUCUAAUGAUGCCGGGAAAGUGGUUUGCACCACGGUCUUGUUCGUCAAAGAACCUCCAAAGUUUGUGACGAAGCUCGACUCCACAAAACUUUUAAUGAUUGGAAACCAUGUAACUUUAGAGUGCAAAGUAUCUGGCAGUCCUCCUAUCAAUAUUAAGUGGCUUAAGAAUGACACUGAAAUCAGCUCCAGUGAGAAAUAUCAAAUGACUUUUGUUGACUCAGUCGCUAGCCUCAAGAUGGUCAAUUGCAACAUUGAUGAUAGUAGCAGCUAUAUAUGCAUGGCAUCAAAUGAUGCUGGUAGCGAUCGUUGCAGCUGUAUGAUCACUGUCAAAGAACCACCAGCAUUUGUUCGGUGCUUUGAAUCCAAGGAGGUUAUCAAAGGUUCCGAUGUUGUGCUAGAGGGGUUGAUCUCAGGCUCUGCUCCAUUUGAGAUGUCAUACUCCAAAGACUCUAAACAGAUCAGGAGUGACAGGAGACACGUCAUGAGUCUGAAGAAUGACAUUGCAACUCUACAGAUUCUUAAAUUUGAUGGCAGCGAUGUGGGAAAAUAUCAGUGCACAGUUGCAAAUGAUGUAGGGAAAUCAUCUUGUGAUUUCCAGAUCUCUCUAAAAGAACCACCAUCAUUCACCCAGAAGAUUGAAAACAUGAAUGCUGUUCUUGGCAACAAGAUUACUAUGCAGUGUUCACUAAAAGGGUCUUUGCCCAUGACUGUGACCUGGAUGAAGGAUGAUCUUGAGGUCAAAGAUUCUGAGCAUGUACAGAUUUCAUUUGAAAACAGUACGGCAGUCUUUUAUAUAAGCAGUGUUCAGUUGAAACACAGUGGCAAGUAUACUUGUCAGGCACAGAAUGAAGCUGGAAGUCAGAAAUGUACUGCAACAUUAGUCGUAAAAGAACCAGCAAAUAUCACAGAGCCAGCUAAGUCUAUCAGCGUUACAGCAGGGGACCCUGCUACUCUUGAGUGCAGGUUUUCAGGGACGAAACCCCUGGCUGCCAAAUGGAGUAAAAAUGGAAAAGAGUUGGCAACAGGCAAAAAAUACAAAGUGCAAAGCACAGACAAGAGCUCAAUCUUAAAGAUUCUAUCCACUGAAAUGAGUGACAGUGGAGAAUACAUGUUUCAAAUUUCCAAUGAUGUUGGAAGUGACACUUGUGAUGCUGCCAUCACAGUUCUAGAGCCCCCAUCAAUUAUUGAGAAGCCUGAGUCUGUGGAGGUAAUCCCUGGUUCAAAGGUGAAGUUCAAUGCACUCAUUGCUGGCACUCCACCCCUUACCAUCAAAUGGUUUAAGUCCAACAAGGAGAUCACAACAGGAGUGGAUUGUGCCAUUCAAAAAGAUGAUUCCUUUACUUCUUUGGAGCUCUUCUUUGCCAAGACCUCAGACUCUGGGGAUUAUGCCUGUGAAAUCAGCAAUGAUGUUGGCUCAGACAAAUGCCAGACAUCUCUUUUUGUCAAAGAACCUCCGAAAUUUACACGAAAGCCUGAAGGGAUGACUGUUGUAAGACCUGGCCAGCCUGUUGUGUUUGAAUGCCAGGUUAUUGGAACUCCUGAAAUAGAUAUCUAUUGGUUCAAAGAUGGAAAUGAGUUAAGUCCCAGUAAUAAAUAUAAAAUGGACUUCUCCAAUUCUCUGGCAAAGCUUGAGAUCGUUGGUUCUGAAAUCAAAGACAGUGGAGUUUACUACUGUGAGGCACGCAACGAAGCUGGCAGUGAGAGCUGUAGCAUGGAGUUUAAAGUAAAAGAGCCACCAGCAUUUAUCAAGCCAUUAACACCUGUUGAGGUUGUGAAUGGUGCAAAUGCAUCCUUUGAGUGUCAGGUUACUGGGACUGCUCCUUUUGAGAUAACUUGGCUCAAGGACUCAAAGGAGAUCAAACCGAGCUCAAAGCACAUAUUGAAGAAAAAUGGGUUUCUAUAUCUUGAAAUCCAGAAAUGUGACGCUUUAGAUGUUGGUGAAUAUCAGUGCACAGUGGCAAAUGAAGUGGGAAGUUGCUCUUGUCGAGCAGAGCUUAGCAUGAAAGAACCACCGUCAUUUGUAGAGAAGAUUCAAAAUGUUGCCACUGUCCUUGGGAAAGUGGCAGAGUUGAAGUGUGUUGUAAAGGGAUCUGCUCCCUUGAGUGUACAGUGGCAAAAAGAUGACGAGUGGAUCUUGGAGGAUCCAAAGAUUGAAAAGAUGUUUGAUGGCAGCGUGGCUAUUCUAAAAAUUCCAGUCUGUGAGUCUUGUAACAGUGGAAGGUACACUUGUCAAGCUGUGAAUGAAGCAGGGCAGGAGAAAUGCUUUGCAACCCUUCUGGUGCAAGAGCCCCCACAAAUUGUUGAAAAGCCAGAGGUGAUCAAUGUCACUGUUGGUGACCCAGUCAGCUUCGACUGCAAAGUUACAGGCACUCCUGAGCUCAAAGUGAAAUGGACUAAAGAUGGGAAGGAGCUGGUCCCUAGUAGACAGCACGUCCUGAGCUUUGUGAACAAUAUCAGCAGUCUUAAAAUUCAGUCUGCCCAGAAGGAAGAUAAAGGACAGUAUAUCUUUGAGGUUGCAAAUCACAUAAAUGUCGCAACAUGCAAGGUUGAAUUGGUUGUAGUAGAUCAAGUCAUUCCUCCUUCUUUCAUAAAACCGUUAACUGAUAUGGAGGAGAUUUUGGGUUCCUCUGUGCACAUUGGCUGCAAAAUAUCUGGAUCCCUCCCAAUCACUGUGGACUGGAUAAAAGAUGGAAAUAAACUUUCUGGGAGAACAAAGCACAAAAUUGUCCAGGAGGACAAUAGUGCCUCCUUGGAGAUUGAACACUUAGAGAAGGCAGACACUGGGGCAUACACUUGCAAACUUACAAACAAAGCAGGAAGCUGUGAAUGCAGUGCAGUGCUAAGGGUGAAAGAGCCUCCAAGCUUUGUGUUGAUGCCAGAAUCUCAGGCAGUUAUUCCGAACACUACAGUUCGGUUUAAGAGCACCUUCAAAGGAACCCCUCCUUUUACUGUGAAAUGGUUUAAGGAGGACACGGAGCUGAUAACUGGACCAUCAUGCUUUACUGGACUGGAGGGCUUAUCGUGCUUCAUAGAUCUUUUAUCUGUUGGCGUUUCACAAAGUGGAACUUACACAUGCCAAGUUAGCAACGAUGCUGGUACCGUCAAGUGUACAGCUAAUUUACUUGUCAAAGAACCGCCAGACUUUGCACAGAAACUUCCGAGCACAAAGUUUGUGAAGCUGAGCGACGCAGUCGUUCUCGAAUGCAAAGUCACGGGCACUGCCCUCCUUCAGAUUAACUGGUUUAAAAACGAUUCAAAACUGACAGAUGGUCACAACUGCAAGACAUCAUUUGAUGGCUCAGUGGCAGUCCUCCACAUUUCCUCCUCAUCAUUUGACGAUGGUGGAGUGUAUACGUGUGAGGCUCAGAAUGACGCUGGAACUAAAAGCUGCAGCGCCACACUCACAGUGAAAGAACCACCAUCUUUCAUCAAAGUGCCUCAACCUGUUGAAGGACUGAAAGGCAAAGAUGUCAGUCUGAACUGUGAAUUGAAGGGCACGGCACCGUUUGAGAUAACCUGGUUCAAAGAUAAAAAGGCACUAAAGGAGGGCAGAAAAUAUAAGUUUGUGUACGAAGGAUGCUCUGCAACUAUGCAUAUCCUUGGUCUGGAAGCAUCAGAUACUACUGAAUAUGAAUGCAAAGCAUCCAACAGUGUAGGAAGUGACACAUGCAAUGUGUCUGUUAAACUGAGAGAGCCACCAGUCUUUGUGAAGAAGCUGUCCAAUAUGACAGCAGUGUCUGGUGAAGAAGUGACUUUGGUUGCCACAAUUAAAGGCUCUCAGCCAAUGACUGUAUCUUGGGUUCAGGACAAAGACCAUGUUCUUAGGGAUGGUGACAACCGCAAGAUUACCUUUGAGAACAACCAGGUCACUCUUAAAAUCUUUAAGGCUGACAAAACCUCUGUUGGGAAGUACACCUGUCAGCUCAAAAAUGAUGCUGGGGUGGCAGAGUGUAUAGCUAACCUGACUGUUCUAGAGCCGGCUUUAAUUAUUGAUAGGACAGAGUCUUUUAGUGUCACAGAAGGAGACAUAGCCGCCCUAGAGUGUACUGUAGCUGGAACUCCUGAGUUAACGCCAAGGUGGUACAGAAAUGGAGUGGAACUGGCGUCUGGAAAGAAGUACAAGAUCACCUUCGCAAAAAUGAUCUCCAGUCUUAAAAUUUUGACAAGCGAGAGGAACGACUCUGGAGAGUACACAUUCGAGGUCAAAAAUGAAGUUGGUGCUGAUGUCAGCAAAAUACACCUCAAUGUCCUAGAUAAAUUAAUUCCUCCGGCGUUCUCACGGAAAUUGAAAGAUGUACAGAGUAUUGUGGGUAAUUCUGGUGAACUGGACUGUAAAUUGUCUGGAUCUUCACCUUUCACAAUCUCUUGGUACCAUGAUGGAGCGGAGAUCACAAGUGGACCUAACUACGAAAUUACGUUCAGCGACAACAACUGCACUUUGAAAGUUCCCACACUCAAACUGUCUGAUUCUGGAACAUACAAGUGCAAAGCUGUCAACAAAGCGGGAAAAGCUGAAACCAGUUCAACUUUCGUUGUGAAAGAGCCUCCAUCUUUUGUGACUCAACCUCAACCACUGGAAGCGUUGCCCGGCUCAAGCGUUACAUUUGCUGCUACUGUGAGGGGAAGUGCCCCUCUAAAACUGAAAUGGUUUAGAGGGAGCAAGGAAGUUGUGCCUGGAAGGGACUGUGCAAUAGCUCUCAAAGGUGACAUGGCUACGUUGGAGCUCCGCAACGUUGAUAAAUCCCACGCAGGAGAGUACACAUGCCAAAUUAUUAAUGAUGCUGGAAAGGAGAACUGCACAGUGAACCUGUUUGUGAAAGAACCUGCCCGUUUCAUUAAAAAACUUAAAGACCUUUCUGUUGAAAUGGGCAAGUCCAUGAUUCUUGAAUGCACAUACAGUGGAAGCCCAGAAAUUCAUGUUAAAUGGCAUAAGGAUGGGCAAGAGAUAUAUUCCUCUUACAAGUACAACAUGACAACAACUGAGAGCUCCUGCAUCCUUGAGUGUCUAAACAGUGACAAAGAGGCUGCAGGAAAAUACUCUUGCGAAGUCUCCAAUGGGGCUGGAACUGAUACUUGUCAUGCCAAUGUGUCCAUAUUAGAACCCCCAUACUUUAUUGAGCAAUUGGAGCCAAUGGAUGUCACAGCUGGAGAUGCUGUUUGCUUGAAAUGCCAAGUAGGGGGCACACCUGAAAUUAAAGUAUCCUGGUUUAAAGCCGAUGGAAAAUUGAGAUCCUCUGCCAUGUGCAAAAUGGAAUUCUCAAAAGGUGUAGCCUGUCUGAAAAUUAGUAAAACGUCUAAAGCAGACAUUGGAGAAUAUACAUGCAAAGCUGAAAACAGUAUUGGAUCAGCAUCCUCCAGUUGCCAACUAACUGUGCAAGAGGUCAAAACACCACCAUCUUUCCCCAAGAAAAUUACUAGUAUACAACAAACUGAGGGACAGGCAGUCAGAUUUGAGUGUCGUGUGGCUGGAUCCUCUCCCAUGGAGAUCUCUUGGCUUAAAGAUGGUGAAACCUUGAGAAAUGACGCCGAAUUCUCAAUGAGUUUCGAUGAUAACUCUGCCGUCCUUCAAAUUGCCCGAGGAGAAAUGAGACACUCUGGGGAAUAUACUUGUGUCGCAACAAAUAGUGUUGGGACAGCCUCUUGCAGAGCCAAACUCACACUUCAAGAGCCAAGAUAUCCACCAGUUUUUGAUAAAAAGCUUUUGCCAGUGGAUGUUACGGUGGGAGAUAGUGUGGAGAUGGAAUGUCACAUGACUGGAUCUUUGCCAAUGAAAGUGACAUGGUCAAAGGAUCACAAAGAUAUUCGCACUGGCGGAAAUUAUAAAAUAUCCUAUGUGGAUAACACUGCACACCUCACCAUUCUAAAAGCAGAUAAAAAUGACUCUGGACGAUAUUCUUGCCAUGCUAGUAAUGACAUGGGAAAGGACUCUUGUUCAGCCGAAGUAUCUGUGAAAGAGCGUAAAAUUCCUCCCUGCUUCACCAAAAAGCCCUCUGAGUCUGUUGAGGAUGUUGAGGGCAAGGUGGUGAAGCUAGAGGCCCGUCUGUCUGGAUCUCAGCCCAUAACAGUGAACUGGUACAAAGAUGGCAGUGAAAUCUUCAGCUCUGACUACUACGACAUAUCCUUCAAGAGCAAUGUGGCUGUGCUAUGUAUCAAGAAGUCUCGGAGCUCAGACAGUGGCACAUACACCUGUGAAGCCACUAAUGAAGCUGGCAGCGACAGUUGCCAAGCUACAGUGAGAAUCUCAGAACACAAGGUGCCUCCGAGCUUCGACAUACCUCUUAAGCCAGUGACCGUUAAUGCGGAUAACAAGCUCAGCCUGAGCUGCCACGUCCGUGGUUCUCCUCCGCUGAAGGUUCAGUGGAUGAAGGACAGACGGGAGUUGUCGUCCUCAGCCAGCACUAAGAUCACUUUUGUAGACGGCACAGCCACUUUGGAGGUGCUCCGUGUGUCCAAGAAUGAUGCUGGAGACUAUUUGUGCAAGGCUACAAAUGAGGCUGGAAGUGAAUUUUGCAAGUCCAAAGUGACUGUGAAAGAAAAAGCCGCCGCCGCCGCUGCUCCAGCACCUGAGGCAGCCCCUGCAGCCAAACCAGCCAAGAAGCUCGAUAACUUGUACUUCAUCGAAGAACCCAAGACUGUUCAUAUCACAGAGAAGGGCACAGCAACCUUCAUUGCUAAAGUUGGUGGUGAUCCCAUCCCCAACGUCAAAUGGAUGAAGGGCAAGUGGAGACAGGUCACUCAUGGUGGUCGCAUCACCAUUGAGCAGAAGGGCCAAGAGGCCAAGCUGGAGAUCAGGGAGGUUACCAAAUCUGACUCUGGACAGUACAGAUGUGUUGCAUCUAACACACACGGAGAGAUUGAGUGUAACACUGACCUGAAUGUUGAGGAGAAGAGAGAGAUUGUCCCUGAGACAGUGAAACUGAAGAAGACACCUUCAAAGCAGAAAAGUCCGAAGGAAAGCCAAGAGAUUGAUAUUGUAGAGUUGCUGAGGAAUGUAGAUCCAAAGGAAUAUGAAAAGUAUGCUCGCAUGUACGGGAUCACUGAUUACCGUGGUCUCCUACAAGCCAUUGAGCAGUUGAAGAGGGAGAAGGAGGAGGAGAGUGGACGUCCCGAGGGAGGUUUGGCUUCAAGAGAGUCAGAGGAAGAUUUGGCUCAAAUCGUGGCUGAUUUGCAAAAGAGAAUGGAGCAGACAGAGCCUGUUACUCUUGUGAAAGACAUCACUGAUCAAACAACAGAUGUUAACAAGGAGGCUGUGUUUGAAUGUGAAAUUACAAUCAACUACCCAGAGAUCACCUUGUCCUGGUACAAGGGUACGCAGAAGCUUGACACUAAUGAUAAAUAUGAGAUCAAAAUAGUUGGUAACCGCCACAUACUGAAGAUCAAGAAGUGCCAGACUGGUGACGCGGGCAAUUACCGGGUGGUAUGCGGGCCACAUAUCUCCAGUGCCAAACUCACAGUACAGGACGCUAAAGUGGAAGCACAUUUGGAGGAAACUGCUGGUAAGGAAGGCCAAACCUGCACUCUGACUUGCCAGUUCUCUAUACCUAAUGUAAAAACUCAGUGGUUUAAAAACGGGAAGCUUUUAGAGCCAAGCAGCAGAUACACAUUCACUGUGAUUGAUAAGAUUCAGAGGCUCUCUAUCAAAGAUGUAAGACCUGAAGACCAAGGACAGUAUACCUGCAAAUAUGAAAACCUUGAAUCAACAACAAAUCUUUGGGUUGAAGCUGAACAAAUUCACUUCACCAAACGCAUCCAGAACAUUGUGGUGAGGGAGCGACAGUCAGCCACUUUUGAAUGCGAGGUGUCUUUCGACAAUGCUAUUGUAACAUGGUACAAAGACACUUGGGAACUCAAAGAGAGCCCAAAGUAUAACUUCCGAAGCGAAGGCCGACGUCACUUUAUGAUCAUCCGCAACGUAACCAACGAAGAUGAAGGCGUAUACUCAGUGAUUGUGAGGUUGGAGCCCAGAGGCGAAGCUAAAAGCACAGCUGAACUUUACCUAUCAGGCAAAGAAAUUGAAUUAGGAAGGUUGCCUUAUGAUGUCCCUGACACAUCAAUUCAAGUGCCCGAUGCACCUACUGCAUUUGCCAUUAAAGAAGAAUCAUCAACUGAAUACUAUCAGUAUGAGGAGAAGAUGGAGAUACGAGAACGAGAGAUCUGGUCAGAAGAAAUGAUAGUGCAGGAGGUCACUACAGUUGAAGUUCCAAGGGUGCCUGUGGAGGAACCAGUCCAGAGGGCGAAAUUAGGCAUGAGAGAGGAGGCUCCAGAGAGAGUUCCUGAGGCUCACAAGCCUGAAGAGAAACCGUCUGCCAAAGAACCAAAGAAACAGGAACCAGCUAAAGUACCUGAAGCCAAGAAGCCCGUGGAGGAAAAAGUAAUUCCAGUAAAAGUGCCAGAGAAAAAGGAUGUUCCAAAACCAAAAGAACACGAAGAGCCAAAGGUUUCUGUUCCUAAGCCAACUCCCACUGCUCCUGUAGAACAACAGGUCACUCCUAAAAAAGUACCUGAGCAAGAGAAGAAAACUCCUGAAAAGACUCCCGUGCCAGAGAAAAAGGAAGUUGCGCCGGCUAAAGUGCCUACACCUGAAAAGAAACCAUCCCCUGAAACUGCUGCAAAGAAAAAACCAUCUCCUGAACCUGCUGCAAAGAAAGUCUCUCCACCUCAAGAUGGUGACAAAGGACCUGUUUCUGCACCUGGACCAGUUAGAAAAGAGGGAACUCCUAAAGAUACAGGAGCAGCAGGUGGAAGAGGAAGAGGCUUGAAACCAAAACAAACUCCAUCCCCAGGAGAAGGAGGUAGAGGUAGAGGUAGAGGAGCUGGAGGUGGCAAACCUCCAGAGGAGCCACCAUUCGCUGGAUUCCAGCUGAAGGCUGUCCCACUGAAAUUCAUCAAGGAGCUCAAAGACAUUGUGUUGUCAGAGGCCGAGUCGAUUGGUACCUCUGCUGUGUUUGAGUGUGAGGUGUCGCCCUCCACUGCCAUCACCACAUGGAUGAAGGACGGCAGCAACUUGAGGGAGAGCCCUAAGCACAAGUUCACCUCUGACGGCAAAGACCGCAAAUUGGCAAUUAUUGACGUCCAACUCUCUGACCGCGGUGAAUACACUUGUGUGGCCACGCUUGGCAAAAAGGAGAAGACCUCAACUGCCAAGCUCAUUGUGGAAGAGCUGCCAGUGAAAUUCGUGAAGACACUUGAGGAGGAGACGUCUGUUAUGAAGGGACAGCAUCUGUACCUGACCUGUGAGUUGAACAAGGACAAGGAGGUGACAUGGAAGAGAAAUGGCACACCUUUUAUAACAGUUCCUGGAAAGAUCCAAGUAGCUUCCAUUGGACUGCAACGCGCUGUGACAAUCCACAACGCUCAGGAAGAGGAUGCUGGAAUGUACGUAUGCGAGUGUGAAGAUAUCCAGACAGAGUCAAAGGUCAAAAUCAUUGAAAUCAUCAAAGACUGGUUAGUGAGACCACUGAAAGACCAGCACGUGAAGCCUAAAGCUACUGCCACAUUCAAGUGUGAACUCUACAAAGACACACCAAACUGGAAGUGGUUCAAGGGGGAUGAAGAAAUCCCUAUCGAUCCAACAGAUAAAACAGAGGUUACAAAGGAUGGUAAAGAGCUUACUUUGACCAUCAAAAAUGCAGCCCCUGAGGAUGUUGCGGAGUAUGCCAUGGAAGUAGAGGGUCGCAGAUACACUGCAAAGCUGACACUUGGUGAGCGUGAAGCUGAGAUCCUGAAGCCUCUGUCUAGUGUUGAAGUUGUGGAGAAAGAGGAGGCCAACUUCGACACUGAAAUUUCAGAAGAGGACGUUCCUGGAGAAUGGAAACUUCAUGGACAACUUCUGCAGAGAUCACCAACAUGUGACAUCAGAGCAGAGGGAGCCAAGAGAUUCCUCACUCUAAAGGAUGUUCAGCUUGACCAGGCUGGUGAAGUGUCAUAUCAGGCUCUGAAUGCUAUCACCACUGCAAUGCUCACAGUCAAGGAAAUCGAAAUGGAGUUCACUGUCCCUCUGAAGGACGUUUCUGUGCCUGAAAAGAAACAGGCAAAGUUUGAGUGCACCAUCACUAAGGAUGUGUCAAAGGUGAUGUGGUUCAGAGGGUCUGACAUUGUAACCUCAGAUGCAAAAUAUGAUAUCAUUGAUGAUGGGAAAAGGCACAUGUUGGUUAUAAACCACUGUGAGUUUGAUGAUGAGGGCGAGUACACUAUUGAAGUGUUGGGCAAAAGGUCAACCGCUAAACUCACGGUAGAGGGCAUGAGGUUCAACUUCACCACACCAUUAAAGGAUCAAACUGUGAAGGAAGGUAACACAGCUCGGUUUGAGCUUGAACUCUCACAUGAGAAUGUGCCCAUUACAUGGUACAAAAACGAAACGAAACUCCAUCCGAGCCGAGUGGUGUUAAUCCAUGUUGAUGGAAAGAAACACAUAUUAGAACUAAAGGAUAUCACUCUAGAUGACACCUGCCAAAUUAAGGCAGAGGCUAAAGGAAUAUCUACAACGGCAAACUUGAUGGUCCUAGAGGGCGAAGCACGCUUCGUCGUAAAAUUACAAGAUUAUACAGCAGUUGAAAAGGACGAGGUUGUCCUGGACUGUGAGUUGAACAAAGAUGUCCCUGUGAGAUGGUUCCAUAAUGAGGAAGAAAUUAAUGCCUCAAAGAUGGUGUCAAUAAAGACUGAAGAGAAACGACGGAUUCUGAUAAUUAAGAGAGUGGGAGACAAAGAUAAAGGUCAAUACGUGUGUGACUGCGAAACUGACAAGACCUCGGCUAAUCUCAAUAUCGAAGCACGUGACAUCAAAGUGGUUAAGCCCAUGUAUGGUGUUGAUCUCUUUGAUGGAGAGACAGCCCGUUUUGAGGUUGAGCUCUCCGAGGAUGAUGUACAUGGCCAGUGGAAACUGAAUGGAGAAGUCCUUACUCCUUCAGCUGAUGUUGAAAUUAUUGAGGAUGGAGCAAAACACACCUUAAUAUUUUAUAACUGCAAAGUUCCCCAAUCCGGGGAGUUAACCUUCCAAGGAGCAAAUGCCAAAUGCACAGCAAUUCUGAAAGUGAAAGAGAUUCCGGUGACUUUCAUCACACCUCUGAGUGACGUGCAUGUGUAUGAGAAAGAUGAGGCGAGGUUUGAGUUGGAGGUGUCCAGAGAGCCCAAGACUUUCCGCUGGCUCAAAGGAACUCAGGAGCUUGAGAAUGAUGACAAGUUUGAAAUCAUUCAAGAAGGGAAAAGGCACACUUUAGUAGUUAAUGCAGCUGGCUAUAGUGAUGAGGCCAAGUAUGCCUUUGAGGCAGAGGACAAGAGAACGUCAGGCAAACUUAUCAUUGAAGGCAUUCGUCUUGAAUUUGUCAAGCCCAUUAAGGAUGUGACCGUGAAGGAGCGCGAGACUGCAGAGUUCAAAGUUGAACUUUCGCAUGACAAUGUGCAGGUCACAUGGUACAAAAACGACAAGCGACUGCACCCCAGCAAAUUGGUGCACAUGUCAGAUGAUGGCAAGGUCCACACCCUCUCCUUCAAGGAAGUGUCCAUUGAUGACACUGCCUUGAUCAAAGCAGAGGCUCUCGGAAAGACCUCAGAGGCCAUGCUCACUGUUCUGGAGGGAGAUCCUUACUUCACAACUAAGCUUCAUGACUACACAGCUGUUGAGAAGGAUGAGGUUAUCCUGCAUUGUGAAGUGAGCAAGUCCCACGCUGAGGUGAAAUGGUUCCAUGAUGGCAAGGAGCUUACCCCCUCCAAGAAUGUCCAGAUCAAAUCUGAUGGAAAGACGCGCACUCUUACAUUAAAGAUAGCUGAGAAGUCCAACACUGGUGAAUAUACCUGUGACUGUGGUUCUGACAAAACCACCGCUAAUUUGAACAUUGAAGAACGUGACAUCAAGGUUGUACGCCCCCUGUACAGUGUUGAGGUAACAGAGACAGAAACUGCCCGAUUUGAGACUGAGAUCUCUGAGGAAGAUGUUCACGGGAAAUGGAAGCUGUUGGGAGAGACCCUUCACUCAUCUCCUGACGUUGAGAUUAAGGAAGAGGGAACCAAGCACAUACUGAUCCUCUACAACGUGCGCAAGGAUAUGGCUGGAGCAAUCGACUUCCAUGCUGCAAACGCCAAGUCCAAUGCCCAGCUUAGAGUUAAAGCACGGGUGAUAGGCCUCAUGAGGCCUCUGAAGGAUGUUACAGUCACCGCUGGAGAGACUGCCACCUUUGACUGCGAACUCUCCUAUGAGGGCAUAACUGUGGAAUGGCUCCUUGGGGGUACCAAGCUGGAGCCAAGCGACAGGGUUGUCACCAGGGCAGAAGGGAGAGUGCACACGCUGAGUAUUAGGGAUGUUAAGCUGACUGAGGCCGGGGAAGUAAAACUCACUGCUAAGGACUUCGAGACACAAGCCAACCUCAAAGUGAAUGAGGCCCCAGCUGAGUUCACCAAACCUUUGGAGGACCAGACAGUGGAGGAGGAGGCCACUGCCACACUAGAGUGUGAAGUCUCCAGGGAAAACGCGGAGGUAACAUGGUACAGAGAUGGACAGGAGAUCCGCAAGUCCAAGAAAUAUGAAAUGGUUGCCGAAGGCUGUGUAAGAAAACUUAUUAUUCACGAUUGCGCAAUCGACGACUCAAGGACAUAUGCCUGUGAUGCCAAACAUUUCAAGACGUCCGCUUUCCUGAACGUUGAGCCUCCACAUGUUGAGUUCUCUUCACCACUCCAUGAUGUUGAGGUUAAGGAGAAGGAAACAGCACAGUUUGAAUGCGAAGUAUCCAGAGAAAACGCAAAGGUCCGCUGGUUGAGGGAUGGCUGUGAGAUCCGUAAAGGCAAAAAGUAUGAGAUAAUUGCUAAAGGUGUUAAGCGUAUUCUGGUCAUUCACAAGGCCGUAUUUGAUGAUGAAGCAGAAUAUGAAUGUGACGCAAAGACCUCCAAGAGCUCCGGCAUGCUGACUGUUGUCGAGGAGGAAGCUAGGUUCACAAAGCAGCUGGCCAACUUUGAAGGAACUGAAACGGACAGUGUGAAAUUGAUCUGUGAAGUAUCCAAGGCCAGUGCAGAGGUCACUUGGUACAAGGGUGACGAGGAGCUGCCUGAGGGAGCCAAAUAUGAGUUCAUCCAGGAUGGCCGGAAGAGGAUCCUUAUUAUUCAGGAUCUCCGCACGGGCGAUGCUGGAGCGUAUGAAUGCAGACUUCCGACUACAAAAACCACAGGCAACCUGAAGAUCAACGAAAUGGCUGCUGAGUUCAUUGCCAGACCUCAGAACCAGGAAGUUGUUGAAGGAAACAAGGCUGAGUUUGUGUGUUCAGUCUCCAAAGAUACUUUUGAGGUCAAAUGGCAUAAAGGUGACAAGGAGCUUACAUCUGAUGACAAAUACGAAAUUCGCGCUGAUGGCAAAAAACGUGUUCUUAUUGUGAAGAACUGUGAUAGACAUGACGAAGGUGGCUACAUUGCACACAUCGGCAGUGUCAGAGCAACCGCUGAACUGACAGUUAUCGAAAAACUUAAGAUAAUUACGCCACUCAGAGACACUGAAGCAGGAGAGGGACAGGAGACUGUUCUUAACUGUGAGGUGAAUACUGAAGAGGCCAAAGCAAAAUGGCUUAAAGAUGAGGAGACAAUGUUUGAAAGCAGCAAGUUCAUCAUGACCCAGAAAGAUAAUGUGUUCUCAUUGAGAAUCAAAGAGUCCCAGAAGUCAGAUGAUGGCAAUUACACAAUUAUGCUGACAAACAGCCGUGGGGAACAAGUCAAGUGUUCUGCCCAGAUUACAGUGCAAGAGGAGGAACUUAAAAUCAUGGUACCUAUUGAGGACUGUGAAACACAGGAGAAGAGGACGAUCGCCUUCCAGUGCAAGGUGAACAGACCAAACGCGACACUGAAGUGGAUGAAGGGUGGUCAGGAGAUCACAUUCGACAAGCGUAUUGUGUACAGAGUGGACAAAGAUAAACACACAAUGACUAUCAAAGACUGCAAGCUCAAAGACGAGGGAGAGUACACAGUCAUUGCAGGAGCCGACAAGUGCUCUGCUGAGCUGAUCAUCAGUGAAGCACCUACUGACUUUGGCGUGCAGCUCAGAGACCAAACUAUUAUGGAGUUUGAAGACGCUGAGUUUACUUGUGAACUGACCAAGGAAAAGGCUGAGGUGAAAUGGUACAGAAAUGGACGUGAAAUCAGAGAAGGACCUAGAUACCGAAUGGAGAAAGAUGGCAAGAUUUGCAAACUCCACAUCAAAGAAUGCAGACCAGAUGAUGAAUGUGAAUAUGCAUGUGGUGUUGAAGACAGGAAAUCCAGGGCUAGACUCUUUGUUGAGGAGAUCCCUGUUGAGAUUAUUAGACCUCCUCAAGAUGUAUUCGAGCCUCCUGGCUCUGAUGUCCUCUACGAGGUUGAGCUGAACAAAGACAGAGUGGACAUCAAAUGGUUGAGGAACAACAUGACCAUUGUCCAGGGUGACAAGUACCAGAUGGUGAGCGAGGGCAAAAUUCACCGACUCCAAGUCUGUGAAAUCAGACCUCGUGACCAGGGAGAGUACAGAGUCAUCGCAAAGGACAAGGAUGCCAGAGCCAAGCUGGAGCUGGCUGCUGUGCCAAAGAUCAAGACUUUGGAUCAGGACCUUGUGACAGAUGCUGGAAAGCCAUUCGUCAUGGGAAUACCCUUCAGUGCUUAUCCCAAGGCUGAUACAGAAUGGUUCUACGAGAACACCAGUUUGCCUAGAGAUAAUGUUCAUACAUCUGCUGACAAGACAGAGUACAGACUGAAGGAUCCAAAGAAGUCUGAUCAGGGCAGAUACAAGGUGACCAUCAAGAAUAAGCAUGGAGAAGGAGAGGCCUUCAUCAACCUGACAGUUAUCGAUAUCCCUGGACCUAUUAAGAACCUCAAUGUGGCUGAUACUGCUGAUGGAGAAGUCAGCCUUGUGUGGGAGGAGCCAGAGAGUGACGGUGGCAGCAAAAUCAUUGGCUACAUUGUGGAGAGACGCGACGUCAAGCGCAAGACUUGGACUCUGGCAACUGACCGCGCCGAUAGCACAGAGUACACUGUAACAGGCCUGCAGAAGGACUCCAAGUACUUCUUCCGUGUGUGUGCUCGUAACAGGCUGGGAAGUGGACCAACUGUGGAAACUGACAAGGCUGUUCAAGCCAAGAACAAAUUUGAUGUUCCUGAUCCACCACAGAAUGUAGAGGUGGGCAAUGUCACCAAGUUCAGCGCCACCCUUACUUGGGAACCCCCAGUGUCUGACGGAGGCUCUGAAAUCACUGCUUACGUCAUUGAGCUCCGUGAUCGCACCUCUGUGUCAUGGUCUGCUGUCAUGGUGACCAAGCCUCAGGAUCGCACCGCAGUCAUCAACGACGUGAUUGAGAAUAAAGAGUACAUCUUCCGCAUCAGAGCUGAGAACAAAGCUGGAACUGGCAAGCCAAGCGCUGCCACACGCCCAGUCAAGAUCAUGGAUCCUAUUGAGAGGCCAAGCCCACCCCUUAACUUGAACUAUGCUGAUCAGACCAAGCAGACUGUUCAGCUCACAUGGGAGACCCCCUUGCGUAAUGGUGGCAGCAUGAUCACUGGCUACAUCAUUGAGAGAAGCGAGGAUGGCUCAGACAAGUGGCUGAGAUGCAAUGCUAGACUUUGCCCAGACCUUGUCUACAAGAUGUCUGGCCUAAAGCAUAAAAAGCUUUACAACUACAGAGUAUUUGCUGAGAAUGCUGCUGGUGUUUCCGAUCCAUCCAACAUACUUGGACCAGUUCUGGCAGAUGACCCCCACUUUGCUCCAACACUGGACCUGAGUGGCUUCAAGGAUGGCCUGGAGGUCAUUGUUCCCUUCCCUCUUAAAAUCCGUGUGCCCAUCACUGGAUACCCUGUGCCCAAAGCAAAAUGGACUUUCGGCGAAAAGGAGCUCACUCCAGAUGAGCGUGUGUCUAUGGUCACCAAGAGCACCUUUACUGAGCUGUUGGUCAAACCAAGCACUCGUCCAGACAAAGGAACAUAUUCUCUGACUCUGGAAAACGAAGUAUCUUCUGUGUCAGGAGAGAUUGAUGUCAAUGUCAUUGCAUCUCCAAGUGCACCCAAAGACUUCAAGGUGGCAGAAGUCACCAGAAAGCAUGUGCACCUCAUGUGGGAGACCCCAGAACACGAUGGUGGAAGUCCAGUGACUGGCUACCAGGUUGAGAAGCGUGACGCUUCCAGAAAGACCUGGGUUAAGGUCAUAAGUGGUAUCCAGGAUCAAGAAUACACAGUCACUGAUGUUGUUGAGGGAAAAGAGUAUUACUUCAGGGUAAUUGCCUGCAACAAGUGUGGCCCUGGAGAGCCAGCUUACAUUGAGGAUCCAAUCAAUGUCUCUUCACCAGCAACUACUCCCGAUGCUCCUGAGAACCUCAAGUGGAGGGACAAGUCUGCUUCAACCAUCUUCCUGACCUGGGAGCCGCCGAAGUACGAUGGAGGCUCUGCCAUCAAAGGUUACAUGGUUGAUAAAUGCCAGCGUGGCACUGACAAGUGGGAGCCAUGCAGUGACACCAUCCCUGAGAUGAAGUUUAAAGUGACUGGACUAAUUGAGGGCCAGUGGUACGCAUACCGUGUGAGAGCCUUGAACAAAUUGGGUUCUGGCAAACCAUCCAGGCCUACUGAUGAAAUCUUGGCAGUAGAUCCCAAAGAGGCCCCAGAGAUUAUCCUGGAUGCUAAGCUUCUUGCUGGACUGACUGCCAAGGCUGGAACAAAGAUUGACUUGCCCGCUGAUAUUACUGGCAAACCAGAGCCAAAGGUGAAAUGGAGCAAGGCUGACCAGGUCUUGAAGGCUGAUGACAGAGUCAGCAUUGAUACCAAACCAGGCCACUCUGUGGUGUCCAUUGCCAAAACCAAAAGGGAAGACACAGCUACAUACAUUAUUGAAGCUGUCAACAGCAGUGGACGUGCAACUGCAACCGUUGAUGUUAACAUUCUAGACAAACCUGGGCCCCCUGCUGCCUUUGAUAUUUCUGAGAUCACAAACCAUUCUUGCUUCCUGGCCUGGAAUCCACCUCGUGACGAUGGUGGCUCUAAGGUGACCAAUUAUAUUGUGGAGAGACGGACACAAGAAAGUGAGAUCUGGCACAAGCUCUCCUCCACUGUUAAACAGACCACAUACAAGGCAACCGAGCUGAUCGCCUUCAAGAAUUACAUUUUCAGAGUCUUCGCUGAGAAUCAGUUUGGCAUUGGCCCUGCAGCUGAGCACGCUCCAAUUACUGCCAGAUACUCCUUUGAUCCCCCUGGUGCUCCCUACAAGUUGGAGCCUUCCGAUAUUGCAAAGGAUGCUGUGACUCUGACAUGGUAUGAGCCUGAUGAGGAUGGCGGUAGCCCCAUUACUGGAUACUGGGUAGAGAGGUUUGAGCCAGAUGCUGACAAAUGGAUCAGGUGCAACAAACUUCCCAUCAGGGAUACCACAUUCAGAGUGAAGGGCUUGCCUACAAGAAAGAAGUAUAAGUUCCGUGUCUUGGCUGAAAAUCUUGCUGGACCUGGCAAACCAAGCAAAGAGACAGACCAGAUCCUCAUUAAGGAUCCAAUUGAUCCUCCCUGGGCUCCAGGUAAACCCACCGUUAGAGACGUUGCCAAGACAUCUGCUUUCCUUCUGUGGACCAAACCCGAGCACGAUGGCGGUGCCAAAAUUGAGUCCUACAUCAUUGAGCUCCUCAAGAGUGGAACCGAUGAGUGGGUCCGUGUUGCCGAUGGCAUUGUCAUCCUGGAGCAUUUCCUGAAGGGUCUGAUGGAGAAGCAGGAGUACUCCUUCCGUGUCAGAGCUGUGAAUGCUGCAGGAGAAAGUGAUCCCAGUGAACCAAGUGAUCCCGUGCUGUGCAAGGAGAGACUUAAUCCUCCAUCACCUCCAAGAUGGCUUCAGGUGGUGAAUGUGACCAGAAACAGUGCUGAGCUGAAAUGGACACCCCCAGAGAGGGACGGUGGUUCACCCAUCAUCAACUACAUUGUGGAGAAGAGAGAUGUCAGGCGCAAGGGCUGGCAAGCAGUGGACACCACUGUGAAGGACUGCAAGUACACAGUCACUCCUCUGAACGACGGAGCCCUCUACGUGUUCCGCGUCGCUGCUGAGAACUCAGUCGGGCCCAGUGCAUACUGUGAACUUGCAGACUCUGUUCUUGCCAAGGAUACCUUCACUACUCCUGGACCUCCAUAUGCUUUGGCUGUUACUGACAUCUCCAAGCGUUUUGUUGACUUAGUAUGGGAAGCCCCCCAGAAUGAUGGUGGUAGACCAAUAACCAGAUAUCAGAUUGAGAAGAAAGAGAAACUUGGCACUCGCUGGAUGAAGUCUGGAAAGACAUCUGGCCCUGACUGCAAGUACAGAGUUACUGAUGUAAUUGAGGGAACUGAGGUUCAAUUCCAAGUGUGUGCUGAGAACGAGGCUGGUGUUGGCCACCCAAGCGAACCCACUGAGAUCCUGACCAUUGAGGACCCAACAGGCGCACCAUCUCCUCCUCAGGAACUGCAAAUCACUGAAGCCACAAGAGACCACAUCUCUUUCGCCUGGAAACCUCCAGAGAGGAGUGGAGGAUGCCCCGUCUCUGGCUAUCACAUUGAACUCUGUGAGGCCGGAACUGAGAAAUGGAUGAGAGUGAACUCUCGUCAGGUCAAGGAGCUGAAGUUCACCGCAGGACCAGAGGAGGGCAUUGUUCCCGAUAAGGCAUACAUCAUGAGAGUGCGUGCUGUGAACUCCGUCGGUGUCAGCGAGCCCUCUGACAUUUCUGAUAAAGUCUACGCCAAGGACGCUGACUGCAACCCAACAAUGGAGGUGGCAAGUCAGGACAUGGUUGUUGUGGAGGGCGAGAAGAUGCAUAUUCCAAUUAAAUUCAGAGCUGUGCCAUCGCCUAAAGUGAUCUGGCACAAAGACGGCAGUGAAAUGAAGGCUGAUGAGAGGAUCAAUUUCAGAGCUGAAUACACAGUCUGUCACCUGGAGAUUCCCAGCUGUCUUCAUGCAGAUGCUGGGCAGUACAAGGUCACCCUGGAGAAUAGCCUUGGCACCGCAAGUGGAACAAUCAAUGUUAAAGUCAUUGGUCUUCCUGGACCAUGCAAGGAGAUUGUGGCCAGUGAGAUCACUAAGAACACAUGCAAGAUAUCCUGGGAUCCUCCAAACUAUGAUGGAGGAAGCCCCGUUCUUCACUACGUCCUUCAGCGCAGAGAGGCAGGCAGGAGAACCUAUACAAAUGUCAUGUCAGGCGAAAACAAAGUCAGCUGGCCUGUUAAGGAUCUGAUCCCCCAUGGAGAGUACUAUUUCCGUGUCAAGGCAGUCAACAAGAUUGGUGGAGGAGAGUUCAUUGAGCUCAAAAACCCUGUGAUUGCUGAGGAUCAAAAGCAGCGUCCAGAUCCACCCGUUGAUGUUGAGACCCACAAUCCAACUGCUCACACUGUUACCCUGACCUGGAAGCCACCCAUGUAUGAUGGUGGCUGCAAGAUCAUGGGUUACAUUCUGGAGAAGAUGAUGAAGGGUGAAGAGAAGUUUGAGAGAUGCAAUGACUUCCUGGUGCCAGUGCUGUCCUACACAGUGAAGGGUCUGAAGGAAGGAAAGCAAUACCAGUUCCGUGUUUCCGCUGAGAAUGCUGCUGGUAUCAGCGACCCAUCACGCAGCACUCCAAUGGUGAAAGCAUCUGAUUCUGUUGAAUCACCAAAGGUCUUCCUCAGUGGAAGUCUCCAGUCUGGCCUGCAGGUCAAGAGAGGCUAUGAGAUCAGACUGGAUGCCUGCAUCUCUGGCGCACCCUACCCAACAAUCACCUGGAUGAGGAAUGAUCUGGUCAUUAGGCCUGAGGCACCACAGGUGCGCCCAGAGAAGCCAGUUGUCAAGAAGAAGAAGGAAAAGGAGGAAGCCAAGGAGGCUAAAGAAGCUAAGGAAGAUGCCCCUGAAGCCAAGGAGGGUGAAAAGAAGAAAGAGCCAGAGGCCAAGGAGAAGAAAGAAGAAGAGGCUAAAGACAAACCAGCUGCCGAGGCCAAAGAGAAGGAAGCCGGCGAGGCGAAGGAAAAAGAGGCCAAGAAGGAAGAGAAGGCCCCGGAGGAGGAAAUUGUUGAGGAGCCUGAGGAACCAGACUACCUACCCCUCCAGCAGCGUCUCACGAUCAACAGCUCCAGGAGGGGUGAAUCUUUCAUCAUCAUCAAAGACUCCGUCAGAUCAGAUUAUGGAGUAUUCUCCAUCAGAGUGGAGAAUGAUCAUGGUGUUUGCACUGCAACUUGCGAGGUCAAUGUACUUGACACACCUGGGCCUCCUGUUAACGUGAGAUAUGAGGAGGUCAGAAAGAACUCUGUCAUCUGCAGGUGGGAUCCACCUCUUGAUGACGGUGGCAGUGAAAUUCUGAACUACACGCUGGAGAAGAAAGACAACUCCAAGGUUGAAAUUGGAUUUACAACCGUCACAUCAACCUUGAGAGGAUGCAGAUACCCAGUGCCAAAACUGCUUGAAGGCAAAGAGUACAUCUUCCGUGUCAUUGCUGAAAACAAGUUUGGACCUGGAAUCCCAGCGAUCUCCAAACCUAUGAUCGCAAAGAAUCCUUUCGAUCCACCGGAGGUUCCUGAGAAGCCAGAAAUUGAUGAUGUCACAGCUCACAGUAUGCUUGUCUCUUGGGAACCACCCAAUGAUAAUGGCAGCCCCAUCCAAGGAUACUGGUUGGAGAAGAGAGAGAUCAACAGCACUCACUGGACACGUGUCAAUCGCGACAUGAUUCCUGAGCCUGAGUUGAAUGUUGAAGGCCUUUUAGAGGGUCUGACAUACAUUUUCAGAGUUGCUGCUGAGAAUCAGGCUGGACCCGGAAAGUUCAGUCCCCCAUCAGAGCCAAGAACAGCACAAGCUCCAAUAUUGCCACCUGGUCCACCAAUUCCAAGAGUCGUGGAUACAACUGACCACUCCAUUGACGUGGAGUGGGAUCCACCUCUGGAUAACGGAGGAGGAGAAAUCCAAGGCUACCAUGUUGACAAAUUGAUAGCUGGUACAAAGGACUGGUCACGUAACACAGAGAGGCCAUGGAAACAGCGUAACUUCACUGUGUUUGGUGUCAGAGAGGGUGCUAAAUACAUUAUCCGCGUGAUUGCAAUAAAUUCAGCCGGAGAGGGCACACCUGGUAUGACAGCGGGUGUCAUUGUGAGGAAUCCUGCAGAGGUUCCAGUUUGUGAGCUGGACCUCUCUAUUAAGAAUGGCGUCAUCAUUAGAGCUGGUGAGACACUAAGGCUGCCUUGCCAUGUUCUGGGAAGACCACAACCAAGCAUUAAAUGGUUAAAAGAAGACAAGGACCCUGACAAGGAACGGGUGGAAAUUGAAAAUGUUGGUCGGGAUAGCACUCUUAUCAUUAAGAAUGUACAGAGAAGUGACCAUGGCAAAUACCAGAUCACUGCUGCCAAUCCUAGUGGAAUAAAGUCAGCAUCGACCAGAGUUGAGGUUAUGGAUGUUCCUGGGCCUGUAACUGAUCUGAAGCCUGUUGUUGUGACGAGGAAGUUGAUGAUGUUGAACUGGGGUGAUCCUGAUGAUGACGGUGGUAGUGAUGUCAUUGCCUUCAUUAUUGAAAGAAAGGAACCUAAGGCACGUACUUGGAAACAGCCUAUGGAGACGCCUUCAUCCAAAUGUGAAAUUGUGGGCAUUGUGGAAGGAGCGGAAUACAUAUUCCGCGUCGUUGCAAAGAAUAAAUAUGGUUGUGGUCCUCCAGUUGACCUUGGUCCUAUUCGUGCAGUGGAUCCUCUGUCACCACCAUCGGCUCCUGAGAAGUUCCACUAUUCUGAAAGGACAAAGUCGUCCCUUAGCCUUACUUGGAGGCCACCUCGUAAUGAUGGUGGCAGCCCAAUUUCUGGCUACAUCAUUGAGAAGAAGAGACAAGAUGAACAGAACUUUGUGCCUGUCAAUAAGGAGCUCUGCACAAAUCUUUUCAUGACUGUGGAAGAUCUUACAGAGAUGUUCAUGUAUGAGUUCCGCGCCAAAGCAGUCAAUGCUUUGGGAACUAGCGAUCCAUCUAUCACAAUGACAGUUGUCAUUCAAGAUGAUGAAGUCGCCCCAAGCUUGACCAUGUUGAAACACUUCAAGGCUGACACAAUCACUAUCAGGAAGGGACAACCAGUUGAGAUUCCAGCUGAAGUGACAGGCCUUCCACUACCAAAGAUUGAAUGGUUUAAGGAUGACGUCCUGAUUCCUGAACCAACUCCCGAUGAGACUCUUGUGAUUGAAACAAAGGAAGUGAACAGACAGACAGAAAUUACAAAGCUGAAAAUUCCUGCUAUUGCCAGGAAAGAUAAGGGCUUUUAUACAGUCUCUGCAAAUAAUCGCCUUGGAACUGUCAGUCAUAAUGUCCUGAUCCAAGUUCUUGAUCGUCCUACACCACCAAGAAAUCUCACCAUUUCAAACAUCAAGGCAGAGUCCUGCCACCUCACUUGGGAGCCUCCAUUGGAUAAUGGAGGAAGUGAGCUUACAAAUUACAUUGUUGAGAAGAAGAAGAUAGUUGAAAUUGUGGAGGAAGAAACUGAAACUGAAUCUGGAGAGCCUGUUGCUGAGCCUGUUCCUAAGCCUGACUGGGUGAAGGUCACAAACACCAUUGUUGAGAAGAAAUAUGGGGUGUGGGAUUUGGAAACAGAUGGUACUUACCAGUUCAGAGUCAGGGCUGAGAACAAGUAUGGAAUCAGCGAGGCAUGUGAGUCACAGGAGGUGGUGAUCAAGGAUCCUUUUGGCCUUCCCGGUCCACCACAGAACGUCAAGAUUGCAGAACAUUCCAAGACCCACAUGCUGGUGACAUGGGAACCACCCAGAGAAAGUGGUGGCUCACUCAUCACUGGUUACUGGCUUGAGAAGAGAGAGAAGGGAUCAUCUUACUGGUCCCGUGUGAACAAAAUCCCCAUCUCAAAGAGGGGUACCAAGGGCUGGGAGUCCCAUGUAACCCGUCUCAUUGAGGGCAAUGAGUAUGAAUUCCGCUGCAUGGCCUGCAAUGUUGCUGGAAUUGGACCACCCAGUGCAAUUUCUGAAUCUGCUUGUGCUGAUGAGCCAAUCACUGCUCCUGGCAUGCCCGCUGCACCAGAAGUUGCCGACAAAACUAAGCGCAGUGUCACCCUUUCGUGGGUUCCACCAGCUAAAGAUGGCGGAAGCCCCAUUAAAGGUUACAUCAUUGAAAUUCAGGAUGAGGGCACCUCCAACUGGCUCCGUAUCAAUGAUGAAGAGAAUCUCCAUCCAACAACGGAAUUCACUGUACCAAAUCUCAGGGAGUUGAAGAGGUACAAGUUCAGAAUUGUUGCCGUGAAUGACAUUGGAGAAUCGUUGCCAAGUCCCCAAACUGCUGAUAUUCUUCUUGAGGAUGUUCAAGUGGGACCAAAGAUCUGGGUGGAUGUUAAUGCACAUGACAUGUUGUCCAUUCGUGCUGGUUCUGCGAUCAAAAUCCCUGCAAGAAUCACAGGCCGCCCAGUACCCAAGGUUACAUGGGAGUUUAUUGGACCUGCUAAGACUGUAAAGAAGGAUCGCCUCCAUACAGUGCCUGUUGAAGCCCUGGUUGAAUCCACUGACACUACUUCUGUCGUCACAAUUCCUGUGAGUUUGAGGAGCCACUCUGGCAGAUACACAAUCAGAGCUAAGAACAAGUCUGGUCAGAAGCACAUCAAUGUUAUGGUGAAUGUGCUAGAUGUGCCUGGGCCUCCCAAGGAGCUGAGAGUGACAGACAUCACUAAAUCCACAAUGAGACUCAUCUGGAAGCUGCCUGACAAUGAUGGUGGCGAGAGAAUCAAGAGCUACUUCAUUGAGAAGAAGGCCAUCAGUGGAAAGGCUUGGACUGUAGUCAAUCAGGCCUGUGCCAGCCAGGCCUUUGUUGUGGCUAACCUUGUUGAAGGAAACGACUACCUCUUCCGGUGCCGCGCUGAAAAUCGUCUCGGCAUGGGACCAUAUAUAGAGACCACUGAGCCCGCCAAGGCCAGAGAUCCUAUUUAUCCUCCCGAUCCUCCAACAAAGGUGAAGAUCAAUCUUGUCACCAAGGACACUGCGACCUUAACCUGGAUGCCCCCCAAGAACAACGGAGGUUCUCCAGUGAAGCACUACAUCAUUGAGCGCCUGAGCUGGGACACCACCGGCCCACAGAAAGAGACCUGGAAACAGUGCAACAAGCGUGAGGUUGGGGAGACCAUGUUCGUUGUUGAGGAGCUCAAAGAGGGUGGAGAGUAUGAAUUCCGUGUCAAGGCUGUGAACGACGCUGGUCCUAGCAGACCAUCUGGCACAGCAGGACCAAUUGUGAUCAAAGACCAAACAUGUGCUCCAACUAUUGAACUCAAGGAGGCCAUGGAAGGUGCUGAGGGUUAUGAUGUCAACAUCGUAGCCAGAAUUCAGGGCUGUCCAUUCCCCUCUCUUGUGUGGCAGAAGGCUGCUGUGGAUAAGCCAGAGGAAAAGGCAGUUGUGCAGUACGGUCAGCACGUCAACAAAAUUGUCACUCAAGAUAAAUGCACCCUACUGAUUCAGCAGACCAAGAGAGAUGACAGUGCUCUUUACACACUCACUGCCAGCAACAGCCUUGGCAAGGCAUCCAAGGACAUCAAACUCACUAUCCUGGGCCGACCUGGACCACCUGUUGGACCAAUCAAGUUUGGAGAAAUCUUCGCUGAGAGGAUUUCAAUGACCUGGCAGGCACCCACAGAUGAUGGUGGCUCAAAGAUCACAAACUAUGUUGUUGAGAAGCGUGAGGACAACAGGAAGACAUACGUGCACGUCUCCAGUGAUCCCAAAGAAUGCACUUACACAGUGCAGAGACUCACAGAGGGUCAUGAAUACGAGUUCCGUGUUAUGGCUCAGAACAAAUAUGGAGUUGGACCACCACUCUACAGUGAACCUGAGAAAGCAAGAAAUCUUUUCACUGUUCCUGGCCAAUGUGAGAAGCCUACUGUCUUAGAUGUAACCCUUGAGUCAAUGACGGUCGAGUGGGACGAGCCAGAAUACGAUGGCGGCUCCCCAAUCACAGGCUACUGGCUGGAACGUAAGGAGACAACAGGCAAGCGCUGGACCAAAGUCAAUCGUGACCCUCUUAGGGUUAUGCCUCUUGGAAUGGAACACAUUGUCACUGGACUCUUGGAGGGGGCUAUUUACCAGUUCCGUGUCACUGCCAUCAAUGCUGCUGGGCCUGGACUUCCAAGUGUUCCAUCAGAUCCAGUUAUGUCAAGAGACCCCAUUGCUCCCCCUGGACCACCAACACCCAAGGUUACAGACUGCACAAAGUCAACGGUUGAUCUUGAAUGGAUUCCACCACUUAUAGAUGGUGGUUCCAAAAUCACAGGAUACUUUGUUGAGUACAAAGAAGAAGGGCAAGAAAAAGAAGAAGGGCAAGAGGAAUGGGAGAAGGCUAAAGACAAGGAGAUCAGGGGUACCAAGUUUGUUGUUCCUGGACUGAAGGAACUCGGACUCUACAGAUUCAGGGUCAGAGCAGUGAAUGCUGCUGGUGUUGGUGAACCUGGUGAUGUCGCUGAAGUAAUUGAAGUCAAGGACAGAACAGUUGCCCCUGAGGUUGAUCUGGAUGCAACUGUGAAGGAGAAGAUUGUUGUCCAUGCUGGGGGAGUUAUUCGUAUCAUAGCCUACGUAUCAGGCAAACCCGCCCCAGAGAUCACCUGGAGCAGGGAUGAUGCACCUGUGCCCAAAGAGGCUGUUGUAGAGACCACUGGCAUCAGCUCAGCUUUGGUGAUCAAGGGAUGCAGGAGGCACCAUCAAGGCAUUUAUACUCUAACUGCCAAGAAUGAGGGAGGAGAGAGAAAGAAGGCUGUCAUUGUUGAAGUCUUGGAUGUCCCUGGCCCUGUGGGUGAGCCCUUCUCUGGUGAGAAUCUCACAACUGACUCCUGUAAGUUGACCUGGUACACACCUGAAGAUGAUGGUGGCUCAGCAAUCACCAACUACAUCAUUGAGAAGAGAGAGUCUGACCGCAGAGGCUGGACCUCAGUUUCAUACACUGUCACCAGAAACAAUGCUGUGGUACAGGGUCUGAUCGAUGGAAAGGGAUACUUCUUCAGAAUUGCAGCUGAAAAUAUCAUUGGCCGAGGUCCCUUCAUUGACACACCAAAACAAGUUAUGAUCAAGGAUCCAAUUUCUGUCCCAGAACGUCCAGAGGAUCUGCACAUUACAGCUGUCAAGAAAGACCGCAUCAGCGUGGCUUGGAGACCACCCAAGUAUGAUGGUGGCUCAGAAAUCACAGGUUACGUGCUUGAGGCUCGUCUGAUCGGAAAGGACCACUUCACCCGCAUCACAGAGGAUAAGCUUUUGGAUAAGAUAUUCACAUAUGAGGGUCUUAAAGAUGGCUCCUCGUAUGAAUUCCGUGUCAGUGCUAUCAAUGCUGUUGGCCAAGGCAAGCCCUCUUUCAGCACAAAACCAGUAACUUGCAAAGAUGAGCUGGAACCACCAUCACUUGACUUUGAUUUCCGUGAGAAAAUAACCGUGCGUGUUGGAGAGCCCUGCCUCAUCCAAAGCCGCUACAAAGGAAAGCCAGCACCUACAAUUAAAUGGAUGAAGGAAGAAGAGGAGCUUAAGGCAGAUGAGGACCUCGCAAUCUCACAUACCAGCAAAUCCCUAUGCAUCAACAUUGCCAAGGCCAAGCGUGAGCACAGUGGAAAAUACACAGUCAUUCUGGAGAACAGCAUUGGAACAUGCAAGGGAAUCUGUACUCUGGUUGUUGUUGAUCGCCCACAACCACCACAGGGUCCUGUCAUCUUUGACGAAAUCUGCAGGAAUCACAUGGUGAUUUCUUGGAGUCCCCCACUGGAUGAUGGCGGAUGUGCAAUCUCCAACUACAUUGUAGAAAAGAGAGACUCCAACAGAGACCUCUGGAUGCCUGUCUCAGAGUCCUGCACCAGAACACAAUGCAGAGUUCCUAAACUGAUUGAAGGACGUGACUACAUUAUCAGAAUCUGUGCUCAGAACAUUCAUGGCAUUAGUGACCCAUUGCUGACCGCUGAGACAAAAGCAACGGACGUGUUCAAGGUGCCUGACCCACCCUCACAGCCAGUGAUGAAGGAGGUUUAUAAGGACACUGCUCUCAUUGCCUGGGAACCACCAGCUGUUGAUGGAGGCAAGCCUGUCACCAACUACAUUGUGGAGAGGAAAGAGACAAUGGGCAAAAGAUGGGCACAGUGUGGAAAGGAACGGAUCUUCCCCAAAACUGAGUUCUGGGUUCGAGAGCUCCUGCCAGGCUGUGAAUAUGAGUUCCGUGUCAUGGCUGAGAAUGUUGUUGGUGUGGGUGACCCAAGUAUUCCAUCAAAGCCCAUCUUUGCCAAGGAUCCAAUUGUUAUUCCAAGCCCACCUGUUAAUUUGGAGUCUAUUGAUAAUACCAAGGACUCAGUCACUCUUGCCUGGAAGCCACCACUUGACUGUGGAAGAGGCAAGAUCUUUGGAUAUCUUCUUGAGUAUCAGAAAGCUGGAGAUGAAGAGUGGCUUCAGGUCAAUCAAACUCCUGAUUCCUGCCAGGAGACAAAUUUCAAAAUCAUCAAUCUCGAGGAUGGCUCGCUGUACAGGUUCAGAGUGAAAGCUGUAAAUGCUGCUGGUGAAUCUGAUCCUGCCACUCUCAGGGAGCCUGUGAGAGCAUUGGACAGACUUGAGGCACCAGAGCUCAUCCUAGAUGCUAAUAUGACAAGAGAGAUAAAAGCCAUGGCAGGAACUCACAUUGUACUAAAAGCUACAAUCAAGGGAAUACCCUUCCCCACAGUCACAUGGAAGAAGAAUGAGAAAGAAGUGCCCCCAAGAGCUGAAAUUACCACUGCUGGAUCACAAACCAAGUUGCAGAUGCGUUUCUGUAAUCGUGGUGACUGUGGCGAUUACACACUGACUGUGGAGAAUGCUGCUGGAUCCAAGACAGCCACAUGCACAGUGCUUGUCCUUGACAAACCUGGUCCCAUUCAGCACUUGAGGGUAUCUGAUGUCAGGUGUGACUCAGCUCAACUCUCUUGGAGAGACCCAGAAGAUAAUGGUGGAGCACGUAUUACUAAUUUUGUGGUGGAGAAAAAGGAUGCAGCAUCAGCACAGUGGGUGCCAGUGUGCUCAACCUCAAAGAAGCGCAGUAUGAUGUUAAAGCACCUCAUGGAAGGCACUUCCUACCUGUUCCGUGUUGCUGCUGAGAAUCAGUUUGGCAGAAGUGAAUAUAUUGAGACAACCAAAGCUGCCAAAGCCAUGAAUCCUCUAUUCCCACCUGGACCACCAAAAGACUUGCAUCAUGUUGAUGUAGACAAAACAGAGGUCUGGCUUAAAUGGAACUGGCCAGAUCGCACAGGAGGAAGUGAUAUCACUGGAUUCUUGGUUGAGUAUCAAGAGGAGGGAGAGAGAGACUGGAUUGUCUUCAAAACAGUCAGUAUUCCUGAGUGCCAUGUGACAGGGCUAGAGGAAGGCAAGACCUACAGGUUCCGUGUGAAGACUGAGAAUGCUAUUGGUCUUAGCCGGCCAGAUACCACAUUGCCUGUCCUGUGCCAGGAAAAACUUGUGCCUCCUAUUGUUGAGGUUGAUGUGAAACUGAUUGAAGGAAUAAUUGUCAAAGCUGGAAGCACAAUUAGGAUGCCUGCCAUUAUGAGAGGCAUACCUAUUCCCACUGCAAAAUGGGUCAUUGAUGACACAGAAAUUGUGAGCGAAGGAAAUGUCAAAGUUGACACAGACAACUUCUCCACUAAUCUCACCAUAUCAGAGUGUACAAGAAAACACACUGGAAUUUAUCUCCUCACAGUCUCAAAUGCUGCUGGAAGUAAGACUGUUGCUUUGAACAUUACUGUUCUUGAUGUCCCAGACGCACCAGUUGGCCCUGUCAAUCUCCUGGAGGUCACUCCUGAGUACAUGCUUAUUGACUGGCGUCCUCCUAAGGAUGAUGGUGGAAGCCCUGUCACGAACUACAUUGUUGAGAAGAGAGAAUCCAAGAAAGAAACUUGGGGUGGAGUUAGCUCUGGCAGCACCAGCACCAAGUUGAAGAUUAGCCGUCUCCAGAAGGGGGUUGAGUAUAUUGUGCGUAUUCGUGCAGAAAACAAGAUUGGCAUAGGUCAUGCACUUGAAAGUGCACCUACUGUUGCUCAGCACUCGUUUGAAACACCUGGUCGUCCUGGUAAACCAACUGUGUCUGACCUCUCUGAAGACUCUUUGACUGUUGGUUGGACCAUGCCCUUGUAUGAUGGUGGUAGUCCAAUCACUGGGUAUCUUAUUGAGCGUCGACAUGUUGGAGGCAAAUGGAUCAGGGUGAAUAAGAAACCCUGCAAGGAUCUUAGGUACAAGGUACUUGGACUUUAUGAGGGAACUAGCUAUGAGUUCAGAGUCUUUGCAGAAAAUAUUACUGGCUACAGUGGACCUUCUCCAACCUCAGAUCCUGCUACACCCUGCCGACCAAUCACUGUGCCUGGACCUCCAAUCAAUCCCAAAGUGAAAGACUACAGUAAGACACAUGCUGACCUGGUCUGGAUAAAACCCUCCAAGGAUGGAGGCAGCCCUAUCUUGGGAUACGCUCUGGAGAUGCAGAAGGCCGGUGGUGAAUGGGAGGGAUGCAAAAAAGAUGACCUGAUUAAACUAUGUGCCUUCCAGGUCACAGGCCUUGAGGAGGGUGUUGAGUACAGGUUCCGUGUGAGAGCCGUCAACAUGAUUGGAGAUGGUGAAACAAGAGAAGUUCCAGAAUCUAUCAUUGCUCAGGAUAUCUUGAUCCCUCCAGAGAUUGAGAUGGAUGCAACAUGCCGCACACGUUUAACUGUAAGGGUUGGACAUAACAUUAACAUCCAAGGCUAUAUUAGGGCAAGACCUGACCCAGAGAUUACAUGGUCCAAGGGAGAGAAGAUUCUGGAAAAAGACAAGCGCACCACAAUCACAACUAACCUCCCAGUUGUUCACUUCCACAUCAAAGAGGCCCAAAGAGCAGAUCAUGGUCAAUAUGUUCUCAAAGCUGUCAAUGACAGUGGUGAGGCAUCAGCAACCGUUACUGUAAAUGUCUUAGACAGACCUGGACACUGUAAAAAUCUGAUGAUAACAUAUGUGUGCAGGCAUUCUUGCAUGGUAUCCUGGGAAAAUCCUGAGGACAAUGGUGGUACCGAAAUCACUCAUUACAUUGUUGAGUUGCGUGAACCCAGUGUGAGAGCAUGGUCUGUGAUUUCAUCUGAGUGCACAAACUGUAUGAUCAAGGCUAAACUAUUGGAAGGCCAUGAAUACUUCUUCCGUGUCUCUGCAGCAAACAAAUGUGGCCCUGGGCCAACAACAGAGACAAAGGUAGCAACCCUUGCUAUUGACCGCAUUGAAAAGCCUGGCGAGCCAGAGAAAUUCCAGGUCACUGACAUUACUAAGAGUUCAGUCUCUCUUAGAUGGCGAAGACCAGACUAUGAUGGAGGAUGUCAGCAAUUAUUCUACAAUUUGGAGAGGAAAGCCAAAGAUGCUGAAGAAUGGGAGGAGCUGAACCCCGAACUGCUCAAAGACACAUUCUUCACUGAUGAGACAUGUGUUGAGAACCAAAUCUACGUUUACAGAGUUCAAACUGUAAAUGAUGGCGGAGAAAGUAACUGGGUAAAGACUGGUGAGGUUAUUGUCAAAGAUGACAUCCAGAAACCAGUCAUUGACCUGAAGUUUACUGGUACCACAGUGGUAAAGGCUGGUGAUUCUGUCAGACUGGAAGCUAGUAUCAGAGGCAAACCAAUCCCAGAGGUUAAAUGGGUCAAAGAUAAAGCCACCACUGACAAUCCCAGGAUUUCUAUUGAAAAUGGCACUGAUUACUCUAAAUUCGUCAUGACCAAAUCUAAGCGUGGGGAUACUGGUAAAUAUACAAUCACAGCCACAAAUCCUGCUGGAAGCUUCACAGCUUAUGCUAACAUUACCGUUUUGGACAUACCAGGCCCUGUAAGGGACUUGAAGAUUACUGGUCUUGCAUCUGACAAGUGUAGAGUUGUUUGGGAUCCACCAGCAGAUGAUGGUGGUUGUGAGGUUGACACCUACAUCCUGGAGAAAUGUGAGACUAGACGAAUGGUUUGGUCCACUUAUUCAGCCUCUGUGGUCACCAGCUACUGCAAUGUCACUCGUCUUGUGGAAGGAAAUGAGUACAUUUUCAGGGUCAGGGCUGAAAACAAAAUGGGGACAGGUCCUCCCAUUGAAAGCAAGGCCAUCACUGUCAAAACUCAGUUUAACAAGCCUGGACCACCUGAAAUUCCAGAGAUCACUAAGAUUGGCAAAGAGGAAAUGACUGUCGUAUGGGCUCCUCCAGAGAAUGAUGGAGGAAAGUCUAUAACUGGAUACAUCCUGGAAAGGAAAGAGAAACGUGCUGUCCGAUGGGUGCCAGUUACAAAGAGUGCAAUUUCAGAAAGACGCAUGAAGGUCACGAACUUGAUCCCCAACCAUGAAUAUCAAUUCCGUGUGAAGGCUGAAAAUGAGGUCGGUUUGGGAGAGCCCAGCAAGCCCACAAGACCUGUUGCUGCCAAAGAUCCAAUUGAACCUCCUGGUCCCCCAAGCAGCUUGAAGGUGGCUGACAGCACAAAGACAUGCAUUACUCUUGGCUGGGCCAAACCUGUAUAUGAUGGUGGUGCUCCAAUCCUGGGAUAUCUUGUGGAAAUGAAAGAAAAGCUUGAAGGCGAACCUGAAGAACCAGCGUCAGAAGAAGAAGAAGAAGAAAUUGAACCUGAAAAGCCUGCAGCUGAACCUGAAAUAGUAGAAGGGGAAAAGGCAGAGGGUGAACUGGUAGAAGGUGAAAUCCCUGAAGAAGUUGUUCCAGUUAAAAAGCCAAAGGCUCCAGAAUCUCCCUGGAAGAAGUGUAGCACUGGCGGAGCUCUGGUUCUUACAGAAUUUACCAUUCUCAAUCUGGAUGAGAGAAAGAAAUAUCAGUUCCGUGUCUCAGCUCAAAACCAGGUGGGCUGGGGUCGCCCCGCAAGACUGAAAGAGUCAGUGUCACCAAAGGAAGUUCUUGAGGCCCCAGAGAUUGAUUUGGAUGCAAGUCUCAGGAAGGGACUUUCUGUCAGAGCUGGCUGCCCUAUUAGGCUGUUUGCAACAAUCAGAGGAAGACCAGCUCCUAAAGUAACAUGGAAACGCAUUGGUGAAGAUAAUGUUAUUCGCAAGGGACAUGUGGAUCAAGUUGAUACAAUGUCCUUCCUUGUCAUCCCUGAAAGUACCCGUGAGGAUUCAGGAAAAUACUCCCUGACUCUGUCAAACUCCUGUGGGGAGAAGGCGAUAUUUGUGCGUGUGAAAGUGUUAGACACCCCUGGACCAGUUGGUGGACUGGAAGUAAAUGAUGUCACAAAGACAUCAUGCCAGCUUGCUUGGCUACCUCCUGAAAAUGAUGGUGGCAGUCCUAUAUUGAAUUACAUGGUAGAGAAGCGUGAGGUUGAUAGGAAGACUUGGACAAACUGCACCAAUGAAAUAAAGAAGACAAGCUUCAAGAUCACAAAUCUUACCCCAGGACUUGACUACUACUUCCGAGUUAUGGCAGUCAAUAAGUAUGGCAUUGGUGUAGCUAAAGAUUCUCCCAAGGCAUACCUGGCAACUGAUCCUAUGAGUGAACCUGAUCCUCCUAAGAAGAUGGAUGUUCUGGAUAUUUCAAAGAACAGUGCAACCCUGGGAUGGUUGAGACCACUGAGAGAUGGUGGAGCCAAGAUCAACGGCUACAUUGUUGAUUACCAAGAGGAUGGUGCGCCUGAGGAUAAAUGGACACCAUAUUCAGUUGUCAAAGAUUUAACCAUUGUUGUUGUUGGACUGAAAGAAAAUACAAAGUACAAAUUUAGAGUGGCUGCAAGGAAUGCAGUUGGAUGCAGUCUUGCCAGAGAGGCCGAGGGAAUCUUUGAGGUCAAGGAACAGCUAAUGGCACCAAGGCUUAUAGUGCCAGAUGUAGUCACUGUGAAGGCUGGAACCAAGCUCAAAAUUGAGGCACUUGUGGCCGGUAAACCUCCACCAUCCACUAAAUGGAAAAUUGGCAAUGAAGACGUGGUAACCUCAGAUCGUCUGUCAGUGCAAAGAACUCCAAAUUCCACCACCCUCAUCACCAAAGACGUUAGCAGGAGGGACAGUGGUUACUAUAGUCUUGCUGUUUCAAACAGUGUCUCAAAGAUCAACCAGAUCAUAAAAGUCAUUGUUAUGGACAUUCCUGGUCCACCUGAAGGUCCUCUUGAAAUCGUUGAAGUGGAUACUGACGCUUGCACUUUGGCAUGGAAUCAACCACAAGAGGAUGGUGGAAGCAGUAUCACCAAUUAUAUUGUGGAAAAAUGUGAUGUAAGCAGAGGUGACUGGGUCAUAGCUGCUUCCUCUUGCACCCAGACCGGCUACAAAGUUGGAAAGCUCACACAAGGACAAGAAUAUGGUUUCCGUGUGCGUGCAGAGAACCGCUUUGGCAUUUCAGAGCCUAUUUAUUCUCAGAAGAUGAUUGCAAGACAUCCUUUCGAUACUCCUAGUGAGCCAAGAGAUCUCACUAUCAAGAAGAUUAACAAAGACUUUGUGAUUCUCACCUGGGAAGUACCAACAUCUGAUGGUGGCAACCCAAUAACUGGAUACUGUGUUGAACGUAAAGAGAGAAACAGCAUACUCUGGACUAAGGCUAAUGAGACCUUAGUUCGUUCAACAGAAUACACUUGCUUUGGCCUAAUUGAAGGUCUUGAGUAUACCUUCAGGGUGUCUGCCCUGAACAAGGCAGGUCAGGGUAAACUUAGCAAGCAGACCGAUUUCAUCACAGCAAGGACUGCAAUUGAUCCACCUGGCAAACCAGAGGCCAUUGAUGUGACCAAGAGUUCAGUGUCUCUUGUUUGGAGCCGUCCAGAAAAUGAUGGAGGCAGUAAGCUCAUUGGAUAUUAUGUUGAAUCGCAGAAGGUACCUGAGGAGAAGUGGGUACGGCACAAUGCCAACUGUCAGAAUGUGCCAAAUGAGAAAUUCAAUGUAACUGGACUUGAGGAAGGUGCUCAAUACAAAUUCAGAAUAAUUGCAAGGUCAGCAAUAAAUCAGAGUUUGCCCUCAGAGGAAACGGACGCCAUUCCUGUUAUAGCAGAACAAGUUCCGCCAAGAGUUGAGAUUGGCCUUGAGAUGAAGAACCUGAUCAUAGUGAAGGCUGGAGCAAAUGUGUCACUUGAAGCUGAGGUCUAUGGAAAACCAUUCCCGAAGGUUUCAUGGAAGCAUAAUGGUGUACCCCUGAAGCUGACUGAAGGAAUGAAAGUGAAACAGGACAGACACCUGUUUAGUCUGGAACUUUUCGCCGUAGCCAGAAAGGAAACCGGAGAGUAUACCAUUGUUGCUGAAAAUACAAGUGGAUCCAAAUCUGGCAACAUUAGGCUGAAGGUUCUUGACAAACCUGGACCUCCAGCAUCAGUCAAGGUCAGCCACAUCUUUGCAGACCGUGUCAAAAUUAGAUGGGAACCACCUGCAGCUGAUGGUGGCUCUGAAAUAACCAACUACAUUGUAGACAAACGUGAGACAAGCAGAGCCAACUGGGCUCAGGUCACAUCCAAUAUCAAUGGGCAGAUUACAACCUGUUCAGUGGAGAAACUGAUUGAGGGUCAUGAGUAUGAGUUCCGUAUCAGUGCUGAAAACAAGUAUGGUGUUGGGGAUCCCAUUGUCACUGACAGUGUAAUUGCAAAGAAUCCAUUUGGUGUGCCUGGACCUUCUGAACCACCAAUCAUCACAAACAUCAUGUGCAAUCAGAUGACUGUGACAUGGAAGGCACCUAAAGAUGAUGGACGUGCAGCUAUCCUUGGAUACAUUGUUGAAAAACGUGAAAGUCAAGAGGUCAAUUGGGCUAAAGUGAAUCGUAAACCGGUGAUAGACAGAACCAUCAAGGCAGCCGGCCUCUCAGAGGGAACAGAAUAUGAGUUUAGAGUCACUGCCCUCAAUAAAGCAGGCCUUGGGAAACCAAGUGAUCCAUCCAAUUCUGCAUUUGCAUUGGAUCCUUUGUAUCCCCCGGGACCCCCUGCUUUCCCCAAGGUUGUUGACUCCACACAUAGCAGCAUCAGCCUUUCCUGGACAAAGCCAGCUUAUGAUGGUGGUUGUGAGAUUUUUGGCUACCAGGUGGAACACAAGAGAGUAGAUGCUGAGGACUGGAUGAGGUGCAAUGUUCCAAAGGAUCUCCAGGCCACAAAGUUUGUGGUGACUGGUCUCAUGGAUAACACAGAGUACCAGUUCCGUGUUAUUGCAGUGAAUAAGAUUGGAUUUGGCGAUCCCAGUGAUGUUCCUGGAAAUCAUAUGCCCAAAGACAUCUUAAUUGCUCCCGAGGCUGAACUUGAUGCAGAUCUUAGAAAGGCCCUUGUGCUCCGAGCUGGAGUUACAAUGAGAAUCUAUGUGCCACUGAGGGGUCGCCCUGCUCCCAAAGUGACUUGGAGCAAAGUUAAUGCCAAUCUCAAAGAGAGGGAUGGACUAAUGAUCAACACAACAGAAUGGGACACAUAUGUGUACUGUGAGAAUGUCAACCGAUAUGAUGCUGGCAAAUAUGUCCUUUCACUAGAAAACAGCAGUGGAUCAAAGUCAUACACCAUUAUUGUCAAGGUCCUAGAUACUCCUGGACCACCACUUAAUCUAAUUGUGAAGGAGACUUCAAAGACUCAUGCAUCUAUAUCUUGGGAUCCUCCACUUAUCGAUGGUGGAAGCCCUGUGAAGAGCUAUGUUGUUGAGAAACGCCUUGCAGAGAGAAAGGCAUGGACCUGUGUUGCCCCUGAAUGCCCUAAAACAUCAUUUAGAAUUCCAAACUUGGAGGAAGGACAGGCUUACUGUUUCAGAGUGUCUGCGGAGAAUGUCUAUGGUGUCGGAGAGGGAUGUGACACUCCUGCACCAGUCAAGGCUUCAGAACAACCUGGACCAGUUAUGGAGUUCAAGCCUGCUGCUAUUACUAAAGAUUCGGUCACACUUGCCUGGAAGAAACCAGUUAGUGAUGGUGGAAGCCACAUUGUUGCCUAUGUUUUGGAAAUCAGUGAGGGGGAGGAAAAAUGGAAAGAAUUAAUGAAAUCUAAGCUCACACAGUUCACUGUUGGUAGCCUUGAAGAAGGAAAGGAGUACACAUUCAGAGUCAAAGCCAUCAAUGAAUCUUCAGAAGGUCCUCCAACUGAAGUCACUGUGCUUGCCAAAGAUCAGAUAGUUCUACCGGAUGUUGACCUCAGUGGUGUGCCAGAUGGUUGUUAUGUGGCAAAAGAGGGCAGCACUGUGCGCAUCACUGUUCCUGUUAUUGGCACUCCUACCCCCAUUUCUAUCUGGAAGAAGGGUGGUAUUAGUCUGUCCGACAGUGGAAGGAUCUCAAUUGAACCUGCUUCAGGUGGCAGUACUUUGCUUAUCCGUGACAUCCACCGGGGUGAUGCUGACAAGUUCACAAUCGUUGCGAGGAACAGUGGUGGCACCAAAGAGGCGGUCAUUGAUGUGAAGGUUGUUGGCAAGCCAGGUCAGGCAACUGGUCCCAUCACGUUUGAUGAAAUCACUGCAGAGGCAAUCACAAUUGAAUGGGGUCCACCAAAGGAUGAUGGUGGCUCAGAAAUCUCCAACUACAUUGUGGAGAAGAGACACACCACAGCCAAUAAGUGGGUUACUGUUGCUUCAGCUAUACAGAAGACUACCAUGCGAGUGAUGAGACUCCAUGAUGGCACUGAGUACAUCUUCAGAGUAUUUGCAGAAAACAAAUAUGGAGUUGGCGAGUGGCUCAGAUCUGAUCCAGUUAUUGCUAAGCAUCCAUUCGAUGUGCCUGAUGCACCAGCACCACCAGAAAUCAUCAGCAUUCGUCAUGAAUCAGCUAUUCUAACCUGGUCAGACCCAAAAGAAACGGGAGGCUCUCCAAUUACAGGAUAUCAUGUUGAAUUCAAGGAAAGAAACAGUUUGAUGUGGAAGAGAGCUUGCAAGACCCCUAUUAGAGUGAAAGAGUGCAGAGUGACCGGUUUGAUUGAGGGCCUGGAGUAUGAAUUCAGAGUAAUUGCCAUGAAUAGAGCUGGUCUUGGAAAGCCAAGCAAAACUACAGAGCCUGUUGUUGCACUUGAUCCUAUAGAUCCUCCUGGUAAACCAGAUGUUAUCAAUGUUACAAGAAACUCUGUAACACUGAUUUGGACUCCACCCAAGUAUGAUGGAGGUCACAAACUGACUGGUUACAUUGUUGAGAAGCUAGAGCAUCCAGGAAAGGCAUGGAUGAAAGCCAACCAUGUGAACAUCCAGGAAUGUGCAUACACAGUGACCGAUAUGGUAGAGGGCUGCAAGUGUGAAUUCAGGAUUAGAGCAAAGAAUGCAGCAGGUGGAAUCAGCGUUCCAUCUGAGCAGACUGAUAUUCUUGUUCUUAAAGAUGAAUAUGAGCCUCCAACCAUUGAAAUUGAUCCAGAUAUGAAGGAUGGUGUCAGUGUUAGAGCUGGAGACACAAUUGUAAUUACUGCCUCAAGCAUCCUUGGAAAACCACCCCCCACUGCUGUUUGGUCCAAGGGAGGCAGGGAAUUGAAAUCGUCAGAUACCUGCCAAAUUAAGAGCACCCCAACCACCUCCACAAUUUCCAUCAAAUAUGCCAACAGGAAGAACACUGGCGAGUAUCUAAUUACUGCAAGCAAUCCAUUUGGCAUCAAAGAAGAACGUGUCAAGGUCAAGGUUCUGGAUAUCCCUGGCCCUCCAGGUCCAAUUGAGAUCAGCAACGUUUCUGCUGAGAAGUGCACACUGACUUGGCUACCUCCUGAGGAGGAAGGUGGCUGUAUCAUCAAGUCUUACACUCUGGAGAAGAGGGAAACUAGCCGCCUUCUCUGGACAAAGCUUGCAGAUGAUAUCAUGGACUGCCGAUUUGUUGCAAGCAAACUCAUUAAAGGAAAUGAGUACAUCUUCCGUGUUUCAGCAGUGAAUCAGUAUGGUACUGGUGAUUCAACAUUGUCUGGUUCGGUCAAGAUGAUGGACAGCUACAGACCACCUGGGCCACCAUCAAGGCCAGAAAUUGAUAAUGUCAGCAGAACAGCUGUCACAAUCUCCUGGAGGAGACCAGCUAUUGAUGGAGGAAGUGAUAUUCGAGGAUAUAGUGUGGAGAGGAAAGAGAGGAGAGGAAUGAGAUGGGUGAGAGCUUGCAAGAGAACUGUGCCUGACCUUCGUUACAAAGUGCAGGGCCUAACAGAGGGAGUAGAGUAUGAAUUCCGUGUCACUGCUGAGAACAGGGCUGGCUUUGGAGAGCCAAGUGAGGCCUCACCAUCUGUGGUGACCAAGGAUAUUGUUUAUCCCCCUGGACCUCCAUCCAAUCCAAGAAUUGCUGACACAACAAAAACAACAGCAACUUUCCACUGGGGCAGACCUUUCUAUGAUGGUGGGCUUGAUGUAGAAGGGUACAUUGUUGAGCACAAACGUGAAGGAGAUGAAGACUGGAUUGAGGAUGCAUCAGGCUUGAAAAUAAAUGAAUUUGUUGUUUCAAACCUUCAAUCUGGUGGAAAAUACCACUUCAGGGUGAAAGCUAUAAACUCAGAGGGAACUGGUGAAGCUGGAGAAGUUGAAGAAGUGAUUGAACUUGUAGACCGUGAAUCUGUUCCAGACUUUGAGCUUGAUGCAGAGCUCAGGAAAACACUUGUUGUUAGGUCAAGAGCCUCAAUCCGCAUAUUUGUACCAAUUAAGGGGCGUCCUACCCCUGAGGUGAUCUGGUCCAAGGACAAUAAACCCCUGAAAGGAAGAGCACACAUUGAUACCACUGAAUCAUACACUCUUGUUGUGGUCCCUGACUGCACGAGAUAUGAUGCAGGAAAGUACUUCUUGAGUUUGGAAAAUGUUGCUGGCAAGAAGACUGGAUUUGUUAAUGUCAGAGUCAUUGAUACUCCUGGACCUCCAGUAAAUCUUACACCUAGAGAAAUCACUAUACACAGCAUCACCCUUCAGUGGGAGAUUCCAAUAAUUGACGGUGGCUCCAAAAUUACUAAUUACAUAAUUGAGAAGCGUGAUGCUACAAAGAAGGCCUAUACAUUGGUCACUUCUGAAUGGCAAAAGUGUUCCUACAAGUUUGCAAAUCUUGAAGAAGGAAAUGAAUACUACUUCAGAAUAUCUGCUGAAAAUGAAUAUGGUGUUGGUGAGCCAGCAGAAACACCUGAAACUAUCAGAGCCUCUCAGGCACCAUCUGCUCCAGAAAACCUUUAUGUGACUGAUGUAUCAAGUGAUACGGCAACUCUUACCUGGACGAAGCCAAAACACGAUGGUGGGAACAUAAUAACUGGAUAUGUUAUUGAGGCUCAGAAAUCCGAUCAGAAGGAAACUGAUCAGUGGACUCAUGUGACAACAAUUAAAGCUCUUGACUAUGUUGCAACAGAUCUGCAAGAAAAUGCAGAGUAUGUAUUCAGAAUCAUGGCUGUGAACAAGUCUGGCAGAAGCGACCCACGUGAAAGUCGGCCAGUCAUAGUUAGGGAACAAACUACCGCACCUCAGUUUGACCUCAGAUCAGUCUACCAGAAGACAGUGGUCAUCAGGGCAGGAGAUAACUUAAAGGUUGAAAUUCCUGUGUUGGGCCGUCCAAAACCCUCAGUUGUAUGGAAAACAGACGACAAAGAAAUUAAACAGACACAGAGAAUCAACAUUGACAACACAGCAACCUCAACUAUUCUGAACAUUAGAGAGAUCAAGAGGAGAGAUGGUGGAGAGUACACUAUGAUUGGAAAGAACAUCAUUGGAACAGUCUCUGAGAUAAUCACAGUUGUAAUACAUGACAUCCCUGGAGCCCCAACAGGACCAAUUAGGUUGGAUGAAGUUUCUUGUGAUUAUGUUCUAUUCUCCUGGGAGGCCCCAGAACUUGAUGGUGGAGUUCCAAUCAACAAUUACAUUGUUGAGAUGAGAGAGACCACAGGAACGUCAUGGAUGGAGCUGGCAGCAACAGUUAUUCGUACGACAUUUAAGGCUGCUCGUCUGAAAACAGGAAUUCAAUAUCAAUUCCGUGUUAAAGCCCAGAACCGGUACGGUGUUGGCCCCUACAUAACAUCAGAGCCUGUUGUUGCAGCUUAUCCAUUUGAUGUCCCAGGACAGCCAGGAAUACCCCAAGUAAUUGCCUUUACUAAAGAUGCAAUGACCAUAAGUUGGAAUGAGCCUCCAUCUGAUGGUGGAAGUCCAAUUUUAGGUUAUCACAUUGAGAGGAAAGAGAAAAACAGCAUUCUUUGGCAGAGGACCAGCAAGGCUCUUGUAGCAGGAAACCUCUACAAAUCAACAGGUCUUGUGGAUGGAAUUCCUUAUGAGUUCCGUGUCAUAGCUGAGAACAUGGCUGGUUUGAGCAAGCCAAGCAAGCCAUCAGAGAUGACAUUUGCCCUGGAUCCUGUAGAUCCUCCAAGUCAACCAUUGGCUAUUAAUAUUACCAGACAUGAAGUGACUCUUCGCUGGGAUAAACCUGAAGGCGAUGGUGGAUUCUCAAUCACUGGAUAUACAGUAGAAAAGAAACAGUUACCAGAUGGUCGCUGGCUUAAAGCUAACUUUAGUAAUAUAUUGGAAACAACAUUCACUGUCAGUGGACUCAUAGAGGAUGCAUCCUAUGAAUUCCGUGUUAUGGCAAGAAAUUCUGCUGGUGCUGUUAGCAAGCCAUCUCCAUCAUCUGAGGUGGUCAUCUGCAGAGACGACAUUGAAGAGCCUAGAAUUGAUAUUGAAGCCAUGUAUAACACUAUGCUUGUUGUGAGAGCAGGAGAUGUCUUCACUCUGGCUGCCACAGUCACAGGGCGACCCAUACCAUCCUUACUCUGGACCAAAGAUGGACAAGAGUUGGAUGAUGCAGCAAAAAUAGAAAUCAAAAGCACAGACUUUGCCACAACACUGAUCACCAGAGACGCUCUGAGAAGAGAUGGUGGUACAUUCGUUCUGACAGCCAGUAACCCUGGUGGCUUUGCUAAGCAAGUGUUCAAUGUUAAAGUUCUUGAUAGGCCAGGACCUCCUGACGGGCUCAGAGUUUCUGAUGUGAAUACAGAGAAAUGUGUCUUAAACUGGCUGCCACCCUCACAUGAUGGUGGUGCAAAGAUAGAGACCUACAUAAUUGAGAAGCGUGAAACAAGCAGAAUUGCAUGGACAAAUGUGGCAUCAGAUCUGAAGGUGAACCGUUACAAGGUAACUAAACUGCUAAAAGGCAAUGAAUAUAUUUUCAGAGUGAUGGCUGUGAACAAGUAUGGAGUUGGAGAACCCAUUGAAUCAGUGCCAACACUUGCAACCAAUCCAUAUGUACCAACUGAUCCUCCACAACAACCCGAGGUGACUACCAUUACUAAAGAUUCAAUGGUUGUCUGCUGGGGACACCCCGAAAAUAAUGGUGGAAGCAGUAUCAAUACUUACGUUGUUGAAAGAAGAGACAAGACUGGACUUCGCUGGGUCAAAUGUAACAAGAGGACUGUGUCUGAUCUACGAUUUAAGGUCUCCGGACUUACUCCAGGGCAUGAAUAUGAGUUCAGGAUUCUGGCAGAAAAUGCUGCAGGCUUGAGUUUGCCAAGUCCAGAGAGUCCAUUCUAUAAAGCAUGUGACACAGUGUUCCAACCUGGACCAGUCAGCAAUCCAAGAAUUCUGGAUACAACAAAGUCUUCCAUUACACUUGCCUGGAACAGACCUGUCUAUGAUGGUGGAUCUGACAUUACAGGAUACAUGGUGGAAACUUGCUUCCCUGAGGAAGACGAAUGGACAAUUGUCUCUCCAAAGGAAGGUUUAAAAGCAACAUCAUUUACAAUUACUGGUCUUAAGGAGAAUCAGGAAUACAAAAUCAACAUUGCAGCACUUAACUGCGAAGGAGUGGGUGAGCCUACAUCUGUGCCAGGAACACCAAUAGCAGAGGACAGACUGAUUCCUCCAGAAAUUGAGCUUGGUGCAGAGCUCAGAAAGAUUGUUUGCCUUCGUGCUUGCAGCACACUUAGACUGUUUGUUCCCAUUAGAGGAAGACCCGCCCCUGAGAUCAGAUGGUCCAGAGAAAAUGGUGAACCACUGGAGAGAGCCAAUAUUGAAAACACACCAUCAUUUACAUCAGUCAUGGUUGAAAAUGUUGACCGUUUUGAUGGUGGAAAAUAUAUGUUGACAGUGGAAAACAGCACUGGAGUAAAAACAGCAUUUGUAAAUGUCAGAGUUCUUGACACACCCGAUGCCCCACAGAAUCUUAGUAUUAAGGAGAUUACAAAGGAUUCUGUUUCUCUAAUGUGGGACCCACCCAUUAUUGAUGGCGGCUCCAGGACAAGACACUACAUUGUGGAAAAACGUAUAUCUACAAGGAAAGCAUACUCUACUGUAAAUGCUGGCUGCCCUAAAACAAGUUGGCGAAUCGGAGAUCUGAAAGAGGGUCAUAUCUACUUCUUCAGAGUGUUGGCAGAGAAUGAAUUUGGUAUUGGUCUUCCAGCAGAAACAGAUUCUAUUAAGGUAUCUGAAAAACCUCUUCCACCUGGCAAAAUUACUCUUAAAGAGGUCACAGGCACCAGUGUUACCUUAUCUUGGGAGAAGCCUGAUCAUGAUGGAGGCAGUCGUAUCUCAGGAUACAUUGUGGAAAUGCAAGGAAAAGGCAGUGAAAAAUGGACACAGUGCGCAGUUGUAAAAGCUACAACAGCUGUAGUAGCUGGACUGACACAAGGGGAAGAGUACUCUUUCCGCAUUUCAGCAACCAAUGAGAAAGGAAUGAGUGAUCCCCGCCUAUUGGGUGUGCCUGUAGUGGCUAGAGAUGUUGUCAUCACACCAACAUUUAAGCUUUUGUUCAGCACAUUUAGUGUUUUGGCUGGUGAUGACCUUAAAAUUGACGUGCCAUAUGCAGCUCAACCGAAGGCAUCUGUCAUUUGGCUCAAAGAUGGUGUUGCUCUGAAAGAAACCACAAGGGUCAAUUCAGAUAUCACUGACAACAACUUACAUCUUGUAAUCAAGGAGGCAACUAGAGAUGAUGUUGGCAAUUACACCAUUAAACUUACAAACACAGCAGGUGAGGCCACAACAGACAUUUCUGUCGUCGUUUUGGACAAGCCUGGUCCUCCAACUGGUCCCAUCCAGAUUGAUGAAGUGACAGCUGAUAGCAUGACCCUGACAUGGCAACCUCCUGAAUAUGAUGGUGGCUGCGCUAUCAAUAACUACAUUGUGGAAAAGAGAGACACCUCAACAACAAACUGGCAGAUUGUGUCUGCAACUGUAGCAAGAACAACUAUUAAAGCACCGAGGCUUAAGACUGGCUUUGAGUAUCAGUUCAGAAUUGCAGCAGAAAACCGGUAUGGAAAGAGUUCUGUACUCCUCUCUGAAGCAAUGAUUGCUCAGUAUCCAUUUGAUGUCCCUAGUACCCCUGGCACUCCUUCAGUCGAGGCUGCAACUAAGGAGACCAUGCUUGUUGUGUGGGACAAACCAGGUAGCGAUGGUGGAAGCAAGAUUCUUGGUUAUCACUUGGAAAGUAAGGAAAGAAACAGCAUUCUUUGGGUGAAACAGAACAAGCAAAUCAUUCCUGAAACAAAAUACAAAGUUGUUGGCCUUGAAGAAGGCAUUGAAUAUGAAUUCAGAGUGUACGCAGAAAAUAUUGCUGGUCUGAGUAAAUCCAGCAAAUUGUCAGAAAUACAAGUUGCAAGAGAUCCUUGUGAACCUCCAGGCAAGCCUGAAGCAGUGAUUGUAACUAGAAGUGCUGUAACCCUCAGAUGGACCAAGCCAGAAUUUGAUGGCGGUAUCAAAAUCACUGGCUACUUGGUUGAGAAAAAAGAGUGUCCUGAUGGUCGCUGGAUGAAAGCUAGUUUCGCUAACAUCAUUGAAACAGAAUUUGUGGUUACUGGUCUUGUUGAGGAUCAGAAAUAUGAAUUCCGUGUUAUUGCAAGAAACGCUGCUGGAGUGUCAAGUGUGCCAUCUCCAAGCACUGGAGAAAUCACAGCUAUAGAUGAAGUUGAUCCACCUCAAAUAGAAAUUGACUCUAAAUAUGCUUCAGUCCUUGUGGUAAAUGCUGGAGAGUCAUUCAGAAUUGAUGCUGCUAUUCUAGGAAAACCAGUGCCUACAGCCCACUGGUUAAAGGGUGGUGAAGAGCUCACAAAUACAGCACGUCUUGAGAUUAAAAACACAGACUUUAUUGCUUCUCUAAGCGUAAAGGAAGCCAUUCGUGUUGAUGGAGGUCAAUACACUCUUCUUUUGAAGAAUGUUGGUGGAGAGAAAUCUGUGAAUAUCAAUGUUAAAGUUUUGGACAGACCUGGUCCACCUGACGGACCAAUUCAAAUCUAUGGAGUAACAAAUGAAAAAUGCAGCAUUUCUUGGAAAUCGCCACUACAAGAUGGAGGUGCUGAUAUAUCCCAUUAUAUUGUUGAGAGGAGAGAGACCAGCAGAUUAGUUUGGACUAGAGUGGAAUCUAAAGUUCAGACUCUUAAUCUCAAGAUCACAAAACUUCUCCCCGGUAAUGAGUACAUUUUCAGAGUGAUUCCUGUGAACAAGUAUGGAGUUGGUGAACCUUUGGAAUCAGAUUCAGUCAUUGCAACUAAUCCGUUUGUUGUACCAAGUGCGCCAACUGGUGUUGAAGUGUCCACUGUCACAAAAGAUUCUAUGGUUAUCACCUGGGAAAGACCAACAAAUGAUGGAGGCAACCCAAUUGCAGGAUUUGUUAUUGAAAAACGUGACAAAGAAGGGGUGCGCUGGACAAGAUGCAACAGGCGUGUUGUGAGUGAACUUCGCUUCAGGGUGUCAGGGCUGACUGAGAGUCGUAGCUAUGAAUUCAGAGUGUCUGCUGAAAAUGCAGCUGGAGUUGGACCACCAAGUGCCGCGACUCCUUAUGAAAAGGCUUUGGAUCCUAUUUUCAAACCAGGUCCACCAAAUAAUCCCAAAGUUAUUGACACUUCGCGAACAUCUGUAGUCCUUUCAUGGGGCAAACCUAUCUAUGACGGUGGUUGUGACGUUCAAGCAUACAUUGUUGAAGCCUGUGAAGUUAAAGCUGAUGAAUGGACAAUGUGCACUCCACCUACUGGAAUCACACAGACAAGAUUUGAAGUGAAGAAACUCCUUGAAAAGCAUGAAUACAGAUUUAGAAUCUGUGCCAUAAAUAAGAUGGGGGUAGGUGAGAGUGCCGAUCUGCCUGCACCAGUCUUCCUUGAGGAAAAACUAGAGGCACCAGAUCUUGACCUUGAUGCUGACCUCAGAAAGAUGAUUAAUGUCAGAGCUGGAAGCACCCUGCGAGUAUUCCUUCCAAUAAGAGGACGCCCUGCACCUGAAGUCAAAUGGGGUAAAGCUGAAGGGGAAAUGAAAGAAACAGCUCAAAUUGAUACGACAAGCAGUUAUACUUCCCUUGUUAUUGAAAGUGUUGAUAGAUUUGACAGUGGAAAAUACAUAGUGACUGCCGAGAAUGCAAGUGGAGUAAAAUCAGUUUUCAUCAGUGUACGAGUGCUGGACACACCUAGCCCUCCUCAGAACUUCACUAUCAAGGAGAUCACCAAGAAUUCUAUUACUCUUACCUGGGAGCCACCGGCUUUAGAUGGUGGUGCUAAGAUAAAGCAUUACCUUGUAGAGAAGAGGGAGACCACAAGGAAGGUGUACUCUCCGGUUGUGACUUGCAACAGGAUGUCAUGGAGGAUUGAUCAACUCAAAGAGGGUCAAAUGUUAUUCUUCAGAGUUCUUGCUGAAACUGAACUUGGCAUUGGGUUACCAGCAGAAACUCUUGAACCCAUCAAGAUCUCAGAGGUUCCACAACCACCUGGACGAAUGUCAGUUGUGGAUGUUACAAGAAAGACUGUUUCUCUUGCUUGGGAGAAGCCUGAUCAUGAUGGAGGCAGCAAGAUAAGCCACUAUGAAGUUGAGAUGCAAGUGAAAGACUCUGACACAUGGUCUUUGUGUACUCAAAUAAAGGCACUUGAAACUGUAGUUACUAAUUUAGCCCAGGGUCAGGUAUACACAUUUAGGGUCAUUGCUGUUAAUGACAAGGGAAAGAGUGAUCCCAGAAUCCUUGGCAGUUUUGUUGAAGCAAAGGACCUGGUCAUCCUACCUGCUGUCCGUCCAAGAUUCAGCACUUACAGUGUACAAGUUGGCUAUGAUCUCAAAAUCGAAGUUCCAGUUUCUGGACAUCCAAAGCCAACCGUUGCCUGGACUAAAGAUGGUGCAGCUCUGAAACAGACGACAAGAGUGAAUGUUGCAGACAGUGCGAACCAAACAAUGUUCACCCUUAAGGAUGCAACAAAAGAUGAUGGUGGCAUGUACAACAUUUCUGUAGCUAAUACUCAUGGACAGGCUGAAGCUAGCAUUGAAAUCAUAACACUUGACAAACCUGGUCCUCCAACAGGCCCAGUUAGACUCGAGGAUAUUAGUGCUGAAAGUAUGACCCUGUCUUGGGACCCACCUGCGUAUACUGGAGGUUGCCCAAUUUCAAAUUAUGUUGUUGAGAAGAGAGAUACAACCACCACCAACUGGAUUACAGUGUCUGCCACAGUUGCAAGAGCAACACUGAAAGUAGCAAAUCUGAAAACUGGUGCUGAAUAUCAAUUCAGAAUCUAUGCUGAAAACAGAUAUGGCAAAAGUCAUGCUAUUGAUUCUGAACCUGUUCUUGCCCAGUAUCCAUUCAAAGAGCCUGGACCUCCGGGCACUCCAUAUGUGUCUGCAUACACAAAGGAGUCCAUGACUGUGGAAUGGCAUAAACCCAUCUCAGAUGGAGGCAGUGUUAUUCUUGGCUAUCAUCUUGAAAGAAAGGAGAAGAAUAGUAUUCUGUGGACAAAGAUAAAUAAGAGCCUAAUUCAAGACCCUAGAUUCAAAACAUCCCCAUUGGAAGAGGGAAUCGAAUAUGAGUUCAGAGUUUAUGCUGAGAACAUUGUUGGUAUUGGUCAGUGCAGCAAACUUUCAGAGGGAUGUGUAGCACGUGACCCUUGUGAUCCACCUGGUACACCUGUGGCCAUCGUUGUGACUAGACACUCAGUGAGAUUGCGCUGGACUCCUCCACAGUAUGAUGGUGGCAGCAUGGUUACUGGAUAUGUUGUUGAGAAACGAGAUCUUCCAGAUGGUCGCUGGAUGAAGGCAAGUUUUGCAAAUGUCAAAGAAACAGAAUUUUCUGUUGAAGGGCUAAUAGAAGACUCUAAAUAUGACUUCAGAAUAAUUGCCAGAAAUGCAGCUGGUGCUAUAAGCAGACCAUCUGAGAGCACUGGGUCAAUCACAGCAAAGGAUGAGGUUGAACUGCCAACAUGUGAAAUUGAUUCCAAAUUCAGCCAGGUCAUAGUUGUAAAUGCAGAUGAAACAUUCACACUUGAAGCUGAUGUUCAAGGAAAGCCACUGCCCACAAUUCAGUGGUUCAAGGGUGAUGUAGAAGUUGAAAUGUCUGCCAGAUGUGAAACCAAAAAUUCAGACUUUAAAGCAGUACUUGUGGUUAAAGAUUCCAUUAGAAUUGAUGGAGGACAAUACACUGUUCAUCUUUCCAAUGUAGCAGGAACUAAAACGGCAUCUUACAAUGUGAAAGUUCUUGACAGGCCAGGGCCUCCAAAAGGACCUCUAACUGUCUCUAAUGUGACAUGUGAAAAAUGUUCCCUGUCUUGGCUUCCUCCACAACAUGAUGGUGGUAGCGGUACUUCUUACUAUAUCAUCCAAAAGAGAGAAACAAGUCGUCUUGCAUGGACUGUAGUUAACAGUGAAUGUGGAGCAACUAUGUUUAAAGUCACCAAGCUACUCCAAGGAAAUGAAUACAUUUUCCGUGUCAUGGCUGUUAACAAGUAUGGUGUUGGUGAACCUCUGGAAUCUGCACCGGUGAUUAUGAGAAAUCCAUUUGUUGCUCCUGAUCCACCUACAGACAUCGAAAUCGCCAAUAUUUCAAGAGAUUCCAUGACAGUGUGCUGGAGCCGAUCAGAGAAUAAUGGUGGCAGUGAAAUUAGUGGGUAUAUUGUGGAGAAGAGAGACAGAGCUGGAGUUAGAUGGACAAAGUGCAACAAACGCAGAGUAACAGAUCUACGUUUCAGAGUGACAGGACUCACAGAAGAUCAUGAGUAUGAGUUCAGGGUCUCGGCAGAAAAUGCAGCUGGACCUGGACAACCAAGCAAAGAAACUAUUUACUUCAAGGCAUGUGACCCCACAUUUAAUUCUGGCCCACCCACAAAUGUUCAAGUUCUUGACACCACCAAAAAUUCUGUCUCUCUGGCAUGGGGCAGACCAAUCUAUGAUGGUGGCUGUGACAUUCAGGGAUAUGCUGUGGAGAUCUGCAAAGUAGAUGAGGAGGAUUGGACCAUCUGCACACCGUCAACUGGAAUAAAAGCCACUAAAUUUACUAUCACUAAGCUCAUAGAGCACCAGGAGUAUAAGGUUCAGGUAUGUGCUAUUAACAAAGAAGGAGUUGGUGAACCAGCUGUCCUAACGGGAACCGUUAAACCUGUAGACAAUAUGUUUACCCCGGAGAUUGAGCUUGAUGGAGAUCUGAGAAAGGGUAUCGUUGUCCGUGCUGGUGGCUCUAUGAAAAUCAGGAUACCCUUCAAAGGGCGCCCUGCUCCAGAAAUUAACUGGACCAAAGAUGAAGGGGAUCUUCCUGAGAGGGCUCAAAUUGAAAAAGCCCUUGAUUACACGGUGGUAGCACUUGACAUCUGUGACAGAAAUGAUGCUGGAAAGUAUACCCUGAAUUUGGAAAACAACUGUGGAUCCAAGUCAGCAUUUGUUAAUGUUAAAGUUCUGGACACUCCAGGACCACCAUUGAAUCUCUCUGUAAAAGACAUAACAAGAAGUUAUGUCACUCUGACUUGGGAGCCCCCAGCUAUUGAUGGUGGUGCCAAAAUCAAGAGCUAUGUUGUGGACAAGCGUGAUUCAACCAAACAUGGCUAUACCAAUAUCACCACCAAAUGCACAAAGACAACUAUCCGUAUUGGAGAUCUUAUCGAGGGUGGCAUUGCUUACUUCAGAGUCAUGGCUGAGAAUGAAUUUGGAGUUGGCUUACCUGCUGAAACAGAGGAUGGAGUCAAAACAUCAGAGGUUCCUCUAUCUGUUGGUAAGGUCACCCUAACUGAUGUCACAAAAACUACAGCCUCAUUGUCAUGGGAGAAACCAGACUUCGAUGGUGGUAGUAGGAUUCUAGGAUACUAUAUUGAAAUGCUGCCUCCAGGAUCAGAGGAAUGGGUUGUAGGAACAACAAUCAAAUCUUGUGAGGGAACAAUCACUGGGCUUAGAACAGGCCAGGAAUAUCUCUUCAGAGUUUUAGCAUUCAAUGAAAAAGGAAGAAGUGAUCCAAGAUCAUUACUUGCUCCUGUAGUCAUUCAAGAUAUCACUUUGGCACCCAUUCUCAAGAUGACUGUAAACACAUUCAGUGUUCAAGCUGGUUAUGAUUUGAAAGUAGAGAUACCUGUAGCUGGUCGUCCAACACCAACUAUUACAUGGGCUAAAGGUGGACAUGCUCUCAAAGAAACCACCAGAUUGAAUGUGUCUUCCACAGCAACAUCAACUCUUCUUCGUCUCAAAGAUGCUACCAGAGAUGAUUCUGGUAAAUACACCAUCACAGCUGUUAAUACUGCAGGAACAGUAACGGAGGAAAUUGGAAUAAUAAUUCUUGAUAAGCCAGGUCCCCCAGUUGGACCAAUAAACAUUGAAGAAGUCAGUGCAAACUUUGUCUCCCUCUCUUGGGAGCCACCUGUGUAUACUGGCGGUUGUCAAAUCAACAAUUACAUUGUGGAAAAACGUGACACUACAACCACAAACUGGCAGAUUGUGUCUGCAACUAUUGCACGUACUACAAUCAAAGUAACUAAACUGAAGACUGGAACAGAAUAUCAGUUUAGAAUUUCAUCUGAAAAUAGAUACGGAAAGAGUCCAGCAAUUGAUUCAACCCCUGUUGUUGUACAAUAUCCUUUCACUGAGCCAUUGGCCCCUGGCACUCCAGAAAUCACAUCAGUGACUAGAGAUCACAUGGUUGUUGAAUGGAAGCCCCCUGCUAGCAAUGGAGGCAGCCCAAUCCUUGGCUACCAUGUGGAACGUAAAGAGAAAAACAGUAUACUUUGGACUAAGCUAAACAAACUUUUGAUCCCUGACACUAGACUGAGAACAAAUGGUCUUGAAGAGGGUAUUGAGUAUGAAUACAGAGUCUAUGCUGAAAACAUUGCUGGAAUUAGUCCAUCAAGCAAACUUUCUGAGAUCACAGUUGCACGUGACCCAUGUGAUUCACCUGGUACCCCUGAUGCUAUUGAGAUUACAAGAAACCAUGUAACACUUCAGUGGACAAAGCCACAGUAUGAUGGUGGUAGCAUAAUUACAGGAUAUGUUGUGGAGAUAAUGAAGCAUCCUGACAAUCGCUGGAUGAAAGCAAGUUUCACUAAUAUUAUUGACACUCAGUUUACAUGCACAGGUCUUACAGAAGAUUCAGUGUAUGAAUUUAGAAUCGUUGCAAGAAAUGCAGCUGGUACUUUCAGUAAACCCUCUGAAAGCACUGGAGCUAUCACAGCUAGGGAUGAAAUUGAAGCACCUACCAUUUCAAUGGAUACAACUACUAUUACUGUCUAUGCUGGUGAAAAUUUUGCUAUUGAUGCUGAAAUUGCUGGAAAACCAAUUCCUGAAGUUAUGUGGACACGAGAUGGCAAAGAAGUUGAUAAUGCCACACCAAGAGUGGAAAUAAGUACUACUCUGCAACGCAGUAUUCUCACAGUGAAGGACUGCAUUAGGGUAGAUGGUGGGCAUUUUGUUCUGAAUCUGACAAAUGUUGGAGGCACAAAAGCUGUUGCAGUUAAUGUUAAAGUCCUUGAUAGAUCUGGACCACCUCAAGGUCCUUUGAGAGUAACAGGUGUGACAUCAGAGAAAUGCUAUCUCCACUGGGACCAUCCACCACAUGAUGGUGGUGCAAGCAUUUCCCAUUAUAUUAUUGAGAAGAGAGAGACGAGCCGCCUGUCUUGGACUGUUGUGGAGCCCAGAGUCGAAGCAAUUAGUUACAAAGUGACCAAACUCCUGCCAGGAAAUGAGUACAUCUUUAGAGUUAUGGCAGUGAAUAAAUAUGGACUUGGUGAGCCUCUGGAGUCUGAGCCUGUCAUUGCACGCAAUCCAUUCAAGCCACCUGGUCCACCUACAACACCUGAGGCAGGUGCCAUAACAAGGGAUUCAAUUGUUUUGACAUGGGAACGUCCUGAAGAUGAUGGAGGUUCAAUGAUCGAUGGUUACAUCCUGGAAAAGCGUGACAAGGAAGGUAUCCGCUGGACAAAGUGCAACCGCAAACGUCUCACAGAUUGUCGCUUCAGGGCUGCUGGAUUACAUAAUGGACAUUCUUAUGAGUUCAGAGUAUCUGCUGAGAAUGCAGGCGGAAUUGGAAAGCCAAGUAAGCCAUCCGAAUAUUACAGAGCCUGUGACGCCACAUACCCCCCUGGUCCUCCAAAUAAUCCCAAAGUAAUUGACCACUCUAGCACCACUGUAUCCCUUGCAUGGAGUAGACCUAUUUAUGAUGGUGGUGCAACAGUCUCUGGAUACAUGGUUGAAGUGAAAGAAAUUGCAGAAGAUGAAUGGACUAUUGCCACCCCACAUUGCGGUGUGCAAGCUACCCAUUAUACAGUGAAGAAGUUGAGGGAGAACGCAGAGUACAACUUCCGUAUCUCUGCCAUGAAUAUCGAAGGAGUUGGGGAGGCUAUUGAUCUUCCAGAUGCUGUGACUGCUGCAGAAAAGCUUGAGAUUCCUGAGAUUGAACUAGAUGCAGACCUUAGAAAGAUGGUCAAUGUCCGUGCAAGUGCAUCACUGAGGCUCUUUGUCACCAUCAGAGGAAAACCUGAACCUGAGGUCAAGUGGAGCAAGGCUGAUGGUAUUUUGACAGAGCGUGCACAAAUUGAAGUUACCAGCUCCUACACCAUGCUGGUCAUUGAAAAUGUUGACAGAUUUGAUACGGGUAAAUAUGUUUUGACUCUUGAAAACAACAGUGGCACUAAAUCAGCCUUUAUCAAUGUGAGAGUACUGGAUUCACCAAGUGCACCUGAAAACUUUGAAGUCAAGGAUAUCAAGAGAGAUUCUGUGCAACUCUCCUGGGAACCCCCUCUUAUUGAUGGUGGAGCUAAGAUAACCCAUUACAUUGUGGAGAAGAGAGACGCUAAGAGAAUGGGAUUUACAAGUGUAACAAAUAAUUGUGUGAGGAAUUCUGUAAUCGUUUCUGACCUCCAAGAAGGAGGUGUUUACAACUUCCGCGUGUUGGCUGUCAAUGAACUUGGUGUUGGUUUGCCGGCAGUAACUGAGGCAAUAAAAGUCUCCCAAGCACCUUUACCUCCAGGGAAAGUUACACUUGUUGAUGUAACUCGCCACACUGUAAGUCUUGCAUGGGAAAAACCAGACCAUGAUGGAGGUAGUAAAAUUACAGGCUACACUGUGGAAAUGCUCCCCAAAGGAGCUGAUAAAUGGAUUGCCUGUGCCACAGUGAAAGCACUGGAAGUACUCAUUGAAGGACUCACUGCUGGAGAAGAGUACUCAUUUAGAAUCACAGCUUUGAAUGACAAAGGCAAGAGUGAUCCUAAACCACUUGGUGCACCUGUGAUUGCACAAGACAUCACAGCUGAACCUACCAUAAACCUACUUUUCAACACUUACAGUGUAAAGGCUGGCGAUGACCUCAAAAUUGAUAUUCCAUUCAGAGGCAGACCUCCACCAGAAGUCUCCUGGAAAAAAGAUGGGCAUGUACUCAAGCAGACAACUAGAGUAAAUGUUAUAUCAUCUGCUACAUCAUCAAAAAUUACAAUCAAGGAGGCCACAAGGGAGGACAAGGGCAAAUAUGAAAUCACAUUGACAAACUCAAUUGGUAAAAAUUCAGCUGAAAUUACAGUAGUUAUUCUGGAUAAACCAGGCCCACCUGGACCAAUUAAAGUUGAUGAAAUCAGUGCUGACAGUGUCUUAUUGUCAUGGGACCCACCAGUGUAUGAUGGAGGUUGCCAGAUCAAUAAUUAUGUUGUUGAGAAGAGAGAUACCACCACUACAAACUGGCAAAUAGUGUCAGCCACUGUUGCCAGAACAUCAAUUAAGGUUUCCCGUUUGACACAAGGAAAUGAAUAUCAGUUCCGUGUUGCAGCAGAAAACCGUUAUGGCAAGAGUCAUGUUGUGGAUUCUGCUCCUAUUAUUGCACAAUACGCCUUCGAACCUCCUGGUCCUCCAACCAGUCUCCAAGUUGCUAGUGCAACCAAGUCAGGUAUGCUGGUCACAUGGGGUACACCUGCAAGUGAUGGUGGAAAUGCAGUAAUGGGAUAUCACCUGGAAGGAAAAGAACACAGUAGUAUUUUGUGGACAAAACUGAACAGAGGUCUUAUCACUGAAACUCAGUUCAAGGUAACGGGCAUUGAGGAGGGUUUGACAUAUGAGUAUCGUGUCUAUGCUGAGAAUAUGGCUGGCAUUGGACCUUGCACCAAGGCCUGUGAGCCUGUUGCUGCUAGAGACCCAUGUGAUCCACCCAGUCAGCCUGAGGUCAUCAACAUUACACGAACAUCUGUUUCUCUGACAUGGACCCCACCUGAGUACAACGGUGGAGCUAUGGUGACUGGUUACAUUGUUGAGCGCAGGGAACUACCUGAUGGUCGCUGGCUCAAGUGCAAUUUCGCAAAUCUCCAGGAAACCUUCUUUGAUGUAACAGGCCUCACAGAGGAUGUAAGCUAUGACUUCCAUAUUGUUGCCAAGAAUGCUGCUGGACUGCUCAGUGAGCCAUCAAAGGGCACAGGAUCUAUCACUGUCAAAGAUGAUGUUGAUGCACCAUGCAUCAACCUGGAUGACAAAUACAGACAGCUGGUGGUUGUUAAAGCUGGAGAUAUUCUAAGCAUUGAAGCCAGUUUCACUGGACGUCCCAUUCCAGUAAUAUCUUGGGCAAAGGAUGGAAAGGAAAUAGAAGCGAAGGCUAGAUUUGAGAUUUCAUCAACGCAUGCUGUAACAACUUUAGUUGUCAGAGACAGCAUCAGAAGGGACUCUGGCCAAUAUGUCCUAACUCUACAAAAUGUAGCUGGCACAAGAUCAAUAGCAAUAAACUGUAAAGUACUUGAUCGCCCGGGGCCAUCUCAAGGGCCACUGACAGUCUCUAACAUGACAGCAGAAAAAUGCACAUUGACAUGGGGACUUCCUCAAGAAACUGGUGGUGCAGAAAUCCAAUAUUUCAUUGUGGAGAAACGUGAAACAAGUCGCCUGGCCUGGACAUUGGUUUAUGGGGACAUGAAGGCUACAACAUGCAAAGUAACUAAACUGCUUAAGUUCAAUGAGUACAUCUUCAGAGUGAGAGGAGUAAAUAAGUAUGGAACUGGUGAGCCAUUGGAAAGUGAUCCUGCCAAGGCAAUGGAUCCAUUUACAGUGGCUGAAGCACCAACAAAUGUGGAAGUAACCAGUGUCACAAGUGAAGCAAUGACUAUUUGCUGGGAGAGGCCAGAGUCUGAUGGAGGAAGCACUAUUUCUGGCUAUGUGAUUGAGAAACGUGAGAAGACUGGUCUACGCUGGUGUCGUGUGAACAAAAAACCAGUGUAUGACUUGAGAGUCAAAGCAUCCAAUCUCCGCGAAGGAUGUGAAUAUGAAUACCGUGUCUAUGCGGAGAAUGCGGCAGGCUUGAGUCCCCCAAGCAUACCUUGCCCCUUGAUAAAGGCAGCAGAUCCAUUAUUCCUGCCAUCUCCACCGGCUAAACCCAAAAUUGUUGACUCAACCAAAACUUCCAUUACUCUUGCCUGGAAUAAGCCAUUGUUUGAUGGUGGAUCUCCAAUCACAGGCUACCGUGUAGAAUACCAGAAAUCAGAUGAUUAUGGUGAUGAAUGGAUGGUUGGAGUUUCAAACACAAAGAACACUGAGUUCACUGUAGUGGGACUUACCUUUGGAGUGGAAUAUGUCUUUGUAGUCAGAUCCAUUAACAAGAUUGGCCUGAGUGAACAAAGCCAACCAACAGAUCCUCAAGUGGCUAGAGAGAAAGAGGAUGAACCUAUUUUCCUUAUUGGUAAUGAAAUGAGGAAGACAUUGGUUGUGAAAGAUGGUAGCUCCUUUACUCUGAGAGUACCCUUCAAAGGCAAACCUGUCCCACAUGUUAUGUGGACCAAGGCUGAUGUUGACCUUAGAGUAAGGGCAACAAUUGAUACCACAGACACUUGCACAGCUAUAACAGUUGAACAAGCAACAAGAUACGACUCAGGAAAAUAUGUUGUGACCCUACAAAACGUGGCUGGAACGGCAGUACUGAACUUAAAUGUCAAGGUACUUGAUUCCCCUGGACCACCAAAACAUAUUGAAAUUAAGGAGGUCACCAAAAGCUCUGCAACAAUUACCUGGGACACACCUGACAAUGAAGGUGGCGGUCCUGUGAAGAACUAUCUUGUUGAUAUUAGAGAAGCCAGCAAAAAAGGAUGGACUAGGCUCACAGACAAUUGCCCACGGAUGACAUACAAAGUGGCUGAUCUGAAAGAGGGAAAUGUAUACUAUUUCAGAAUCACCGGUGAAAAUGAAUAUGGAGUCGGUGUGCCAUCUGAGACCAAGGAAGGAACAAAGAUGUCAGAAAAACCAAGCCCACCACCAAAACUUGGAGUUACUGAGGUCACUAAGGACAGUGUUGCUCUUGCAUGGAGCAAACCAGAACAUGAUGGAGGAAGUCGAAUCACUGGAUAUCUUGUAGAAGCACUUGAAAAAGGAGAGCAGAAAUGGGUGAAGUGCGGUGUUACCAAACACACCCACUUUGUUGUCAGUGGUCUAAGAGAAGGUGUGGAAUACUUCUUCAGAAUUCGUGCACAAAACCAUGCAGGCCUGAGCGAUGUCAAGGAUAUGUUCCACCCUAUCCUUGUUAAAGAUCAACAGGAACCCCCAGAGAUCAACAUGAAGGACAUCCCUCGCAAUACUGUCUAUGUUAGAGCUAGAUCAAACCUAAAGGUAGAAAUCCCACUUACUGGCAAACCAACACCUAAGGUGACUCUUACCAAGGAUGGUAAUAUGCUGAAAUCAACUUUGAGAUUCAAUUCUGAAGUGACUCCAGAUAGCCUCAUCAUCACCCUGCGGGAGAGUGCUGCUGUUGAUGCAGGAAGAUACGACAUCACUGCUUCAAAUGCAAGUGGAACCACCAAGUCCUUUGUCAAUAUUGUGGUCCUUGAUAGACCAAGUCGUCCAGUUGGACCAGUUGAGUUCUAUGACACCACCGAAGACAGCGCCAGCCUGAAAUGGCUUCCACCUGCAUAUGAUGGUGGCAGCCCAAUCACCAACUACAUUGUUCAGAAACGUGAAACAACCACUGCUAACUGGGUUGAUGUGUCAUCAGCAGUUGCAAGAUGUACAAUUAAGAUAAUGAAAAUGCACUCUGGAGUUGAGUAUCAGUUCAGAAUCCGUGCUGAAAAUCGACUUGGCAUCAGUGAACAGCUUGACUCUCCACCUAUCACAGUAAAUCUCCCCUACACUCUUCCGGCAGCACCAUCUGCUCCAUUUGUGUCAAAUGUCACAAGAGAGAGCAUCACUGUUAACUGGAAAGAGCCCUCAUCUGAUGGUGGAAGCCAUGUAUUUGGAUACCAUCUCGAGAUUAAAGACAAAAACAGCAUUCUUUGGCAGAAGGUUAACAACACUGUUAUCCGUGCCAAUCACUUCAAAGUGAUUAAUAUUUAUCCUGGCCUCAUCUACGAGUUCAAGGUUGCUGCUGAAAAUGCAGCUGGCAUUGGUGAAGUCAGCAAAACAUCUGAUGCUGUCCUGGCAAUUGACGCCUGUGAGCCACCCACUAAUGUUCGUGUCACUGAUAUUACAAAGAACUCAAUCACAGUGGCCUGGCAGAAGCCAUCCUACGAUGGUGGAAGUAAAAUCACAGGGUAUAUUAUUGAGAAGAGAGAUGGACCAGAUUGUAGAUGGACUAAAGCUAACUUGGCAAAUGUGUCUAGCUGCAAGUUCACUGUGCAAGGUCUGACUCAGGAUGAGUCCUACGAAUUCAGAGUGAUGGCUAAGAAUGCAGUUGGUUCAAUCAGCAACCCUUCAAGUGCUAUUGGACCAGUUACAUGUGUUGACACAUUCGGUGCUCCUGAGAUUAUAAUGCCUCAAGAAUAUAUGGAGACUGUGAAACAUAAGGCAGGAGCCACAGUUGAGCUUAAGGUUGGACUUAUUGCCAAGCCACAGCCAACAAUUGAAUGGUUCAAAGACGGCAAGGAGAUGGAACCUAGUGCCCAGAUAACUUUCAAGCACACCUUCGAGUCUACAAGCCUCAUUAUGAGGGAUGUCACUCGUCUCAACUCUGGAACGUAUGAGAUCAAGAUCAAGAAUUCCUUGGGAUCUGCAUAUGGUUCCAUCCGAGUGCAAAUUCAAGACAAACCUGGACCUCCAGCUGGUGAAAUCCAGUUCAAGAAAAUCACUGCUGACAAUGUAACCAUAAUGUGGGAUCCUCCAGAGGAUGAAGGUGGUGCAAUGGUCACCCACUACAUUGUGGAGAAACGGGAGUCAAGCAGAAUUAUGUGGUCAAUUAUAUCUGAAAAAAUGGAGGACUGCAUUGUGUCUGUGCAGAGACUAAUCAAGGGUAAUGAGUACAUAUUCCGUGUCAGAGGUGUAAACAAAUUUGGAGUUGGAGAUGCAUUGGAAUCUGAGCCUGUUGUUGCACGCAACUCAUUUGUUCCUCCAAGUCAACCAUCUAAACCUCAAGUCACUAUGAUUACUAAAUCCACAAUGACUGUGGUAUGGGAAAGACCAGCUCUUGACGGCGGAAGUGAUAUUGAUGGCUAUUACCUGGAAAAACGGGAGAAGAAGAGUCUGCAGUGGUUUAAGGUCAUCAAAGAUCAGAUCCGUGACACCAGACAAAAGGUCAGCAAUCUCACCGAGAAUAAUGAAUACCAGUACCGCGUCUGUGCAAUCAACAAAGCUGGAGCUGGUGCCUACUCAGAAGUAUCCACUUUCUACAAAGCUUACGAUCCAAUUGACCCACCAAGUGAGCCCACCAAGCUUACUAUCGUUGACUCCACUAAGACGUCUAUUACUCUAGGAUGGGUAAAGCCUGUGUAUGAUGGUGGCAGUGAAAUCACCAGCUAUGUCGUUGAACAAAUGAACACUGAAGAGAGGGAAUGGGUUGUGAUUAGCUCCAAGGGUGAAGUGAGGACAACAGAAUUUGUUGCGUCUCACCUGAAGCCUGGAGUCUAUUACUUCUUCCGUGUCUCUGCUGUGAACUGUAUUGGAGCUGGACGUCCCAUUGAGCUUGUUCAACCAGUCCAGUCAAAGGAUAUCCUUGAGGAAGCUGAUGUCAACCUUGAUAUCUCUAUGACCACUCAGUAUGUAGCAAAAGCAGGCAGAGAUGUGGAAAUCAUGAUUCCUCUCAAGGGCAGACCUGCACCAAAUGUCAUCUGGAGGAAAGGAGACAAAAAUAUUGCUGGCGAUGCAAGAUAUACCAUUAGAAACACUGAAUAUUCAACAACUCUGCUGAUACAAAGAGUGACCCGAGAUGAUUGUGGAAAAUAUCUUCUUGAAAUUGAAAAUGGUGUUGGUGAGCCAAAAAUAAUAACUGUCUCAGUUAAAGUACUAGACUCUCCAUCAGCUUGCCAUAAGCUCAUUUAUAAGAAUGUCAGCCGAGGCAAGCUCACACUCAGCUGGGAGCCCCCUCACAUAGAUGGUGGCUCUCCAAUUACCAAUUACAUUGUGGAGAAGAAAGAUGCCAUGAUGAAAGCGUUCACCAUUAUGACCACUGAGUGUCCCAACAGCACAUACAAGGUUGAAGGUCUUGAAGAGGACAUAGCCUAUUUCUUCCGCGUUUCAGCAGAAAAUGAGUUUGGAGUCGGGGAUACAUGUGAAACAGCAGAGCCAGUUAGAGCAACCGAAACACCAGGACCUGUCAAAAACCUAGUGAUGAAGGAUUCUAACAAGACAUCUGUAACUCUGGCAUGGAACAAGCCUGAUCAUGAUGGUGGUAGUCAUAUUUCAGAGUACAUAAUUGAGAAGAGAGCCAAAGAAGAAGCUUGGUCACCUGCUGCAAUAAGCAGGCGUUGCCAUUGUGAAGUUAAACAGUUGAAAGAGCUUUCAGUGUUGGAGUUUAGAGUGUUUGCUAAGAAUGAAAAGGGUCGUAGUGACUUCUCACUAAUUGGGCCCAUCACUGUCAAGGACUUGAUCCUUGACCCUGUGGCCAACCUCAUUGACUAUCCAGGAGGUGAGUUAUUUGUUCGUCUGGGACAAAACAUUGUCCUUGAUUUGCCAUUCAAAGGAAAACCCAAACCAGCUAUUUCAUGGAUGAAGGAAGACGUUCCUCUCAAAGAAAGUGAACAAAUUCGCUUUAGGGAGUCAGAGAGCAAAGCUACCCUGACAGUGAGAGGUGCAAGAAAGGAACAUGCAGGAAAAUAUACACUUGUUCUGGACAACAAACAAGUCAAGAACUUCUUUGAUAUCAAAGUAUCGACCCUUGGACCACCUAGUGCACCAGUUGGACCCAUACGCUUUGAUGAAGUCAAAGCACAAAGUGUAAUCAUAUCUUGGAAUGAACCAGAGGAAGAUGGAGGUGGAGAAGUUACUUGCUACAGUGUUGAGAAACGUGAAACAUCGCAAGCAGCGUGGAAGAUGGUUUGCUCUAGUGUGGUAAGGACCUCAUUUAAAAUAUCAAACCUGGUCAAAGGCACACAGUACCAGUUCAGAGUCCGUGCAGAAAAUAAGUAUGGUGUGAGUGAGCCACUGAAUUCUGAGGAUGUGGUUGCCCAGCACCAGUACAGUCCACCAGGUGCACCACCCAAACCAAUUGUUCUCAAUGUGACAAGUGAUGGUAUGACCGUACAGUGGGAUGCACCAAGCUUUGAUGGAGGCUCUCCAAUCACUGGCUACCACCUUGAGAAGAAGGACAGAAAUAGUCUUUUGUGGAUGAAGGUUAACUCUUCAGUCAUUUCAAAGAGAGAAUACAGAGCCAUUGGUCUGAUUGAGGGUCUGGAGUACUCAUUCAGAGUUUAUGCUGAGAACAAUGCUGGCCUCAGUCCUGUCAGUGAGCCAAGCAAACACAAACUGGCCAUCUCCCCUGUUGAUCCACCUGGCACACCCAACUGCAUUGAUGUCACAAGAGAAUCUGUCACAAUUCAGUGGGAACCACCCAAGCGUGAUGGUGGCAGUAGGAUUGUGGCUUAUAGUGUUGAAAGGCGCCAAGGAAGAAACAAAUGGCUGAGAUGUAACUUUACUGACAUCAGCGAAUGCCAGUUCACUGUCACAGGGCUUCCAGCUGGUGAUCGCUUUGAAUUCAGAGUGAUUGCACGAAAUGCCAUCGGCACAGUCAGUCCACCUUCACAAUCUUCUGGCUACGUCAUGACAAGGGAUGAAAGUGUGGUACCGGAAAUCAUCUUCAGUGCAGAGAAGACCCUUACUAUCAAAGCUGGAGAAAACAUUAAACUUCAAUGCAACAUUAGUGGAAGACCCUUGCCCCAAGUUACAUGGCACAAAGAUGGAAAGGAACUUGACAAGAUGCUGGUUGAUAUUACAACCGUUGUUGGAUCAAGCAGCCUCUUUAUCAGAGAUGCCGAUCGCAAUGACCGUGGUAUUUACACUGUUGAGGCUAGGAAUAGUUCUGGCUCGGCGAAGGAGGAUGUUCUUGUUAGAGUGCAAGACACCCCUGGAGCUCCUGAAGGGCCUCUAAGAUUCACCAGUAUUACAGCUGAGAAGGCUACACUCUGGUGGAGCCCACCAGAAAAUGAUGGCUGUGCAGUUAUCACACACUAUGUUAUUGAGAAGAGAGAAACCUCAAGGAUCUCUUGGGCUCUUGUCACAUCCAAGUGUGAAGCUUGCUCAUUCAGUGCCACAAAGUUGAUCAAGGGAAAUGAGUAUCAGUUCCGUGUGUCUGCUGUCAACAAAUUUGGUGUGGGCAAACCUCUUGAAUCUGAACCUGUUGUUGCAAAAAUGCAAUUCACUGUUCCUGAAGCUCCUGGAACACCUGACUGUACUCAUAUCACAGGAGAAAGCAUCACACUGGUCUGGACAAGACCCAGAUCAGAUGGAGGAAAUGAAAUCCAGCGUUAUAUACUUGAAAGACGUGAGAAGAAGAGCUUGCAGUGGGUGAAGGUGUCAGCCAAGAGGCCAAUCACAGAACUCAGGCACAGAGUAAUCCGUCUGAUAGAAGGAUAUGAAUAUGAAUUCCGUGUGAUGGCUGAAAAUGGUGCUGGUGUUGGACCACCAAGCAGCACCUCAAGACUCUUCAAGUGCAGAGAGCCAACGACUUCACCAAGUGCACCAUCUGUGGUCAAGGUAUCAGAUUCCACAAAGUCAUCUGUCACUUUGGAUUGGUUGAAACCUGUCUUUGAUGGUGGAAUGGAAAUCAUUGGUUAUGUCAUUGAGAUGUGCAAGGCAAGUCUUGGGGAGUGGCACAGGGUGAACAAUGAAGCCUGUAUCAAGAAUACAUACACUGCAAAGGAUCUCGAGCCAGGCGAAGAAUACAAAUUCCGCGUGUGUGCUCUUAAUGGAGCAGGAAAGGGAGAACCUUGCGAGAUACCCAACCCUGUAAGAGCAGUGGACAGACUUACAUCACCAGAGAUGGACAUUGGUGCAGACUUCAAGCAGACACACAUUGUGAAAAAUGGAGGCACAGUUAGUCUUCACGUUGCUUUCCGUGGAAAACCCGCACCACUUGCUACUUGGACAAAGGUUGAUGGUGAAAUUGGUGUGAUGGUUGACAUCAAUACAUCUGAACAUUUCAGCACCCUGACCAUGGAGAACUGCACUCGGGAUGAUGCUGGCAAAUACACAUUAUCUCUAGAGAACAAUAGUGGCAGCAAGUCUGUUACAUUCACUGUCAAGGUACUGGACUCUCCAGGACCACCUGGACCUGUUUCAUUCAAGGAUGUUACAAGGGGAGCCCUCACUAUCAUGUGGGAUGCUCCAAGCAAUGAUGGAGGUGCACGUAUCAAUCAUUACAUUCUAGAGAAGCGUGAAGCUAGUCGUCUGAGCUGGCAAGAGUGCAGCCGCAAGUGCAAUCGCCAGAUGUUUAGAGUGACCAACCUUGGAGUGGGUAUAGCAUACGUUUUCAGAAUUAUUGCUGUAAACCACUAUGGUGCCGGUGAACCUUAUGAGAUGACCGAACCGGUUAUUGCCACUGAAGAGCCUGCUGCACCCCAGAGGCUUGACGUCAUUGACACUACUAGCUCAUCUGCCUACUUGGUCUGGCUGAAACCCGAGCAUGAUGGUGGAAGCCGCAUCACCGGUUACAUCGUUGAGAUGAGAAUCAAGGGCACUGCCAACUGGCUGGUUGCUGGUGAAACCAAAUCUCUGAAAAUGGUGGUUGAAGGUUUGACAGAGAACUCUGAAUACCAGUUCCGCGUCAAAGCCCAGAAUGAUUCUGGCAUCAGCUACCCACGUGAUGCUCUAACCUCUGUUGUUAUUAAAGAGCCUCGUAUUGAGCCCACUGCAGAUCUCAGUGGAAUCACCAAACAGCUCAUCACUUGCAAGGCUGGAAAUUCAUUUACUAUUGAUAUUCCAAUCAGUGGUAGACCAUCUCCUAAAGUAACAUGGAAACUUGAAGAGAUGAAGCUCAAAGAAACAGACAGAAUUUCAAUCAGGACUUCUCUGGAAAGGACCACCCUUGUAGUAAGAGAUAGCAGGAGAGGAGACAGUGGCAGGUACUAUCUCAUCCUGGACAAUGCUGCUGGAACCAAGACCUUCACUGUAAAUGUCAUUGUCACUGGCAGACCAACUCCACCUACUGGACCUCUUGAAAUCUCAGACAUCACAUCAGAGUCUUGUGCGCUGGCAUGGGCAGAACCCUCAGAUGAUGGUGGAACCGAAAUCACUAAUUACAUUGUUGAGAAACGUGAAUCCGGCAAUACUUCUUGGCAGGUGGUGAAUUCCAGCGUUAAACGCACCACAAUCAAAGUCUCUCACCUGACUAAGUACAUGGAGUACACCUUCCGUGUCUCUGCUGAGAACAAAUAUGGAGUGAGCAAGUCUGUUGAGUCCACACCUAUGAUUGCUGAGCAUCCAUUUGUUCCCCCAAGUCCACCUGGUCGUCCUGAUGUGGUGUCAGUGUGUGCUGCUGCCAUCAGCAUUAAGUGGGAUCUUCCUUACCAUGAUGGUGGUAGUCAAGUCACUGGAUACUGGAUUGAGAAGAAAGAGAGGAACACCAUCUUGUGGGUCAGGGAGAACAAGCUUCCUUGCCUUGACUGUCAAUACAAGAUCUCCACACUCAUUGAAGGCCUUGAGUACCAGUUCAGAGUGUACGCAAUGAACAUCGCUGGUCUCAGUAAAGCCAGUGAGGCAUCUAGACCCGUGCUGGCUCUAAAUCCAGUUGAUCCUCCUGGUAAACCAGAAGUUUAUGACGUUACACGAUCCUCCGUUUCCAUCCAAUGGUCCACUCCCUUCAAUGAUGGUGGCAGCAAAAUUGUGGGAUAUGUUGUUGAGCGCAAGAUCUUCACUGAUGAUGAAGAUAUUCGUUGGUUGAAGUGUAACUACACCACUAUCACAGAAAACUGCUUCACCAUCUCAUCACUCAGUGAGGGAGAGGUGUAUGAGUUCCGUGUGAUUGCCAAAAAUGGUGCUGGUGUCCACAGCGUUCCAUCUGAGACAACAGGACCAGUCACAUGCAAGGAUGAAUACACACCUCCCAAGGCUGAGCUUGACAGCAAACUCCUUGGAGAAACUGUCACAGUUCGGGCAGGAUCUGAUGUUGUACUGGAUGCAGCUGUUGGUGGCAAACCUGAACCCAAAGUGUUCUGGAGUAAGGGCGAUCAGCAACUGGAGCUUGGUGAAAAGCAUUCUUUGACAUAUACAACCACCAGGGCCAUGGCCGUCAUCAAAAACUGUGACAGAUACGACACAGGAAAAUAUGUGCUAACAGUGAAGAAUGCUAGCGGUACCAAGACAGCUGCAGUGCUUGUCAAAGUACUUGAUACUCCUGGAGCUCCUGAUGGCUCCAUCACAAUCAGCAGGGUGACUGAAGAGAAGUGUACAGUUUCUUGGAAGAUACCGCUGGAAGAUGGUGGUGACCCAGUCACCCACUACAUUAUUGAGAGGCGAGAAACUAGCAGACUAAACUGGGUGAUGAUGGAGACAGAGUGUAAGACACUGUCAUGUGUCAGCUCUAAACUGAUUAAGAACAAUGAGUACAUCUUCAGAGUCAGAGGUGUGAAUAAAUAUGGAUCUGGUGUAGCACUGGAGUCUGAGCCUAUCAUUGCAAGAAACGCUUACACUAUUACAUCACCACCUGGAACACCAGAGGUUACUGCUGUUGCAAAGGAGCAUGUGAUCAUUGAAUGGAUGAAGCCAGAGAGUGAUGGUGGUAGCGAGAUCAAGAACUACCUUGUGGAUAAGAGAGAGAAGAGCAGUGUUAGAUGGACAAGAGUAAACAGAACAUUCACCGUCUAUGACACAAGACUCAAGAUUUCUGGUCUUCUGGAAGGCAGCGAGUACCAGUUCCGCGUAACUGCUGAAAACGCUGCUGGACCCAGUCUCCCUAGUGAUGCAUCUCCUUAUAUCCUUUGUAAAGACCCAACAUAUACCCCUGCUCCUCCAUCCACUCCACGCAUCACUGAUACAACCAAGCACAGUAUCAGCAUGAAAUGGACAAGGCCCAUGUAUGACGGUGGCUCUGAUGUCACUGGUUACAUGGUUGAGAUCCUUGAGGAAGGAACAGAGCAAUGGUAUAGAGCUACACUAAAGACCCUGAGCACAACAACAUUCACUGCAGGCGGCCUGGCAAGUAACAAGAAGUACAGCUUCAGAGUGGCAGGAGUGAAUGCCUUAGGUGUUGGCGAAUUCAGUGAAGGUAGUGCGGAAACAUCACCCUCAGAGAGAGUUGAAAUGCCUGACUUUGAGCUUCCUGAUGACCUCAAGAAGACUAUCUGCCUGAGAGCUGGAAGUACUCUCAGGCUGUUUGUGAAGAUACUUGGAAGACCAGCACCAGUGGUCACCUGGAGGAAAACCGGUGUGGAACUUUCAAGUCGUGGAUACAUUGAGACAACUGAGUCUUUCACUAGUCUAACUGUUGAAAAAGUGCAUCGUUAUGAUGCUGGCAAAUACUUAGUGGAGGCUGAGAAUCCAUCUGGCAAGAAGAUAUCAACCAUUAUAGUCAAAGUCUAUGAUACUCCUGGACCUCCUGGUGCAGUAAAUGUCAAGGAUUACACUAAAGAAUCUGUUGUUAUCACAUGGGACGUGCCAACUGUUGAUGGUGGUGCACACAUAAACAAUUACAUAAUUGAGAAACGAGAAGCUUCCAUGAAAUCAUACAAAACUGUUACAACUGAGUGCAGGAAGACUUUAUACAGAAUCACAGGUCUUACUGAAGGAACAUAUUACUACUUCAGAGUAUUGCCAGAGAAUAUGUAUGGCAUUGGAGAACCUUGUGAAAUCAGUGAACCAGUUUUGGUGUGUGAAGUUCCUUCAAUUCCAGUUGAUCUUCAAGUUGUUGGCAUUAACAAAUCUUCUGCUGCCCUUCGAUGGGAGAAGCCACUAUAUGAUGGCGGCAGCAGAAUCACUGGUUUUGUCAUUGAAGCCUGCAAGGUGGGAACAGACCGCUGGUUGUCAUGUGCCACUGUCAAAUCUUCAGCUCAACAAUACACUGUGGAUUCUCUGACUGAGAAAGAUGAGUAUCUCUUCAGGGUGAGAGCCUUGAAUAGCAGGGGUGCUAGUGAGCCAAGAGAAAUCACAACUCCUGUUACAAUUGAAGAUCAGAAAGCUGUGCCCAAGAUUGAUCUUACCAGCAUUCCCUCAAGGAUUGUCAAUGUACAUGCUGGCAAACCAAUUGUGCUCAAAAUUCCCAUCAAGGGAAAACCUGCUCCAGUUUGUUCUUGGUUCUUCGGUGGUGUCCAGAUGAAGGAUAAGCUUGAUUGCAUCAAGAUUGAAACAACCGCCACAUCCACCACACUCAAUGUGCGUGAAACAACAAUUCAUGACACUGGUGAUUACACACUCCAGGUGAAGAAUGAGUCAGGUGUGGCAACAGAGAUCAUCAAAAUCAUUAUUCUUGACAAGCCUGGAAUACCCAUUGGUCCUCUCAGAAUUGAUGAGACUGAUGGAGUAUCAGUCACUGUCAGCUGGGAACCACCAGAGAAAGAUGGAGGUGCUAAUAUCAGUGGUUAUAUUGUUGAACAGCGUGAGGCGCACCGACCAGGAUGGACAACAGUAUCUGAAUCAGUGACAAGAACCACAUAUAAAUUUACUAAACUAACUGAGGAAACAGAGUAUGUGUUCCGUGUUGCUGCAUCCAAUCGCUUUGGCAUGGGACGUUUCUUGCAAUCAGAUGUUGUUGAGUGCAAGAGUCCCAAGUCCAUAUCUUCACCACCAGGCACACCAGAAAUACUUGAUGUAUCUCAUGAAGGUAUGACUUUGUCCUGGACACCACCAGAAGAUAAUGGAGGUUCCACAAUUGCUGGCUACAAUAUUGAGCGCAAGGAGACCAGAUCUGACAGAUGGAUGCGCAUCAAUAAGAACCCUGUGACAAUGACCAGAUACAGAUCUACUGGUCUGGUGGAAUUCCUUGAGUAUGAGUACAGAAUAAUUGCCAUCAACUCCCGAGGCAAUAGCAAACCCAGCGCAUGUUCUAAACCUGUUGUUGCAAUGGAUCCAAUUGAACCACCUGGUCCACCAGUAAGUCCAAAGGUUACUGAUACCACCAGAACAUCUGUUUCCCUUGCUUGGCUUCCUCCUGAGGAAGAGGGAGGCUCUGUGGUGACUGGAUAUCUGGUUGAGAUGCAGAAGGUUGACCAAGUUGAAUGGACAAAGUGCAACACCACACCAACAAAGAUCUGCGAGUAUACUCUGACACACAUGCCACAAGGCGCUGAAUACAAAUUCCGUGUGAUGGCAUGCAAUGCUGGUGGAGCUGGAGAACCUGUCGAGGUUCCAGGAAUUGUCAAGGUCACAGAAAUGCUUGACUAUCCUGAUUAUGAACUCGACAAGAUGUAUGAAGAGGGAUACAUUGUCAGACAGGGUGGAGUUGUCAGUUUGUCUGUGCCAAUUAAGGGCAAACCUCUCCCAACUUGCAAGUGGACAAAAGAAGGCCGUGAUAUUUCUCACAGAGCCAUGAUUGCCACUGGUGAAGAGCGCACUGAGCUUAUUAUUAAGGAUGCUCACAGAGAUGACACCGGCACUUAUGACCUCGUCCUGGAGAACAAAUGUGGCAAGAAGGCUGUUUACAUUAACGUUAAAGUCAUCGGACAUCCCGACACACCUGAAGGUCCUCUUGAAUUUGAUGAUAUCCAGGCACGCUCUGUGAGGGUGAGCUGGAGACCUCCCUCCAAUGAUGGUGGAUCUGAUAUUCUUGGCUACAUUGUGGAGAGACGUGAAGUUCCAAAAGCAGCCUGGUAUACUGUGGAUUCAAGAGUGGUUGACACAUCUCUUGUAGUUAAAGGACUCAAGGAAAAUGUUGAGUAUCACUUCAGAAUAUACGCAGAAAAUCAAUUUGGUGUCAGCAGAUCCCUGAAAUCAGAUGAAUCAGUUACACCCAAAACACCUCUCAGUCCUCCAGAGCCUCCCUACAAUCCUCCAGAGAUCAUGGAUGUCACUAAGACUACCAUUGGUCUUUCUUGGUCAAAGCCCAAAGACGACGGUGGCUCUCGUGUCACUGGAUACUAUGUUGAGAGAAGGGAGGUGUCUACAGAGAAGUGGGUCCGUCACAACAAGACUCACAUCACCACAACAAUGUACACCCUCACUGGACUUAUCCCUGAUGCAGAGUAUGUUUUCCGUGUGGUUGCCCAAAAUGAUAUUGGUCAGAGUGAACCUGGAGCUGUUUCUGAAUCGGUUGUAUGCAAAGAUCCAUUUGACAAACCAAGCCAGCCAGGAGAAAUCGACAUUGUCUCCAUUACCAAAGACAGCAUCACCAUCCACUGGGCUCGUCCAGAAUCUGAUGGUGGUAAAGAGAUCCUGGGAUACUGGGUUGAAUACAGACAGGCAGGUGAAAGUGCCUGGAAGAAAUGCGCAAAGGAACGCUCUAAAGACCGUCAGUUUACUAUGGGUGGUCUUGAGGAGGCAACUGAGUAUGAAUUCAGAGUGAUUGCUCAAAAUGAAACUGGUUUGAGCAGACCUCGAAGAACUGCCAUGGGAAUAAAGACCAAAUUGAGUGUUGGAGAGGCUCCAGCACUCAAGGAAGAGAUUAAAGAUGUCACCACUAAGCUUGGAGAACCAGGAACAUUGACCUGCCAGAUUGUUGCCAGACCUCUUCCUGAAAUUAAAUGGUACAGAUUUGGAAAGGAAUUGAUCCAGAGCCGCAAAUAUAAGAUGAGCUCUGAUGGCCGUAACCACUCUAUAACAGUGGUCACAGAUGAGCAAGAAGAUGAGGGCCUGUACACUUGCAGAGCCAUAAAUGAGGCUGGAGAAAUUGAAACCAGUGGCAAGCUCCGUUUGCAGGCAGCACCUCAGUUCCAUCCUGGAUUCCCUCUGAAAGAUAAGUACUAUGCUGGAUCAGGAACAAGCCUUCGCCUUCACGUUGUCUACAUUGGACGACCAAUCCCGUCAAUCAUGUGGUUCUAUGGCAAGAAGCCUCUGAAUCCAUCCGAGAAUGUCAUCAUUGAAAACACAGAGAGUUACUCUCACCUUGUGGUCAGAAAUGUCCAGCGUAAGACAAAUGCUGGAAGAUACAAAGUGCAGUUGACUAACAAAUUUGGCACAGUUGACACAACUCUACGUGUUGAAAUCCAAGAUAAACCAGUCAUCCCUGAAGGACCAAUGGUCGUUGAUUCUAUUCUGAAGAGUGCUGUCGUUAUCAGCUGGAAGCCACCAAAGGAUGAUGGCGGUGCAAUGAUUACCAAUUACGUUGUGGAGAAGCGCGAAGCUAAAGAGGGAGAGAAGUGGCAUCUUGUGUCAUCCUCAAUUUCAGGAACAACUUGCCGUGUUCCAAAUCUGACUGAGAAUGCUGGAUACUACUUCCGUGUCUCCGCACAGAACCAGUAUGGCAUCAGUGAGGCACUCGAAAUUCCAGCUGUCCUCAUCCUCAAGAGUCCAUAUGAAAAACCUGGAAUUCCUCAACAGCCUGUUGUUACAGAGGUCACAAAGGAUUCUUGUCUUGUAUCUUGGAAGGGUCCAACCCAUGAUGGUGGUGCCAAGGUCAAGGCUUACUACCUUGAAAAGAGGGAGAAGAAGCAGAAUAAAUGGAUCGCCGUUACAACUAAAGAAAUCCAAGAGACCCAUUAUGAGGUUACAGGACUCCUUGAGGGCUUUGAAUAUGAAUUCCGUGUCAAAUGCGAGAACAUUGGCGGUGAGAGUGACUGGAGUGAGAAAUCAGAGCCCAUCAUUCCAAAGUCGGACCAGAAACCUCGUGCUCCAAUGUUCAAGGAAGAAUUGAGAGAUAUGAUUGUGAAAUAUAAAGCACAUGCUACCUUUGUGACAAAGGUUGUUGGUAAUCCCAAACCUGUCAUUAAAUGGUACAAGGGUGGCAAAGAAAUUCUACCAGAUGGAGUGAAGAUCAAGGGUCAAGAAUUCAAAGGAGGAUACUACCAACUUGUUGUCUCUGAUGCUGAUGAGAGUGAUGCUACCACUUACCAGAUUAGAGCAACAAAUUCAAAGGGAUCCAUUUCAACAACUGUGAAUUUGGAUGUUGAAAUUCCAGCAAAGAUUUACCUGCCCCAGCAUCUGCAAGGCUUUGGAGCUGUCCAUGCUUUUUGUGGCGAAGUGGUCACAAUCAAGAUUCCAAUCAGUGGAAAACCUGAGCCUGCAGUUGUAUGGCAGAAAGGAAAAGAAAUAAUUGACAACACUGCAUAUCAUCAAGUGAUAUGCACAAGAUCCUUUACUUCCCUUGUAUUCCCUAAGGGAGUCCAAAGGAAGAGCGCAGGUUACUACAUCUUAACAGCAAAGAACAGAUUUGGAACUGACAAACAAACCAUUGAAUUGGAUGUUGCUGAUGUACCCAGUCCACCUAAAGACAUGAUUGUCAGUGAUGUAUCAAGAGAUUCUCUCACUUUCACAUGGAGUCCUCCAGCAGAUGACGGUGGCACACCAAUAAUUAAUUACAUUGUGGAGAAGUGCCCCACUACUGGUGAAAGAUGGAUCCGUGUUGGAACAACAAAUGAAACUACAAUAACUGUAAUCAGUCUCUUUGGCAAGACCAAGUACCAGUUCCGUGUCAUUGCUGAAAAUAAAUUUGGUGUGAGCGAACCAUCUAAGCCUACAGAGCCUGUGACCACAAAGGAAGACAAAACAGUCAUCAGAAAUUAUGAUGAUGAAGUGGAUGAGACUAGGGAAGUGACCAAGGAUGAAGUCCCUAAUUCGAGGGUUAAGCAUGUGCCUACUCGUUACAACAUUGCUGAGGAGUUUGCCCGCUCUGGACAUUUUGGUACAGUUCAUCGCUGUAUUGAAAAGAGUUCAAAGAAGACUUUCUUGGCCAAAUUCAUUAAAGUGAAAGGUGCAGAUCGUGAGCAGGUGGUUAGAGAGGUUGAGACCCUUAACCUGGCCAGACACAAGAAUAUUAUAUAUCUGCAUGAGACCUUUGAUAGCCUGGAGGAAUAUAUCUUGAUCUACGAAUUUUUGUCUGGCGAUGACAUAUUAGACCGUCUUGGCACCUCUACCUUUGACCUGACAGAACAGGAAAUUGUACGCUACAUGAGACAGGUCUGUUCCGCUCUUGAGUUCUUGCAUAGUCACAACUACGGUCACUUUGACAUUAGACCUGAAAACAUCAUAUAUACCACAAAAAAGAGCUCAACCAUCAAGAUUAUUGAAAUGGGCCAGGCAAGACUUCUGACCCCUGGAGAAAAUCUUAGGAUCCAGUUCAGUGCACCUGAGUACUAUGCACCUGAAAUCCACAAGCAUGAUUUGGUUUCUACAGCAACAGACAUGUGGUCAGUGGGUGUUCUGGCAUAUGUGCUUCUCAGUGGCCUUAAUCCAUUCGCCGCUGAGUCUCAGCACAAGAUGGUUGAAAAUAUUACAAAUGUGGAGUACAUAUUUGACAAUGAUGCAUUCAGAGACAUUAGCAUUGAAGCUAUGGACUUUGUGGACAGACUGAUUGUUAAGGAUAGGAAGAACCGUAUGACUGCCUAUGAGGCACUUGAACAUCCCUGGCUGAAAAUGAAGAUUGAAAAUGUCAGCAAAAAGGUGAUCAAAACCUUGAGACACAGAAGGUACUACCAGACAUUGAUUAAGAAGGAAUGGAGCACUGUGAUCUCAGAAGCACGUAUUGCCUAUGGUGGUGGUUACAGAAACCAAAAGGGUCUUACAUUUGAAAGAGUGAAGGUUGGAAUUCCUGAGGAAGGCCUGAGACCAGGACCUGUUAUGCAUGGUUCUGCUGAGGAAGGUGGACAUGUGAGAUUCAUGUGCAACAUCGCAAACUAUGACAGAAACACAGAGGUGACAUGGUACCAUGGUUCUCGCAAACUAGUUGCUAGUCAUAAGUAUGAAAUCAGCUAUGCUAAUGGAUUUGCCAGCAUCUAUGUGAAGGACAUUGAGGACUCAGAUGAUGGCUUGUACAGAUGCAAAGUUGUUAAUGAGGAGAGGGAGGAAAAUUCCUAUGCAGAGAUCUUUGUGGAAAAUGUUAGAUCUCUUCGUGAGUACUACGUGGGACGCACAGUUAAGAAACUGAGGAAGAAGAUUGAUCAAGCUAAACUUCUUUACAGGCCUCCUGAGUUUACACUGCCUUUGUUCAACCGCACAGCAUACAUUGGUGAAGAUGUACGGUUUGGAGUUACAAUUACAAUCCAUCCAGAGCCACAAGUCACUUGGUUGAAGGCUGGACACAGAAUCAAACCUGAUGACAGCAAGUACACCUUUAUAAGUGACAAGGGUCUCUAUCAGUUGCUUAUUCACAAUGUUGGACUUGAUGAUGAUGCUGAGUACACGGUCAUGGCUCAUAACAAGUUUGGUGAGGACAGCUGCAAAGCCCGCCUCACAGUAACCCAUCACCCAGUUGUUGAAGAGACAAUGAGGCCCAUGUUCAAGCGGCUUUUGGCAAAUAUGGAAUGUACUGAGGGAGAAAGUGUCCGCUUUGACUUGAGGGUGUCUGGAAUUCCUUCACCUACCCUGAAGUGGGAGAAGGACGGCAAACCUCUGGAAUUCAGACCACAAGUUGCAGUUGUUCAAGAAAGUGCGGACUACCAUGUUCUCCACAUUCGAGAAACUCUAAUUGAGGACUCUGGUACAUAUAGAGUCACUGCAACAAAUUCAUCAGGAUCAACAACUUGCCAGGCCACACUUAAGGUUGAUCGUCUUACCUAUACCAGGAGAGAAUUUAAGAGUGAGGAAGACAGACAGAAAUAUGUUCAGAACCAAAUUGAAAAGACACUGAAGAUGGCAAAGCACUUCUCAAGCACAGAGGUUGACACAACAUUCAAUCUAGCUGCACAAGAAGCUAUGAAAGAAGUUGCAGAACUAUAUAAACCAGCAUUCAGCACAAAGAAUGUCCAGGGUGAAUUUGACAUUACAGUGGAUAAGACAGCAAAGAAAAUAAAGGUAGAGGAGAAGACAAUUCGUAUGCCCUAUGAAAUUCCAGAACCUCAGGCUCAUGAUCCAACUGUUCUUGAGGAGGACAUGGGUAUCAAACACUUUGUUCCCUUGUCUGAAAUGAAGUGGUACAAGAAGCUUCGUGAUGAGUACGAGGUACCUGAACGCAUGGAGAGAAUUGUGCAGAAGAGACAACGGCGCAUUCGACUUUCCAGAUGGGAGCAAUUCUAUGUUAUGCCACUCCCAAGAAUUACAGACCAGUAUAGGCCAAGGUUCCGUAUUCCUCAUCUCACACAAGACGAUCUUGAAACUGUAAGACCUGCAAGGAGAUCACCUUCUCCUGAAUCAGUGGCAUCCUUCAAACAGAGAAGAAGGUCUCUUGGAGAUUUGUCUGAGGAUGAACUUCUGCAGCCUGAGGCUGAAUAUAUGAAAUCAAAGAGAACUGAAGAGGAGCAGCAGAUGCUUGAAGAGGAGCUUGAACUAGGCUUCUCUGCCUCCCCACCAAGUGGCAGUCCAGUACGCUUUGAACUGUCUUCACUGCGCCGUGCAUCAUCAAAGGCUGUUGCAAUGGCUGAGAUGAAGCAUGAGGAAAAGAAACAGCGCACCACUGUUGCUCAGUUCCUUAGGAGAAGAAGGUCUUUGUCACCAACAUACAUUGAGCUGAUGCGCCCAGUGUCUGAAUUGAUAAGACCUCCUCGAGCUCGUCCCGCAGUGGAAGUUGAGGGAGAGGCUAUCGAGAGAAGAUCACCAACCCCUGAAAGAACACGUCCUCGCUCUCCUAGCCCAGUUUCCUCAGAGAGGUCAUCCAGGUCAUCCUCAAGGUUUGAGAGAUCUGCCAGAUUUGACAUCAUGUCAAGAUAUGAAUCAAGGAAAGCAGCUCUUAAAUCUGAGAGAAAAUACCAGGUUGUUACCCAGACACCAUUCAGCCUUGAUCAUACUCCGCGCAUUACUGUGAGAAUGCGUUCUCAUCGUGUGCCAUGUGGUCAGAACACAAAGUUCACAUUGAAUGUCCAAGCCAAGCCAGACGCAGAAAUCAAAUGGUAUCAUAAUGGACAGGAAAUUCAAGAGAGCAGCAAGUACCAGUUCACAGAUAUGAGUGGAGUUUUGUCUCUAAAAGUCCUUGAUUGCAUUGCAGAGGACAGUGGAACAUAUCGUGUUGUCGCCACAAAUUCAAAGGGAGAAGCAUCCGACUAUGCCACUCUUGAUGUUUCAGGUGGAGAAUUUUCCACAUAUUCCUCUCGCCGUAAAGAUGAGGAGACCCCUGCGACAUUUGUCCCAGACAUCACAAAAACUGACCACUACCAUGUAUCAUCAGUUAGAGCUUCUUCCUCUUCAAGAACUCACCUUGAGAUCAAAGAAACCUCAACAAAGUUCAUGGAAAGACGUGAGGUAUCAGCUUCAGAGUAUGCUGCAGCAGAGAGAUUGGCAUCAUCACCUAUAAGAUAUGCUUCAACUGAGUACUUGUCUUCUGCAUCUUAUUCAUCAUCUGAAAAGUUUGCUGCUACAAAAACAAAGAAAAAAGUUGUUGAAGAGAUUAAGAAGGUGAAGGCCACGUUGUCUGCAAGAAUCCUCACAAAGCCCCAGUCAACUACAGUUUCUGUUGGGGAGACAGCAAGAUUCACAUGUGAUAUUGAUGGUGAACCAGCACCAAGAGUGACAUGGUUGCAUGAAGGAACCACCAUUGUGUCCUCUCACCGUUAUCAGGUGACUACAACACAGUACAAGUCUACAUUUGAAAUCACCUCGGUUGAGAUUUCUGAUGAGGGCAACUACACAGUGAUAGUGGAGAACUCAGAGGGCACUCAAGAAGCAAUAUUUACUUUGACCAUCCGUAAACCACCACCUAAAGAGGAGGUUGUUGCCCCACCUCCAAGUGUGAAGUCCCCUGAGCCUGAGGUAAAAUCCCCAGAACCUGCUCAGGUUACCUCACCAGAGCCCCGAGUCAAAUCACCCGAGGCUGUGAAGUCACCAGAACCAAUUGCUUCACCACCAACAGUAAAGUCACCAACCCCAAUCAAGUCUCCUGAGCCAGUGACUUCGCCCCAGAGGGUGGCAUCCCCACCAACGGUUAAAUCUCCAGAGCCCAUCACAUCACCUGCAAGGCUCAAAUCUCCAACACCAAUCAAAUCCCCUGAGCCAGUGACCUCACCACCAAGGGUGAAAUCUCCAACGACUGUCAAAUCUCCUGAACCAAUUGCUUCACCUGCAAGGGUGAAAUCUCCAGUGACUGUCAAAUCUCCUGAACCAAUUACUUCACCUCCAAGGGUGAAAUCUCCAACAACAGUGAAAUCACCUGAGCCAAUCACCUCACCUCAAAGGGUAAAAUCUCCACCAACUGUAAAAUCUCCAGAGCCAAUCACUUCACCAGCGAGGGUGAAAUCUCCAACAACAGUAAAAUCUCCAGAGCCAAUCACCUCACCGCAGAGAGUGAAAUCUCCUCCUACUGUAAAAUCUCCAGAGCCAGUUGCUGCACCUCCAAGAAUCAAAUCUCCAGUGCCAAUUGCUUCACCUCCAAGAAUCAAAUCUCCAGUGCCAAUUGCUUCACCACCAAGAGUGAAGUCCCCAACUACAGUCAAAUCACCAGAACCAAUUACCUCACCAAUGAGGGUGAAAUCCCCACCCACAGUCAAAUCACCAGAGCCUAUCAUGUCACCUAAACGGGUAAAGUCCCCAACACCAGUUAAACCAAAGAUUGUUCAGCAGCUUAAAGCAGAGGCUUCAGAGGACAAAGUGAAAAUGUACUGUGUUGCUGAAAGCAUGGUGAAGGAAGUUGUGUGGUACAAAGGCAGCAAGAAAUUGACACAAGGCAGUCACUAUCAAAUUCAAACCUCUGCUGAUGGAACCUGCUGUAUGUAUAUCUACGACGUCUCUGAGAGUGACCAAGGUGAAUACACCUGUGAGAUUACUACAGAAGGAGGAAUGUCCAAAACAUCAUUCUCCUUCACUGGCCAAGUGUUCCAGAGCAUAUACUCAAAGGUUACAGCUUUUGUAGCAACGCACAUGGCAAUUCAACAAUCCGUAAAGACCUCUGAGGUCAUGGGUCAUGGAUUCCAAGAGUCAUCUGAAAUGAUGGUCAUGAAAGAAAGUUCCGCUUUUUCAUCCAAAUCUGUCCACAUGGAGAGCUCUGUUCAAGAGUCCUCAUUCAGCAGUUCCAGCAUGGCUGAAAUGAAGUUGGCUGAAAUGAAGUUCGAAACAAUGUCUCAAUCCAGCAUGUCCUCAAUGACAUCUGAGUCUGUUUACGCCAUGAGUUCAAGUAUGUCAAUGUCAAGUCACUCACAUGUAGAGGGGUCCUCCAUGAGAGCCAUGCUGCACAGUGGGCAAGGUUCAGCACCCAGAAUCGAAGCCCUCCCUGAGGAUAUCAGCAGUGAAACAGGGAAAGUCCUUACCGUUGCCUGUGCUUUCUCUGGAGAGCCCAUUCCUCACAUUGAGUGGUCCCGCUCAGGAAAGAAACUGCCUGGUGAGGAAAGUGGUAGAUUCCAUGUUGAGACCACAGAGGACCUCACCACACUCAUCAUCACUGGUGUCAAAGAGAGUGAUGCUGGCGCAUACACCCUCAAACUUUCCAAUGAGCAUGGAUCUGACACAGCAACUGUCACCAUUAGUAUUCGAUCAGUGUAAAAGCAAUAUGAUUAUUUCUAAUCCCCCUCCCUCUUUAAGUGCCUUUUUAUUUAUUAAAUGAGCAAAAAAUCUUUACUUGAUAAAUACCUGGAUUACUGUUCCUGUAAAUAUGAACUAUUUUUAUACCAAACUUGACAUUAAUUUAUGCCAAACUAGACUAAAGUCUAAAGUUGUUAUAAAAUGUGCCAUAUUGGAUAAUUAUGACUUAGGAUUUUUGGAUCCAUUUUUCUGUGACAUGUACAUAAUGUAUAUAGCCGAAUUUAACGGUUAUGGGAAAUGUAUGAAUUGUUAUUUAUGACAAUAUUAACUGAAACAAAAGGAACUAAAUGUUUAAUAGGAGAAAGUUUCGCAUGAAACGAAUACCCUGUUAAACCUGAAACUAAACUCUGUGCCUCAACAAAAAGUUGAAGUCUUAAGAUUGCCUCAACAGGUAGAGAGGCUCCCUGUUGAUGUUUUACUAAAUCUGAGAGACAAUAUAAUAUUCACUGUAUGCUCAUACAUGCAGCGAUAUUACCGUACUCUUAUGAAAUGUUACUUGACCAUAAGACCUUGAGUGCUGUUUGCAUAUUACCCUCAUGUAAGCAGGACAACUAGGCCUUGUGUUCAGACUGACUGUGUCAUACCACCAUUUAAAUGACAUGCUCAUAGUGCGAGCGGCCUGCACUUCUUGAGCAAAAGUUUUGAUGUGCUCUGUGUCUGGCAAAGGACUGCUUGAAUAUACUUUCAAAAACAACAUCACCUGGCCAUAAAAUAUAAAAAGUAUAUCUUGUACUUCUUUGCAGAAGCAGAGCCUCCUCUUGGAGGAUUGCUUUGUGCAUCAUGUGUGUUUGUGUGUUAGCUUUAGAAUUUCACCCUGUCAGUCGUUGGGGCAAAUAUCAAGAAAUUGUACCACAGUAACAACACCUGCUGUGCAAAGAUGACUUAACAAAAGUAACUCUAUGCCCUACACUUUGGUUUGAUUAACUUUAGUAUUGUAGUAUUACUUAUAUAUGCAACCUCCUUGAGUUUUAUUAUUAUUGAUUCAAUAAAGCAUGAUUUCAGCACAUACA
Sardina pilchardus (European sardine) is the source of this 92841-nucleotide messenger RNA. RefSeq names its product titin, tandem duplicate 2 (gene ttn.2). Gene Ontology annotation, biological process: protein phosphorylation. NCBI's taxonomy places the organism in Eukaryota, Metazoa, Chordata, Actinopteri, Clupeiformes, Clupeidae. Gene Ontology annotation, molecular function: protein kinase activity; ATP binding; protein binding. The record is from RefSeq and is a predicted model, not a curated record. The coding region runs from base 218 to 91792 and encodes 30524 amino acids. The transcript has 228 exons.